This is a messenger RNA of Podarcis lilfordi (Lilford's wall lizard), 89938 nucleotides long. The record is from the annotation of a GenBank genome assembly. Lineage: Eukaryota; Metazoa; Chordata; Lepidosauria; Squamata; Lacertidae.
AUGCCCGGGGGCGGCGGCCCGGCCCGCGGCGGCGGCUGCGCUGCUGCUGCGCGUCGCCUGACCCCGCGCCGAGUCGGCCGCGCUGGACCUCCGCCUCGCGCGCUCUCCGGCCAGGACCUCCUUCUCUCCCCGCCGCGGCUCCAUGGCUCCCCGGACGCGCCGGCUGCUCCCGCCGGGGCCGGCCUGAAGAGGAGGAGCGCGGCGGCGGCGCUUGCCGGGUAAGGGCCGCGGGGCGACGGGGCUCCGGCCUCGGGGCGGGAGAGAGGAGGCUGCCGGGGCGGGCAGGGGCGCCUCGCCCCCUCCUCUCGUCCUCGGGCUUUUCCCUCGCGCCUUUUGUGAGCCACGCUGAGCGUUUUGUCGUGUUCUCUUUUUGCCACCAAGCUGCCUAUUAGUUGACAUGCAUCUUUUCGGUGCUCGCGACAGCCCUGCCAGGUGGGUCGAGCUAAGAAAUGUGCAGUGCCUGCCCCAAGGUCACCCCAGCCAAAGGGCGCCUGUGGCCCCCCGGCCGCACAAGAACUCCUCACUGCCGUCCCAUCUGCCUUGCUUCAUGGGGGGCAGCCGGGGGGGGGGGACACAUUCUGCUGCGCCCAUGCUGCUCCUGCUAGCAGGGGGGUGAACUUGCUGGCUGAGCUGCAGGUGCCUCUGGGGGCGCCGGAAAAGGGUGCUUUGGCCCAGGUGCAGUGGGAAUCUCCUUGCCUGCCUGGAAGAGCCUUUUUCGCCGGGGGGGGGGGGGGAGUAGAGGCUCUGCAAUUUGGCUACUUAUUUUUCCUGAGACUACCCAGGUGGCCUCUUAUUGCAUGCUAUGGAAUCUCUCACUUUGGGGUAACGGGCUGGAAAUCUUUCCUUUGGAUGAUUAAUCUGCUCCCCUCCCCCAUAAAAUUGGAAUGAGUGGCAGAAUUGCUUCUGCUUAGGCCGGUGAAAGUGUAGUGAAGCUUUCUCAGAACUGACAAGAGAGUGGUGUUUUCUUUGAUUACCUGGCAAGCCUUGUGUGUGUUGGAAAUCACCUGCCCCCCACCCUGGGAAUGUGUGUGGCGGGGGGGGGGAUUGGAUGUACCUUCCAACUCAGCAAGUCUGUGAUCUGUGUGGAGAGGUUGGUCUGCCCACGUGCCUCACCCCCCUUGGUCCUCCUUGGGGCAGGAGCAGGAGGUGGGCAUGUACCUGUGGUUUUUAAUUUCUAAAGGAGCGCAGGGGUGCUUUUAAUGAAAAGGGUAAAUGUUGCUGACACAUCCUCAUGGCAGCAGUGGGAUGGAGAGCAAGGGAGAUCUCAACCAACCCACCUCAGCAGUACAUUGAUUUUCUUUUUAGGCUACUGUUAGGGAUUCUUGGCAUUACAUGUAAAUGGAGGGGUUUUUGGUAGCGAGAGGAAAUCUGCUGUCUUGAAUAAUACAAUAUUUUUUUGAACGGAGUGGAGGGUUGACAAGUAGACUGUUGGCCUCCUUCGCAGAGAUGUGUAACCGGGGGGGGGGCUGCAGAUGUAGCUGCACCCCCCUUUUUAAAAUUAAAUUAUUGAACGCUUCACAAACUUGCAUGCUGCUGUGCUCCUGAAUGCCCAUUGCCCCUAACUUGGGCACACUGGCUUUAGAUGAUGCUUCAGCAGCCUCUGGAGGGCCACACGUUUGCCACCCCUGCUGUGGAACUACCUGAGCCUCUUGUGAGCAGAGGGGGUGGGUGGGGAAAAGGCUUUUGCCUGGCUUGCAGCUGGUUGCUGGUCUGGUCCACCAAAGCAAUUCUGUCUUUGGAACCUUAGAUAAAAUGCCCGGGGGGGGGGCAGUUCCCUGGCUGCUGAGAAGCAAACCUCCAUGUGCAGGGGCAGUCUGCCAUGAUGGCGGGGAGGGGGCGGGGAGGUAGAGGCAGAGCUUGGGGGCACCUGGCUGGCAAGUCCUGCGAACAGGACUCAGUGUUGGACUCAGUGGGUUUGACCCAGCAGGGAGAUGAUCUUCUUGAUGUCCCUCAGUUUACUCAUUUAGUCUGUAGAUUAAGAGAAAUCCCAUUUUGCUGGAGGAGGUGGAGGCUUUCCAGAACCUGCAUUUUUGUUUGUUGUGCCCACAUCAGGGGCUAAUUUCCUGCUAAGAUCAUGCCCAUCCUUGAAUCCGGAAUCUUUUAAGAAAGAACAAGCUCUGAGAAGUAGGAGUUUGCUUGGCUGUGUUGUAAGAGGCACAAACAAAUGCAGCAAACAUUAUCUCCCCAUCCUCUUGCAAUACAGCUCACCUUCCAGCUGGCCCUUAUCUUUCCAUGAAAGGAGCUUACAGUAAAUGUGUUUAUUCCCCCACCCCCCUUUUUUUUUUAAAGUGCAGUCUCUGCAUAGUGCCUGAUAGGUUGGGCUGCACACAGUAAUUCUGGGUCUGAAGAGGCAGAGGUGGUGCAAGAGUUAAAUUGCAGUGAGGCUGUGUGUGUCUCUGCCCCCCCCCUUUAAGCUGAUCUCGUUCCUUUCACAUGACCAGGGAUGGAUGAGCGCACUAACCUCCUUCUCUCUGGCUGAGCAGGAGCAGAAGAGCUCCCUUUAGUGUCUCUUACAAAGAAGCUGUUCAGCCAAAGAGCAUCUCCUAAUCCGAGGUCGGAGGCAUCUGGCGAAUUAAGGGCAGAAACUUAGGCGAGGGGUCUUAAAGGGGCCGAAGCUGCCCGUCUCUUAGGUGGGGAAGAGAGGCGUGCCUGUGAAUGGAGAUAAGGGGAGCUGUGUCAGAUGCGACUGGUCUUUGUAUUUAAUUUAUUUAUAUCCCUUCCUUUCCCCCAAAUUGCCAUUCAAGGUGGCUUCCAACGUUUAAAAACAGCACCAUUGUUAUUAUUUAUUAUUAGUGGCAUUUAUUAAUCGCCUUCUAUGCCAUUGUCUCAAGGCGAUUUACCCAUAAGAUAAUGACAAACAGUUAAAAGCAUAAAAACAACCAGUACCUUUAAAAACAAGACUGGUGCCCUGACAAGUGGUGAAGACCCCUUUACCCAGCUGGGGAAGCCUGUCAGAACAUUUCCAGGAGGUGUCAGCGGGCAGGGAAGCUUUUCCAUAGAACAGGGGCAGCCACACUAAAAGCCCUUCUCCAGGUUCCUGCAGAGCUUGGCUCUCCUUCCAAGGGUCUAAUUACCCACGCAAUGUCAGCAACGUUGUUGGCCUGUGGCCAGUACAUUCUUAACGUUAUAAAAUAUAAAGUAGUGAAAAAAGCUAGUUUAAAAAACCAACAGUUGUAAUACACCAGACCCCGUUUAGAGCCAACAGUUUGCCCUGACAGCUGCCCAGUGGUCAGCGCUGCCUGCACCUCCCUUUCCAGAGGCCUGUUCCAGGAAGACACAAAAGAGGGAGCCCGUCUGGCCUCUCUUGGGAGAGAAUCCCGCCUUCUGGGAGCAGCUGUAGAAAAGGCUUGCUCUCGCAUCCCCACCAGCAUCUGGUGCUGAGGGGACUGAGAGAAGGUGCUCCCCUGAGGAUCUUUGCACCCUGGCAGGUUCAGGCCAUAGAUUUACUGGUCAUCAGCAGCACUUUGAAUUGUGCCUGGGAUCAGAUCAGAUGUCAGUAAAGUGGUUUUAACUGGAGAGUAGCGUUCCUGGCUGCUGGUUCCCACAGUGGCAAACUGACCCUCUGGACUUAAGAACCACAGCCUCCUCCUCUCCCCGUGGCUCAGCAAGAGAGCAACCCUGCCUGAAACCCUGGAGCCCUGAGCCAGGUGGGCCAAGGCGGCUUCAUGCAUUCCCCAGCUGGUCUUGAGAUGGUGUCUGUUGCAGCGAGGAACUUUGGAGCUCACAGGGAGAAGCCCCUGCCCAGUUGCAUUGGGUGUUUUGACCUGCAGGUUCUAGGAGAUGGACUUAUGCCUGCUACACAAGGCCAGGGUGCUUUUCUGGGCUGGUUGGGAGCUGCACUUCAAAACGUCUGGAGGGCACCAGGUUGGCGAAGCAUGGAUUAAACGUCCUCCUGCCACAAUCAUUUUCUGCAAUGUACUCCCAUGCUGUUGAUCCACAUGGAUGUGGUGUGGCAGCAGAGUAGGAAGCUGUGGUUUAUAACUCAGUGUUAGGAGCUGAUAUGUAAAUAUUCUGGCCUUUGAGCAGACCUAUGCUCCUUGCUUUGUAGCUUAAAAGGUAAAGGGUUCAUUAGGUUCAGUCGUGGCCGACUCUGGGUUGCGGUGCUCAUCUCGCUUUAUUGGCCGAGGGAGCCGGCGUACAGCAUGACUAAGCCGCUUCUGGCGAACCAGAGCAGCGCACAGAAAUGCCGUUUACCUUCCCGCCAGAGCGAUACCUAUUUAUCUACUUGCACUUUGACGUGCUUUCGAACUGCUAGGUUGGCAGGAGCAGGGACCGAGCAACAGGAGCUCUCGUGGGGAUUCGAAACGCCGACCUUCUGAUCGGCAAGUCCUAAGCUCUGUGGUUUAACCCACAGCGCCACGCGCGUCCCUUGCUUUGUAGUUUAAGACUAGCUAAAUUGAGGGAUGGGAAAGACCACCUUCAUGUUCUAUCAGCGUCCAUGGUUCUUGGGUGCCAAAGCCAGAUUUAAAAUUUUAUUUUUUUAAGCUGGUGUCUGGAGUUUUCCACCAUGGGCUAAUUGCAGACCUUAGUUGGCAGAUAAAAACCAUAUGUAAAGUAGUUAUUAUUCAUUUUUUAGAAACUUAGGUUGGAGCAAAAGUAUGUAAGCUUUCAGGCUUUGUAGGUGUUUUGCUAGGUGAAAUGUGAAGGGAGCAACAUUUCUGGCGCAGAUGGAACAGGUUGGCUUAGUGGCUGAAUACAUUUUCGCAAGGAAAAACCUGCUUUCCAAAUAGCCCAGCCCUUGUGAACUUUUAAAGCCUGCGUACAUUUUAACCCGACUUAAGUCACUUGAGUGAAAGAUGGUAGCUGUGGGGUGAGGAACCUGUGGUCUGAGGGCCACAUUCCGUGCUGGGUGGCCUUCCAGGGCCACGUGCAAAAGUGGGCACAGCAACAAAUGUGCGUUUUGCCUUUUUACUACAAGGCUGCUUUUUCUCUCUGUGCUGCAUCCAUCCAAGCAAGCAAGAAGGGGGGGCUGGACUUGGGCCCCCAGGGCUGCAGUCCCGCUUCCCUGAUUUAGAGGGUGCUGCCUUGUAAGUGUUUUGCACGGAUUUGGCCUCUCAGCCAUAACGCCCUAUGAUGGCCUUAGCUCCCCCCCCCUCCGCCAGCAUACCUCACAGGGCUGUUGUGAGGCUGAAACAAGAUUGCCAUAGAAUGGCAGAGUUGGAAGGGACCGUGAGAGUCAAACCCAGGACCCUCAGAUUAAGACUUUUGUGCUCUGCUGACUGAGCUAAUGUAUAUGAAAUGAUAAAACAAACCAAAAAGGGUGGGGGGAGAAACUAAGGUAAAUGGUAGCUUCUAAGGUUGUAAGCUCCUUGGGCAGUGGUGGAGUUGCAUGUACCUUGAAAUAGUCGGGGAACUGGAAAGAGGGAGAGAGUUUAUUUGGAUUUGUAGCGAAAUCUCAGCUCAUUUCCUCCUCCUGUGCUGGAACCUCUUGAUAAUGACGGUGCCUGCAGAUUAUAGAUCUGAUCAUUUGGAACCAAAUAAAACCCUUAGCUUCCUUCAACUUUAUACACCUUUUGAAAGGCUCCAAGAAUUUGGUGGGUCUGUCUCCCCCGUGGCACCUGCCACUUUCUUUUCCCUGCAUAAAGAUCCAUCUCCGGUUUUAACAGGUCGAUAAAUCUCCGCUUCCAAGUCCCACCUCUCAGUUUCAUGCUGCAAGAUAUUUCAAGCCUGAAGAGGGAGGGCCAUUAAAAAUGCAAGGCUCUGAGCCGCUGGGUAGUGAUCCGGGGCUGCAGGAAGGCAAAACUCACCCUUCCCCCCUUUUCUUCCUAAGGUAACACUAAUGUCUCAGUAAAUGAAACUGAUCUGUAGAAAACGUAACUUGAAAAAAAAGACAUUGCACAUACCUUUGUAAACCAAGAAAUCUUUAAUAAAAAUAUUUUUUUUUAAAAAAAAAAGACGUUGGCCGUGUGCUUGAGUAGUGAAAUGGGACUUCAGUGGCCCACCUUCCUUGUUCCCUGAGACCACCUCCUCUUUCCAUGUGUGAGGAUAAGGAAAUAUUUCUUUACAAAGCAGAUUUCAGUUGAGAGUGGCGCUCAGAACUUGUUGGGAAUUUGAUGGCCUUUCACUUUGGAAGAGUCCUGAUCCUGCAACCCAGUUGCUAAGACAGUGGCUGCCAAAGUGACUACUUCUGGCCCUUGGGGGAGGGGGGUGCUGACGGCGUAAAUGGCUAUCAGACUCUGAAAAGCUGGUAUCACCGGAUCACAUCCAUCCGUUUCAUUGUAUUAAUUAGACUAAGUAGUUUUAAUUAGAUUUUCUAGUAAAGGUGUAAUGCAUUGUUGCAGUUUUGAAUUUUAUUGUGUUAUUAUCUUCCUUGAUGGGUCCUGCAGACCACUAUUCUGAAUCAUGCUUCUUAUAGGGCAGGGGAGGGGGCACUUGGGGUGAAUUCAUGGAGCCAAGGGGGGCAGUGGCUGGGGAAAGUGUGGGGCCCCCUGCUCUGAACUCUUAUGUGCAGCAAACCGGCUACUCCUCCCUGGAGUGGAGAGGGAGGAGAGGCAGUGGAGGGGCAUUUCAGAGUUCCCGCUGCUCCUGCUUGCAAGAGAGUCGUGUCAAGUGGCUGAAUGUGCCUUUGCUGUGUGUAAAGGCUGCAGGUGUGGGGGCCAUUAAUGGCUGCCCUGGUCUGCCUGCCUUGCCAGCUGCCCUUACUAAGCCUCCGAGUAAGUGGAGAAGCUAGAUUUUUGCCAUCCACCGUGAAAACAUGCUUAACUUUUUUCUGUACUGAAAAGAAAACACAGCUAAUGUCAUUUUAAGAAUAAUUUAAAAUGUGUUACCCAGUUGCAGCCCAUUUUGCAUCCUUCUCCAGGUUGCAUAUAUGGGUUGGUUUGUUUUUUAUUUGAAAAUAAUGAUAUUGAGCUUAUUACAGCACUUCAGAGUACAGGAUGAUACUUAACAGUCUAAAAUGGAGAAAGGGGGAAAGCGGAGGUCUGAGUAAACAGGGAUUCUUUAUAAGGGGUUCUUUCAGUUGCACCAGAGACUUUCCUGAGUCCUUUGUAUGGUGCAUGAGGCUCUCCCCCUCCCCCCUGUCCUCCUGCCCACACGCAGAGUGCCUUCUUGUUCCUGAACAACCACAGUUGGUCUUUCUCUGUGGCAACUAGUACUUAAGGGGCAUAUCCUGAUGGGGUCAAAAACUCUGCUUUGAUCCCUUGCAAGCCUGUAAAGGAGGAAAGAGCUGGCCUGUUGCUAAUGCCUUGAGAAAAUAUGUGACUCUCUGGACAAGCUGCUAUGCCAAAUAUAAAUGAGAAAUUGCAUUCAGGACUUUCCAGGCAAGCGAAGGAGCGAGAGAGGAAGGACAUUUCUCUCCUUUUUCUCUUGCCUGGUGCAUUCUUUGGAAAAAGCUAAUAUUCCUGCAAGGUAAUUCAAUCAAACAACGAUUCCUGUCUGCAAAUGCGGCAGCGAGGCAGGCUUACAAAAGCCCCUGCUUUUAUUAUCUCCUGCUUGCUCGAGAAUUGCUUUUCUCCCUCGAGUGAGCUGGCUAAAGCUGGCUUUAUUAUGUUAACCUAUUUGUGUGUCAAGAGCUAUUGUGCCGCUCAGUAUCUCUGUUUGUGUUUGCUUGGCACUGCAAAGAAAAGGGCAAGGGAAGGGAGAAGAGGAGGAGAAAUGGCCGGCUGGUCAGUGCCUGGCACUUGGGGGGGGGGGCAGCACCACUUGCUUGCGUCUCCCGUGAUUGCUCAACCCCCAAGGAGGCGUCCGCCAUGAUUAUCAGCCUGCUGCCUAAUAAUGUCUCCUAAAAAGCGCACCUCUUUGAGUUUUUGUAGUGUUUGCGGCAGGGAUGCUAUUUCUACUUUGGUUGUGCAACCUUUGCUCACCUAGUGCCCCUAAAUGUUUUAGCCUGCAGCUAGAGGCUACCAAGGCUGCUGAAGGCUGCACCCCUAUCUGCAUCUAAGUCUCCCUCCUUCCCCCCGGUUUUGUAGUAUCUGACACAGACCAAUGGUCCUUCUAGUUCAGUAUUGCCUACACUGACUGGCAGCAGCUCCCCAGAGUUUCAAAUGGGUCUCUCUUAGAUGCUGGGGAUGGAACCUGGGUCCGUCCUUCUGCAUGCAAGGCAACUGCUCUACCACUGAGUGAGUUAUGCCCUUUCCCAGAUCAUUAGCCCAGCUGGGGAAACCCAGUCAAAUGGAUAGGGUAUAAAUAAAAAAAUUACUAAAUGUAUAAAAUGAAUUGGGUGGUAUAAAAUAUAUGCAGGGGGGAAAAAGAACCAUGGAGGUGGAAGUCUUUUGAUAAGAAAUUAGAGAAUGAAAACGUAAGAUGUGUAUUAUAGGUCUUUGAAGGUGCAUAAAUAAAAAUUCAAAAAACUAAAUACAAUAUUAUUAUUUGCCAAGUCCAUUCGGAGCAGGAGUGUCUUAAGUUCUUGGACAGAGAAGAAUUUCCCCUCCGUCUUCUUGCCUUUGCUGUCCCAAAAUAUUUUUAACUGGAUGUGCCCACCCAGAGACCUCCUGCCCUCAUUUCUUUUGUCAAAAGAGCUCAGGACAGUGAGCGUGAUGCUUUUCUGGUGUAUCCUCACAACAGCCCUCUGGGGUGGGCCAUCCAGUGUUCGAGCAAGUACCUGGCCCAGGAUCUGAGCUGUCCUGUCCAACAUUUAAUCCCUUUGCCACAUGAGCUGGAUGUUACCGUGUUUUUCGCUCUAUAAUGAAGGGGAAAUGUGUGUGUGUCCUAUGGAGCAAAGACGCCAUAGCCCGCGACCCUCUCCCGGCUGGAGAGGUGACGCGCGGCUAUGGCAGGAGCCUCUCCGCUGCGCCUUACCGCUGCUCCCCGACCUGCUCUUUGGGGCUGGUGGUGGGCUUCCCCCCGCCAGCCCCAAAGAGCAGGUCGAAAGGAACCUGAAGCCUGGAGAGCGAGCGGGGUCAGUGCACACCGACCCCUCUCGCUCUCCAGGCUUCCAAGGUAGCCGCCUGAACGCACCUUAAACGGCGCCUUGUUUUAGAGUGGGAAAACAAGAGGGGGAAAGUUCUCCCCCUCUCUGCGCAGCGCCUCCUGGGCAGAGAGGGGGAGAUUUUUUUUUCCUUGUUUUUUUCCUCUAAAACAAAGUGCGUCCUAUUGUCCGGUGCGUCCUAUGGUGCGAAAAAUACGGUAAAUAACUGAACCCCCAAAAUGUAAAAAUCAUGGUGGUUCCUUUCCCCUCAGCUGCUCCUCUGAGGAUUUAAGUAAAAUGAUGCUGUGCUUCAAUAGACCUCCAGUUUGGAGAAAAUGAAGAAAGAUGUUGGGUUGAAAGUACUCCAGGAUGGAGAAAGCUGUUGUUUUGACUGAGAAAUAAUUAAUUAAUUAAUACUUUUUAUUAUUUAUACCCUGCCCAUCUGGCUGGGAUUCCCCAGACACUCUGGGUGACUUACAGCAUAUAUAAAACAUUAAAAUAUCAAGCAUCAACUUCCCAAUACAGGGCUGCCUUCAGGUGUCUUCUAAAAGUUAUGUAUCUUCUUGACAUCUGAAGGGAUGGUGUUCCACCGGCAGGGCGCCACCACCAAGAAGGCCUUUUAAGAAAGCACUUUAAAAAGAAAGUAUGAAGGAGCCGGUGGUCUUUUUGAUUCACAAGUCCCAGGAGUCUGCAGGUAAAGGGUGAAAGUGCAUGCGACAGGUGUAUUGGGGUAGCCCUACCCCCACUGUUAAUAAUUGGGGGGGCGGGUUGCAUUCAGUUGCAUUCAAAUGCCUUUCUUUUGAAAUGAAGCAAAAUGCUGUCACUGAAUUGAUCUUUGCUUGAUCCCAUUGUUAAGUUGGCCCAAGUCCCUUUUCCCCGUGUUGUGGAGGUCAGGGCCCAGUGAGAUUGUGUCUCCUUUUCUUAGAUUCUGGAAUCCUGAGCGGCUGGUCUUUUCUUGCACGGACCUCACCAGUUCUAAAACGGAUUGGGAUCCCCAAGUAUCCUUCAAAAUGGAUUGAGUCAUCCAGACUCAAAGGCGUAACUGAACCCCAUUUACCUUCCUGGGUGUGUCUCCGGACUUUCAGUACUGUGGGGACUUGAAUAAUUUUGAAGGCUCCACCCAGGGUGGGUGCCUGUUGUGACCCUGUCUGAGUGAAUGGCCUCGCCUCCUCCCAAAGCAGGUGGAAAAUCCUGCCUUGUGCCUCCUCACGGGAUGCCAUGGAGCCACUCAGACACUCCCAGCCAGCCACCUUACUGCCCCCAAGGAGACUCAAAAAUGGGGGUGGUGUCAACUCCUCCAUGUGCAGGGAGCCCCCACAACCCAGAAGGGCUACCUUUUCUUUCCAUUUUUCUGAUACACCAAAGCAAGUUAUGAUUUAUUGAUACGCCGUCUUUCUGCCCAGAGGAGACCCCGAGGCGGCUCACAAACAAUGCAAGUGCAGAUAAACACGUAGCAAUAUAAAUGCGGUGAGAAUGAGACAGAAGAGUAACAUUUCCAGAGUAUUAGAGGGCAUUCAUUUUCCUGCCCCAAAGACAGCAGAUUGUCCCCCACAAAAACAUGAAAAGAAAGAGAGAGCCACAGGGAGGACUUAAAGUAGCAGCUCCUCCUUUUAAGGGUCCAAGGAAGGCGCUGGGAGGCAGGUGCAGCAGCCUCUGUCCUUGAGAGCGAGUUACAGGUUUCUACUUUGGAUCUAGUAUGAAAGCUUCCUCCAGCUGCCAGAAGUUUGCAGACGCCUCUGGUUGGGAGGCCAAAUUGGAUUCCCUUUCCUUGUGACAUGGCAUUAAAAGCCAGGGGGGGGGGGGAGAGAUGUUUGUUUAAGCCUGUUAUGGGUCUCUUGGUGACCCUGAGUGCACCCUUCCACCGGGGCACAUGAAAUUCUCUCUUGGCCAGAGGCUGUGGACGCACAUAGAGUUGGGCUGAACGUUACCUCACUUAGCUAAUAAGCUGACGGGGGGAGGGGGGGAGGUUAGGAUGACCUCUUGAAGAUGCACACAGCCGGAUGUGCCCCCCAGGGCUGUGAGCUACUAAAGACGGAAAGGUGUGCAGAUUCCUCGCUCAAGACAGAUCUUUCCUGAAUGGCAGAUGAUGGAUGCUGUCUCUGGUUAAAAGGGGGAAGCCUACAGCCCAAAGGGUGUCUGGCUUCUGUGGGGGAAGGAUGCAGAGCCCCAGGGGCCACUGAACUGCCUGGGGGCCAUUUCUGGAAAAGUUGUUUUGCUCCUUGGUAAGAAGCAGCCAAAUAAUGAGCAUCAGGAGCCCCAGUUUGAAAGUCCUUGGUCCUCAUUGGCUGUUGGAAUUAAGCCAGGGGCACAUUAGCCCAGCUUUUGUCCAUCCUCUUAGCUUGGUGGCUUCCAUUAUUCCCGUUACGGCUCUCCUAGAGGGCUGUGGUGGGACACAUGGGAAGGUUAAAAGGGUGUCUCUGUACAUGUGCUGUUGUCCUGCCCUGAUUCUAGAGCUGUGGUUUUCUUGCUGUUUUGUGCAUUGCAUUGAUUUUGUAGCUGUAAUGGAAAUGCUCCCUUCCUCCUAGAGGUUUUGAGGCCCAGCACUUACUAUUUUAGAAACUGAGCAUCCAGUUAUUGGCCUCCCCCCCCCCCCACCUUGCAGUAAAUGCUGUGGGAGGAUUGCAGCACAAUUCCAUUUCUGUGAGCUGAUGGGGGUCCUUAAAACAACGCCUUGUAAAUACCUGCUCCUCUUUGUCACCUGGAGGCGAUUCUGACUGUCCCCUGGGUGCUCCCCGGCUCCUUUUGCAAGGAGCUAGCUUGGUCUCUGGGGAGCAGAAGUGCCCCCAACUGGGCCUUUUAUUUAACCCUCUUCUUCUGCCGUAUCUUCAAUGGGCAACCAGUCACAGGCCAAACAAGGUGCCUUUGCUUCCCUUUGCGUUUAUUGCAAAUGCAGAACCAGGGCUUGUGGGGUGUCUGGAGGGGGAAACGCAGCUCUGCCCUGGGCCGGAAGCCAUGAAUGCAGCAGCUCAGUCCCAUCCUGUUCCCCCUCCGCCCGCUUCUUUCGUCCUCCCUCCCUCCCUCCAUUUCAGGGUCUCGUGGUGGCUUUUUCCUGGAGAGGCGCACAAACGCAUCUCUUUAUGGCUGGCUGUAAACAAGCUUCCAAUAAAAACAAGUUAAUGACCUGAAACCGACAAGAGCCUGCUGGGGAUUUUUUAUUGCCCUGGAGACUCCUCUUGCCAACGAGGAGACAGAGCAGCAGGGCUCCUCCCACCCCCGCAGAAAGGCCAGGUGAUUUCUGGUGAUCUCUGCAGGGGCCACCUCAAGUGCUUUAACUGAUUCCGACCUUCCUUGGGCAUUUAGUUCAAUAAAAGUUGCAGAAAAGGGCAACUGAGGAGCCGGAGUUACACAGAAGAUGGAGCAAGCGUGUUUUCUCCUGCUCUGGAGGGUGGGACUCAAACCAGUGGCUUCAAGCUACAAGAAAGGAGAUUCCGACUAAGUAUCAGGAGGAAUUUCCUGGCAGUAAGAGCUGUUCGACGAUGGAACGGACUCCGCCUUUGGAAGAAGGUGCUGGACUCUCCUUCCGUGGAGUUUUUUAAACACAGGUUCAUAGAGUAAUAGAAUGGUAGAGUUGGAAGGGAUCCCAAGUGACAGGAGCGAGUGAGCCCGGGUUCUGCUUUUUUUUUUAAUAAUUUUUUUAUUAAAGUUUUAAACAACAAAAAAAGAAAAACAACACACACACAAAACAAUACAAAACUUAACAAUAUAAACACAAAACAAUUAAAAACAAACUCUCUUUUCCAUUUCCAAUUUUAAGUUACUUAUUUUCUGGACUUCCUCAUACCUCCCUCUUUGUAUUCCAAUCCACAUUAUUUGUCCAGCAGUUUCUUUUCCACUUUUUUUAAUCCCAAUCUUUAAUUUAGUAAAAUGUUAAAAUAUAUAACUUCAACUUUUUUAAACCUAAUCCUUGAUCUUAAUAUCAUAUAGCUUUAAAGUUUUCCCUUUUAAAAUCAAAUUUCCAUUUCUUUAAACUUCUUUAAUCUUAAUCUUUAAUCUUAAUCUAUCCUCAACUUUAACCUGUGCAGCUGGAAACCACUUAUUUUCAAUCCAACAUCACUCUAACAUUCCUUAAUUUUGCAGUGUUUCUGAAGAUAGUCUUUGAAUUUCUUCCAGUCUUCCUCCAUCGACUCUUCUCCCUGGUCACGGAUUCUGCCAGUCAUUUCCGCCAAUUCCAUAUAGUCCAUAAGUUUCAUCUGCCAUUCCUCCAGCGUGGGAAGUUCUUGUGUCUUCCAAUACUUUGCGAUGAGUAUUCUUGCUGCUGUUGUUGCAUACAUAAAGAAAGUUCUAUCCUUUUUUAACACCAUUUGGCCCACUAUGCCCAGGAGAAAGGUCUCUGGUUUCUUAGUGAGCCCGGGUUCUGCUUGCCAGUUUCCUACGGGCAGCUGGGACCAGGAUGCUGGGUAGAUGCCCCCCCCCCAGCCUGAUCCAGCGCAGCACAGGGCUCUUCUUGUGUUCUUGAACUUGCCCAAUGUCUCUUGGUGGCAGUUCACUGUCCCAUUGUGUGUAUAUGUUGCUGGGGGUGAAAAUGGGUCUGAUCCAUUCCUACUAGCCCGUAACUGUCUUGUGGACUCAUAGUAUCAUAGAAUGGUAGAGUUGGACUAAAUGAGGGUCAUUUAGUCCAACCCCCUUGCAAUGCAGCCAUGACAGAGGGCCAUCCAGCCUCUGCUUAGAAGCCUCCAAGGAUGGAGUCUGUUCUUCUGUCAAACAGCUUUUACCAUCAGAAAGUUCUUCCUGAUACUUAAUUGGAAUCUCCUUUCUUGCAACUUGAAUCCAUUGGUUUGGGUUCUACUCUCCAGAGCAGAAGAAACAAGCUGGCUCCAUCCUCCAUGCAACAGCCCUUGAAAUAUCUGAAGAUGUCUUUCUCAUGGCGUCAGUCACAGUGAAGUAUGUGAGGAUAAAAACUGUCCAUAAGAUAUCCCUGCCCCUCUGGGUGUUGCCUGGGAAAGGCCUUCCAUCCUUGCGCUGCUCUGCCUUCCAGCUGCUUCUCCUUUUAGAAAAGAAGCCUUUUGUUUCACCUGCCUAACUUCUGUAGGCCAUUUUUUUUAGCAGCAGAAGGAGAAUGCCAUGGGGUGGGGUGGGGUGGGGAGCUGGGAGCAAAGCUGCCUUUGUGGUUGGUAAGCAAGCCCUAAUAGAGCAGUAAAACCUUACACUUCAGGGGCUUCAUCUGUCCCACACAGCCAGGCUCUGUUGCAACUUGCAGGAUACCCAGGACCUGGCAGGACGAGCAAGAAGUGGCCCUCCUACUCAUAUGCCAUAAUUUGCCAGCUGUGUUAGUGCCCUGCUUUAAUCUAUGACCCCAGGCAGGUUAUUGAGUGUGCAGUUAGUCAUUCGAGAGCGACUUUAUGUUUUAGAAGACCAAUUAAACAAAAGCAUGCUUCUAGACCACAUGGGACCAGAGAUUUAGGCAAUUGCAGGUGAAAUAUCAGGUAUCUGAGAAAUGUUGGGAUGGUGUGUGUGUGCUCCAGGCAGCCUUUGCCCUGUUCCACCACUGCAAGAAUAAAAUAGGUGAAGAAAGCAGAAAUAUGCAUUGACAGUUAAUUUUCAUGCAUUCUCUUGGACACGGAAUGUUGAUUAAGAAUCUGGAUCAUUUUAAAUAUUGAGGUCCUGCCGAUGGUAUGCAAAACGGAGAGUUCUGUCCACGGCGGAAGAGUUCCAUCACAAAGAAGGAGCUAUUUCUUCUGCCGCAGGUAUAAAGCCUGCCCCCAGUCCCAGGGUGCAGUGAGUGGAAUAGCCGGGCAACCAGCAAAGCCUCUUGCUGAAUGACGCUAACAAAUCAGUGGCUUAGAAAGAAUUAAAUUUGCAGCGACUGUAGCUAAACUCCAUUCACAUGUUGCGAAUAACAAGUUAACACACUGAGGAGGAGGAGGUGAGAGAGGCCUGUAGCUUUUGAUGCCUGGUGCUCCUGGCUGGAUUGGGUUGAAUGGCCGUGUAUAUCUUACAAAGCAGCUCUUCCCGCAACAAAUGAUAAAUCAGUUUGCCUGUUCAUCAUGACUCAAGGAUCCCCCAUGGAACUGGGGCAGAAAAGCACAGAUUCGGUGGAACUAGUUGUGCGUUUAGGCUGCAGCCUGAUGUUUGUCAUUGCAGGGGGUUGGACUAGAGGACCCUCGGGGGCCCCUUCCAGUUCUGUGAAAUGUGGCUGGAGUCAUCAGCUGGGGGGGGUGGGGUGAGCUGGUUGCUUUGCUGGAUUCUUGCAUGGACCCCUUCCUAACUGUGCCCUUGGCACCCUGAUGGGUGUGCCCCAAGCCCCAGCUCCAGGGGGGCGGGCAGAAGCUGCUGGCUUUCUGCACCUCCAGUUGCCUGGGCAGUUGGGUGCGGGGAGAGAGGGAUAGAGAAGAUUGAGGCUGGGGACCAUUUUUCUAACUCAAUAACUGGCAAGACAAGACGGAGUCUGCAGUCCGGAGAUAUAAUUAGUUUGCAGCCACUGCACUUCCUUGAUUUAGCUUCCUCGAGCUGAACAAGACAAGGCUGCUCGACCCAAUUAGUGGGUACAUCCCAGCAGAUAAGAGGCUGUUUCUCUGGUCCAGAAAUCGGUGGGGGGGGGUAUAAAAGAGUGGGAGAAGAAAGAGAGGAAUUGUUUGGGGGUCUUUAUUCCUCAGAGUUGGAGAGAUCUGUGUGGUUUCCUAUAAACAAGAUAAAAUUUGUUAGCUGAAAAGUUAACAAAUUGUAAAACCAGUAAAACUGCUUCUGACCUCAGGGAGUCACCCCAGACUACUGAGGGCCCUCCUGGCUUGGACUGGAAGGUUUGCUUGCCAUCCUGAAUGGCCAGUUGUUUUGGGGAAACCCCCAGCAAGGAAGCAGGUGAGCCGCCCCUGGUGCCUUGGGUUCAGCAUCCCAGUGCUGCUGCUGGGUCAGACUCCAGCCUGCCUUGUUCACCCUGCUUCCAGCAGUGGAAGCUGAGUUCAGAAGCAGCGCCCUCCUCUCCCUGAGGGUGGGACCCAAACCAAGGGGAAGACAGGGGAACGGAUUCCCUUGGAAAAUGGCAGGUGCUCCUUCAUUGGAGGCUUCCAGGCAGAGGUUGGGUGGCCGUCUUGGCAGGGAUACUUCAGCUGCGAUGUCUGCAAUGCAGGGGGCUGGACUAGAUGACCCUCAGGGUCUUUCAACUCUACGAUUUCUUGUGAUCCCAACCAUCCUGCCUCUGACAGUGGAGCUAGGAGCCAUUGAUGACCCCAUCCUCCAUGAGUUUGUACAAACCCUAUUGAAGGCCCAUGAAGUUGGCAGCCAUUGGUACAUGUUGCCCCUGCGAAUGGAUUUGCUGCCCAAAGAAGCUCUUUUUGCCGUUGGUGCUGGACCUGCCUUUGUCCAUCCUCACAGCACAACCAUACCACGUUUCACACCUCUCUCAAGGGGAAACAUGGUGGCAGUGCAUGACAUUAUGUAGUACAUAGUUAAACUAUGAAACUCCCUCCCACCGGAGGCAGUAGAUGGGUCAGCCCCUGCCGGCCUCCCCCAGCUCUGAACCAGAGUGUCUCUAAAGAUAGCACCUCUUUCUGUAUCAGGGAAGGUCAGUUUCAGGGGACAAAUUUGGCCUGGCCCAGGGAGGGCCACCACCUUGGAUGGCUUUAAAAGAGGAUUGGACAAAUUCAUGGAAGAGGGAGCUAUCGGUGCUACUUGCCACAAGGACUACUAGCCACAACCGUUAGGCUCUGCCUCCAGUAAUGCUUCCACCUAUCAGCUGCUGGAAACCGCAGGAGGGGAGAGGAUUCUGGUGCUCGGGUCCGAAUUUGCAGGUUUUCCACAGGCACCUGGCUAGAUGGGCCACUGGCCGGAACCACCAGGCUCUUCUUUUCUCCUUUUGCUUGGCAUCCCAAAACGUUGCAAUGGUGCCCCGAGCUACAGUCCCCAGGGAUGGGGGCUUAUCAAACCACUCCGGGAGGGGAGCAGGGGUCUCCCUGCAGCUGCCAGCACCCUUUGCAAACAACAGCUCCCAAGGUUCUCUGGACAAAGCCAGGAUUGUCUGACGUGGCAUCAUAGCGCUUUCAACAUAUGUCGUGAGUGGGCUGGGGUUGGCAGGGCGCUGGGACAAGUGGUGCAGCCCUUUCUGUCUGUGUGCAUCCCCUUUGUAAUGUCGUGCGUCAAUUCCAAAAGCGUGAAAUAGAUCCUGAAGCUCCAGUUUUCCUUUGUGGUGGCGGGGGGGGGGCUUAGAUGCACUCAUACCUGUUUUUUGAAUUCUGAUCCCUCCCUACUUUCCUCUCUUGUUUGGAGGCAGUUUUGUGGCUUGGCUCCCUCGCAUGUGUCUCCUCGAUUUGUGCACGCCGUGGGUCCUGUUCUGAAGGCGCUCAGUGGCAGAGCGUGGCACAAGGCCGCAGGUUGAGUCUGCGGUGGCUACCAGUUGAAAGACUCUCCGGGGAUAAUACUGCAUCUGAUGUUGUAGGAAUGGUAUAAGGCAGCUUCCUAUAGUCCAUGGGGGUGGGGGAGACAAUGAAAUGAUAUUGUUUUCCCUCCCCCAGCCAAGAUCUCACUCAACCCCUGGUGAAGUUGAGGCUGGGCAAAUAAAUUAAAGCCGGCAACAGAUCAAAUGGCUGAGAAGACAGAGAUGAUGGAUCGCCAACGCUCCGUGUUUUGGAGAGGAUAUUUAAAAGGGAGUUGCUAGAGCUGCCUGAAGCUCCAUCUGGUCCAGCUUCCUGAAUCCAAAGCAGAUGCCUCCAGGACGUCCACAGGCAGGAUAAGAAAGCAAUAGUAGGUCUCCCCUUUAGCACAACCCAUCAGAUUGGCAUUUGGAGAGGGAGAGAGAAAGUGCCCCAGAACAUGUUUAUUCUGUUCUCGCCUAGUAUGAGCUCCCUGAAUUUGUUUACCCCUUAAAAAAAACCCUACAUUUUUUAAAUUAAAUACAUUUUAUUAGUAUUUUCCACACAACAACAACACGAAAAAUAUCGAAAAACAACUACUUUUUUAGUUUUUCAAAUGUUGGUUUUUGUGUGUUGUGUAUUGUUAAACAACCUACAUUUUAGUGUGCGCUAGAAUCUCCCCGUUGGAUCAGACCAAAAGCACAUCUAGUUCAGCCCGGCUUCCCAACAUGACAAACUAGAUGGCCUUUGGGGAGGGCCCACAAGCAGGAAAUGAGGACAGUAGCCCUUUCCUGCUGUGAUUCUCCAGCAAGCUAGACUUUGGUAAGGGACAUUCACUGGCCAGAGUGCUGCUGCUUCUUUAUUUAUUAUUAUUAUUAUUAUUAUUAUUAUUAUUAUUAUUAUUAUAUUGUUGAGCUGUGAGGGUGGACAUGGAUAGUCAAAGAAGGGGUUUGAUCUCUGUUAAAGCUGUCUCAGUCGGUUUCCCACACCAUAUCUUGUGGCAGGGAGUCAUGCCUUAGAUCUGGUGUUUUGCCUCUGUGAACGUUGGUAUUCCGACACUAAGUUCCAGUGGAACAAAAGAAGUGCCAUGGUCAAAUCACUUCUUGGUGCAACUGGACUUCUCUGCAACCCUUCCCCUCUGCAGGGAGGUGGGACUGAUUUGGGUGGUCCACCCCCACCACUUAAUGGAUCCAAAUGGUUUACAGAGAGUGGUAGGGGAUGUCUUAUCCUAUGUUGAUGGCCUCUCAGCUGAUUCCCUGGUGGUCCGCUGGAAUGCGGAGUUAACCUGGCUCUGAAGUGCCCUCUCCGAUUGCAUGGAGCUCAGGUGGCCCCAUGGUUUUCCCUGGGGCUGAGGGUGUUGAAAUAGCUAGAACAUCAGUGGCCAAAAAACUCAUUCCAAAUUGGGCUAAACAUGGGUUAGAGCUCAACAUUGAGCCGACCAAGUGGUGAUGGCGAAGAUGUUCUUCGCCGCCUCUAUUGCAUCUGCAGAAAACAGUUGCAGGAGACUCUUUCAGGUGAUGCGUAGGGUGAUAGAAACACCUUUGCCAUCGGGGUCCAAUAAGAACUCCAAGAUCUCCUGCAACAAGUUUUUUGCGGGUAAAGUGACUCGAAUUUGGAGGGAGAUAGACUCCACCAUGAGAGCAGGGCCAGGCAGGAGAUUCCCAGAGCUCUGUCUAGUCACGUUGUAUAGGGUCAGUUUCAACCUGUUACCUUUGAGGAUGUGGACAGGCUGCCUGGCCUAGUGAAACAGACCCUCUGUCUUCUUGACCCUUGCCCACUCUGGCUCAUAAAAGCCAAGCCUCUUGCUGGAUCCUAGCCAGGAUGGCUCUGCCUGCCUCCCCAGUCAAGGCACCAGUGCUGGAAGGGGGGGGGGACGACGACGCUUGUGCUCAGGUCCUGCUUGCGGGCUUCUCAGUUGGGAUUGGGGCACCUGGCUGGCCACUGGAAGAAGAGGAUCCUAGAUUAGACGGGCCGUUGGCCCGAUCCAGCAGCCUCUUCUUAUGCCAUUAUGAGCGGAGCUGGCUGGCUGCCAACCUGACAGCGUUUCAGCUCCCACUUAAAAUCUCUGAUCGAUGGUCAAUUGAUCCUUCUCUGAAAAUCAGAGCCACUCAAGGCAACACGAGGGUGCUACGUGAAAAUGUGUCUUUAGUUUUCUUUCUUUCUGGACUCUUUCCUCUUUCCCCUCCUGGCUGAACAUAUAUCCACCUCCUGCCUCAUCCCCCCCCCUUACAAUGUCCGUUGUUGCUGCUUUUAGAGAGGCACUGACCCUCGUCCUGUUCCUGCUCCAAAAUUUGUUACUGCAAUAAAGCCAAGAGGUUGUUAAAGGAUGUCAGGGAUAUAAACUGCGUACUAAAAGUUCCCUGUCGAAGCUUUAGAUUGUACGAAAUCUUGGUUUAAUUGCCUCUUUGCUGGAUUUAUGCAGCUUAUUCAGUAACUCUUUAUUUUGUGUGUGUUCCAUUUUUCUUCCUCCCACUCUUCUGUCCUUUACUCUUCAGGUGUAGUUGGAAUCAGCUUUGCACUCAAAACAUCAGCUGCUCCCAGAGAAGACGAAUCUCUCUCUCUCUCUCUCUCUCUCUCUCUCUCUCUCUCACACACACACACACACACACACACACCAGCUCAAACCAACAUGGGCCAGGAGUCCAAGGGAACGUAGAAAAUUAGGCUGUCAGCUGCCGACUUCUGCUACCUAAGAACCUCCCGCUUUUUUGUUUGCCAUUUUACUUAUCAAAAAAGGCCAAGUCUCUAGUCCUCCUGACUGUGAAGGCGUGCUUGGAAAGUGCCUGUGUGCAGUGCUCUCUGGGGUUUCAGGAGCCUGGGCUGGGGGAGAGAUGCCUUUUCCUGCAAGUCUUUGGCACUUCUUUCCGGUGGCAAGAUCUGUUGCUUGUAAGAUGGGGGGGGGGUCUUGUUCCUGCUGGUUUUGUUCCCUUCCCACAAGCAGUGGGAGUCUCUGCCUGGUUUCUUGGCAGAAAACUCACUGGGUUGGCUGGCACCCUUUUCUUGGCUCUCCCAGUUUUUUCCUCUGGCAGCCGUCACAAGAGCAUAUGCCACCUCCCUCCCUUUCUCUUCCUCUUCCUCUUCCCUAAGUAGGUAGCAGGGAAAAGGGGUGUUCUUUGAAGUUUGAGACCUGGAUCAUGCAGCCCUACUGCUGUGUGUGGGUGUGGCGGUCUGGGGGCCACCUUAUCAGGCCCCCAGGACUCUUCCCACCCACCCCGCCCCCCGCACCAGCCCUGUUCUGUGCCUCCAUGGAGUAUUUUUGCCUGCUGGGAGGUGUCCUUGGGCAGCAGUGAUGCCCUUGGAGGAUGGAGAGGUGCGGGGGGGGUGGGAUGCUCAAGCCUCUGACUUUUUAUGUAACUGGAAUGUAGCUUUCUGGAGUGAAGUCUUUGCAAAAGGAAGGGGCACAUUUAGUGCCCUGGUGCCACCCGUGCCACAUGGCUGCUGGAAAUGUGGCCCUUCAGACGGAAAGGGCUUUCUGUCCCUCUUUUAAUGCAACAGGGAGACAAGUCAUUGGUUCUUCGGUGAAUGACUCUUCUAUUGCUUGAGAGCCAGUGGCACAGUGGUCAGUGUCAGACUAGGACCUGGGAGACCAGGGUUCAAAUCCCCACUUGGUGUGAGGCUGGCAGGCUGGGUGUCACGGCCCUCAGAGGGCUGUUGGGGGGUUCAGAUGAGGAGGGGGAGGAGAACGCUGCCUCCUGCCUUGAGCUCCUUGGAGGAAAAGUGGGAGAUACAUGCAAUGAGAAAGCAAGAUGCCGUCCCAGACAGCCCCCUCAAUUAUGUGUGCUAAUUGUGAAACAGAGGUAGACUAUAAAUAUCAGUAUAACUUUUUUAAAAAAAUUGGGGGCAUGGGUGAGGUCCACGCUGCCCAAAUUCUCUGGGUUUGCAAAAAAAAAAAAAAAAAAAGGAACAGAAAGGGCCUCUGUCCAGCAGGAGGUGGACUCAGUGCAGCUGAUUUACCUUCUCUCUCUCUCUCUCUCUCUCUGUCUGUCUCUCUCUGUGUGUGUGUGCAUGCGUGUAAAUAUGUAAAAUGCGCACCCCCCUUGCACAUGCAUGCACCCCCCACCCCCGGUGGAGGGGGCCCCUGCUCCCCACCACAGGCCUGCCCGCUUGCUUGCCCGCCCAGCUGUUCCUGUGUUAUUAAUGCACGACGCUGAUCAUGGGCUCCCGUUGUAAUCAUUAAAACUAUUAGAAGGGAAAUGUUCGCUUGAAGCUAAUGUCAGCCUCUCUCUGUUCUGCUUUGCAAACGCUCACAAUUAAUGCCAAUCAGGAGCCAGGAAGGAGCCAACUUGAAAUCGCGUCUGUUUGAUCUCAUUUGUCAGCUGUUGCCGUUCUGUGUUGUACAUUUUCAUACAAUUGCUAUAAACAUAGAAGGGGAGCUGGGGGGGGAGUGCCUCAUUCUCUCUCUUCUCCACCCCCCUUCCAAGUGAGCAUUCACCAUUGUUCUGUAUGUUCAUUUUAAUCAUUUUGUAUUUCUCUGCCUGUCAUCUGGUCCUCGCAGGCAGCCUCGAGUGGGGAGAAGAAAGUGGGCCUUUGUAAAACAAAUACAUAGAUCUUGAUAGAUGCCUCAUUUUCUGAUCCGGUGGCUGUGCGAGAUUAUCUGCAGCUAAAUAGGAAAGGCCUUUUUAAAUUCCUCUUUUCCGCAACGAGCCGCUCGCUUUGCUCUGAAUGUAGCAGAUGUUUUACUAAGGCUUGUGGGGGGGUUGGGGGCUCAGUCUGCAUCUUUUUUCUUUUAAUGUUUAAAGGAAGUUGUUUAUGUGUGAGGAGAGAAGUGCAAAAUCAGAGAUGGUUUGACGGGGUUUGCAGCACUGCUCUGUUAACCUAAAAAUAAUAAUAAAUUGCAUGAGGUAAGCAAAAGGAAAAGUGGACUUUUUAAAUUAUUUGGUUGAUUGGACCUGCUUAAGCGUUGGGUCAGUGCAGCCGCCACACAGGUGAAGGAAGGGGCUUCUCAGGAGGCACCUGGCUAGCCCUGCCCCCACGACCCACCUUCACUAACCUGGGGCCUCCAGGUGUUUGGGGCACAGCUGGCAUCAGCCCAGGGUGCUGAGGCUAAUGGGGGGUGGAGCCCAGGAUACCUGGAGGGCAGGAUACUGGCAGAUCUCAGGGUGGUUUACAGGUGAUCAUCAAGGAUCUCUAAAUCCCCACCAUACCAUAUAAAAGUAGAAGGGGCAAAAAUCCCACCCCCCUUUCCAAAUUACACUGCUGAAGAAGAGGAGGAGGAGUUUGGAUUUGAUACCCCUCUAUAUCACUACCCGAAGGAGUCUCAAAGCGGCUAACAUUCUCCUUUCCCUUCCUCCCCCACAACAAACACUCUGUGAGGUGAGUGGGGCUGAGAGACUUCAGAGAAGUGUGAUGAGCCCAGGGUCACCCAGCAGCUGCAUGUGGAGGAGCGGAGACGCGAACCCGGUUCCCCAGAUUACGAGUCCACUGCUCUUAACCACUACACCACACUGGCUAUCCUGUGUGUUCUGUUUUCCUACAGCAACCCUCAGUCCCUCUUCAUAGCCAGCCCCAUGGGAUUUGGACACAGGCUGCCCCUCCCUUUAUCUAGAAGGGGCUCAUAGACUAAGGUUACCAGAUUUUUAUCAAUUAAUCCGGGGACACUUUUCAACUUCAAUGGAUUUUGUACUGGGGGACUGAUUUGUAAAUCUGGGGACUAUCCCUGGGAAACGGGGAUGUCUGGUCGCCUUAUCAUAGACCCCUCCCCACCUCCCAGAUUGACCCGUUUCAGCACCAGCCUGCCAGCUUGGCAGCCAGCGAAAGUGGCUUGAUCUGACCAAAGAAUUGUCAAACUUCACAGUCCUAACAAAAGCACCGUAAAAUUUAAGCUCACUUCAUUCUAGCAAUUUUGAUUGGUCUUUUUUUAAAAAAAGUGAGGAAAUAUGUUAAAGGGACACCAAAAAUAGAUUCUCUCAAGCAGUACUGAUAUAUCGCUCAGGGCCGGUAUGAGGAGCAGACGGUGAUGUCAGCUUCGCUCAGCGGUAUAUCUCUGGGUGAAAGCGCCAUCCCACUCAGCCCUCAUAUGGCAGCGGAGAGGGAGAAGCCGGCUGUCUUGGCGAGGGGCUCAGGCACUCUGUCCCUCCCUCUGCAUCCACUGAGCAGUUAAGGGAGCCCCGCGCCCUGCCCACGAGCAGCAGGAGCAGGCUGGGGCUGUCCCUUCCCGCUCUCCAGCUGAGCUGCGCAAACAAGCCAGUGAGCGCCUGGGUGAAACCGCCUCAGUUCCCCAGGUGAGAGCCGGGCAGUUUCACCUGGUGUCUCACAGGCAGAGGCCAAUGCAGCUUGUUUUUACAACAUCGCAGUAUAUAUGUUUGGCUGGCGAUACACCACAAUGUUGAAAAGCUGAUAUUGCCCAACCCUAAUAGGUGAGCGGAAGGUAGAUCAGGACUUUCAGUAGAUCACUAAGGAUUUCUGAAUCCUGGUUUGUUUGCAAUAGUCGUCGGUGGGCCUCAGGGAUCUAGAGUAAGGGAAGAAAACCCAGGUCCCUCAAGGGGUCUUGAAGUGCACCCCCUCACCCCCUCAGCUUGAUUGCCGUUGGAAGCUGUUGGCCGUGAGCUGUUGUGUGAAUGAUCAGGUUAUAUUGUCUGCUCUGCAUCUGCUGCCUUCAGAUUUCCAUUGGGUGACCCCUGAGUUCUAGUAUUGUGAGAGACGGGGUGGGGGGAAUUCCCCUUUCUUUUUUUUCUGCAAACUGAUAUUCUAACCUCCUUGCAGUCCUCCCGCCCCCGGCUCCUCUUUCUAACCUGGCAAACACACAAGUCCAAAGUGCCAAAUGACUGCAGUGGUUGCCUUGGACGAUGACUUUAUGUUGGUGUCCGGUGAACCUGUCCUACAAGUUCAUUUCUUGGCAUCUUUUGGUCUUUCUUUUGCAGCAAGUAAUGAUUUAAUGUUUGAAUAUUUCCCGACAGAAACGAACCACACCAAGCUUGCAAGUAGGGUUCCCAUUUCGAGUCCAAACAAAGAGUUCAACAUGGCUCUCUCUGUUCCAGUGUUUUUUAAUAUUUCAUUGUUCCUGGCAAAAGUUAUAAUUUUAUUUGCUCCAGAAAACCCUACAGCAACCUCCUAAACCUGUCUCUUCUCUCUUCUCUCUCUCUCUCUCGCUCUCUUUCUCCCCCCCCCCCCCACCCAGCUGAACUGUCUCAUUUAAAGAAUUGCAUCCAUUGUAGAAGGGUUAGGGGUCUGGCUGUCUUAGAGCUUUGUGUUGCAAAACAGUGUUGGGGGUGAUGGACGUCCCAUCAAACCGUAACCCGAUUAGGCAGGGGAGGGCCACAGCAGAGGUUGGGAGCCAAUGGUGCUUGAGGACAUUCUUCCCCAGGAGCCCCUGAAUGGAAAUCCCAUCUGUCGACUGGUAAAGCCUUUCUCUGCUCCUGCUGUGUGCCUCUGAUAAUGGGGGCCGCCUUCAAAGGAGCCCCCCUCCUCCCAAGCAAGAGUUGGAUGCUUCCUGAAGGCCCGUCCCAGGAGGGGAGAGAACGAGUGGUGGGUGCGCUGCAGAGACCCUAUUGUGUGCGUUUGCCCUGCACGAGGGAGAUGGGGCGAGUCCCAGACGCCCCAGACAGUGGGAGUGAGUGAAAAAUGGCCCUUCCAUUCAGCCACGACAGCUCCUUUUUGCAGGUGGCUCCGGGGGCGAAAGGUCAGGAAGUCGGGCUGCUGGCACAAAGGCGAGGCAAGGAAGCCGAGCAUGAAGGCGACGGGAAGAGAUGCAGCCAGUGGGAAGGAGGGCCAGGAGGAACCGCACUGGUUUCCAGGCAGACGGGAUACGAGGUGCCCUCUCCACUUGCAUGGAGUUUCACCCCCUGCCACUGAACUGUGCGCCCGCCAGGAAUGCCCCUUCGUGCAUCAUGGCCGCAUGAGCCACAUUCCUGAGAAUCAGAAGCGGAGCUCACUGCCCCGGGCAGCCUCUGAGAAUGCUGGACCAGAUUGGCCUGUGGUUCCCCCCCUCCCUCCAGUUCCCUGCUGAAAGUGAAUAAUGAUGACGAGACCGGUGCAGUUCACCAGGAAGGGUACUUCACAACCGGGGAGCCACCACUGAAAAGGCCCUGUCACAGGCCAGCACCAACCAGGCAGCCCCUGGUGGUGCCACACAAGGAUUUUAGGUAGCAAGGCUGGGCAGGACUCUUCUCUGCCUGAGAUUGUUGAAAGUUGCUGUCCGUCAGAGUAAGUACUAGGUGAAAUGGGCCACUGGUCUGACCUGAUUAUCAGGCAGCUGCCCAUCUUGCCCCAGGCAAGGGACUGAGGCUGAAAUUGCGCACUGUGGCACACAACAGGCUUCUGCUGCAGCACAGAGGUGCAGACUUCCAAGGCGCCCGUCUCUGUCGCAGGAGGUCAGGACACGUCCUCCGCUAUGACCUGAUCCAGGGGUCAGCAAACCUUUUCAGCAGGGGGCCAGUUCACUGUCCCUCAGACCUUGUGGAGGGCCGGACUAUAUUUUUUUGGGGGGGUGAACGAAUUCCUAUGCCCCACAAAUAAUCCAGAGGUGCAUUUUAAAUAAAAGGGCAUGUUCUACUCAUGUAAAAGCAUGCUGGUUCCCAGACCAUCCACGGGCUGGAUUGAGAAGGCGACUGGGCCGCAUCCGGUCCCCGGGCCUUAGGUUGCCUACCCAUGAGAUCAGUGCAUCGCUCAGCCCUUUCAGCUGUUCUCCAGACGUUCCAACCAGGUACUCCAAUACAGCUCCCACCAGUUUGUGCUGCCUGGGACUAAGAAGCAUUGUCGUGCAGAACACCUGGAGGGCACCAGGUCGGCAAAGCUUGCCGUCAUUUCCUCCUGUCCCUUGCAGGAGUUCUCAGUAGGGGGAUUUGCCUCCUUUUUUCUUCCAGAAGUGGCUGGAUGCAAAUGACCUUUUUAUUUGUCUGAAGUAGAUCUUGGGUCUCUUUGCUAGAAAUUGCCCUGAUUAGAUUAUAUAUAGUGCUAAUUCUGCUUUUCUUAAUUAAAAAAAAAAUCAAGAGUGCCUCAGAAAGUGACUGUGCCCAAUCAAUAGGCUGCUGACAGUGGCAUAAUUUGUAAUUCCAUUUGUAAUUUUCCAUCAGACAUCUGUCUCGGUUCCUUGUGAGUCAACAUAGAUCUGUGCAACUUUACCCAGCUGGCUCUGUUCCAGCAGUGUGGGGUGACUUCCCCCCCUGUAGCUUAGAUGGAUCUCUGGCGUCUGUCGCCAUCGGGGUGAACACACUUUCCCCUGGUCCCAAAUGCUGAUUUAUAACCAGAAUGGUAUGCACUAUGUGCCUUAGAAAAGCCCACACCCAGCCCUGGAGGACCCACAGUCUUUAUCCCCAUAAAGAACAGAAUUCUGCAAUCUUGCAGAUCACUGAACUUGACAUGAUGUUGAGCUUCGGGCAGUGAAGCCUUUGGCUCUGAUUGGUUGAGCUUCUGUGACCCUACAGAACAGAGCCUGGGAGCUGGGGUGGGGGCAGACUUCAGACUUGCAGGGUCUACUCAAUGUUGCCCCCUCCCCAACUGGAAGAUCCAUUAAUUGGAGCCUGAUCCAAAAGGCAAAACUUGGAAUAAAAGUAUUCUGAGCUCAGGAAAUUGUUUUUGAGUACCAGAACUGAACCUAGUACAUAGUACUUUGUUAUCCACAGCUUUCUAUAUUUCAGUGUGGUGUAGUGGUUAAGAGCGGUGGACUCAUAAUCUGGUGAACCGGGUUCGCGUCUCCGCUCCUCCACCUGCAGCUGCUGGGUGACCUUGGGCCAGUCACACUUCUCUGAAGUCUCUCAGCCCCACUCACCUCACAGAGUGUUUGUUGUGGGGGAGGAAGGGAAAGGAGAAUGUCAGCCGCUUUGAGACUCCUUCAGGUAGUGACGAAGCAGGAUAUCAAAUCCAAACUCUUCUUAGCCAGCAUGGUGUAGUGGUUAAGAGCAGUGGACUCGUAAUCUGGGGAACCGGGUUCGCGUCUCCGCUCCUCCACCUGCAGCUGCUGGGUGACCCUGGGCUCGUCACACUUCUUUGAAGUCUCUCAGCGCCACUCACCUCACAGAGUGUUUGUUGUGGGGGAGGAAGGGAAAGGAGAAUGUUAGCCGCUUUGAGACUCCUUCGGGUAGUGAUAUAGAGGGGUAUCAAAUCCAAACUCCUCCUCCUCUUCUUCAGCAGUGUAAUUUGGAAAGGGGGGUGGGAUUUUUGCCCCUUCUACUUUUAUAUGGUAUGGUGGGGAUUUAGAGAUCCUUGAUGAUCACCUGUAAACCACCCUGAGAUCUGCCAGUAGAUCCCAGUCCACCUUCUCUCUCUCUCCCCCCCCCCCCGUUGCAGAUUGACGUACAGUGUAUUUAUUUGUCUCUGUGCAGAUUGCAUUCUGUGGACAUCAUUCACUUCCUGGGGCUCCCACGGGAGAAGGGCAGCAUAUAAAAACAAGCUGUAUUUGAAAAUAGUAAAACAGCCAAAUUUAAAACACUUGGACAAGCAGAUAUGUUUUGACCAGGGUUGAAACCAUUGUAAAAUCCGGUUCCUGCCACGCUUGGCCGACAAAGAGCCUCUUUGGAAGAUGGUCGGGUGUAGAACAGGGGUUGUCAACCUGGUCCUUGCUGCCCACUAGUGGGCGUCUCAGGAUUCUAGGUGGGUGGUAGGGGGCUCUACGGGACAAGCGCUGGUGGGCGGUAAGGAAAUUUGACCAUCAAGAAAGAUGCAUUGGUGGGCGGCAGGCAUAAAAAGGUUGACUACCCCUGAUGUAGAAGAACAUGAGCAGAGCCUGCCGGAUCAGGCCAGUGGCAUCCGGUGCCCAUGAGUCCACCAUGAGAUGCUUGUGGGGAACCAGUAAGCAGGACCUGAGUGUGAGAGCCAGUCUCCCCUCCUGCAGUCUCCAGCAGCUGACAUUCGGAAGCAUCUGUGCCUCUGACUGUGGAGGCAGAGCACAGCCAUCCAGGCUAGAAGCCGUCCAUCGCCAUCGCCUCCUCAUUCCUCUUUUGCAGCGAGUCUCAUAGUCACACCUGGGUCCCAAGCGCUUCGGGGUUCUUCUGCCUGCUUUUUCUUUUUUUGAAGCAAACCAUCGCUAGUUUUCCCAUUCAAAGUGUGAUUUGCCCAUGUGGACAAAACGGGCAAAUGGCAGUGGGUUCAUUCAGACGCAGGAAACACUGAGCUUUCCUGAUCAUAACGCCAGCACUUCUUCUUCCCCGUUUUCUACCUCUUGUGUGAUGGAACUGUGACUUUUUGAGCGAUGUGCUGGAAUGUGACAAUAAAUACCUUUCCCCCCAGUGGGUGUGAUGUGGCACAACAACAACCCCCCUGCCUUCCACACAGGCAUGCUUUUGUUGCAGAGAGAGCCCCCCAAGGGGUGCAUCUUCCAGGUUAAAGAGACUUUAAGUGGAUCUUUGCUGGAAUCAAACAACAUGGAUGUGAGCACUAAACGUGGCCACUAGUUUUCCAGAAUGGCUUUUAUGUUAGGUGAAAACUCAAGUAUUGUGCGGAAAUUAACAGUCAGGGGAAACAUCAGGGGAAUGGAGCAAACUGCUGUGUGAGUUCAGCCUUGGCUUUGCUUCAAGCUAGACGCAACAGGAUUCUUCAACUGAGAUGCCUCCAUUUCCAGGGGUUGGGCUAGAUGACCCUUGGAGUCCUUUUCAACUCUACAAUUCUACAAAGAGAGAGUUGUUGCACACAGUAAACCAGAGCGCAUUAGCUCAUGCAUGUGGAAACUGAAGGCUUCUUAAGGUUUGUUCUUGCUGCUCCAAGCUCUGGUUUGCAUUUUGGCUGCCCUGGGCCAGUCAGUUGGGUAGGUCAUAAUUCAGUUUUUAGGGGGUAAGUGCAGAGUACCAGCUUGCUGGCAUUCGUGUUGAAUUUAUGUUUUACUUUAAACCAGGUUUAAAGGGGCAUUUAGUAUAUUUGAAAAAUGAAAAUAAAGCAUGCUUGAAGUGGGAUUUUUAUCUGUUCUCUGGCAGGCUGCAGGAUGAGGCCAGUGGGUGUUGUUUACCUUGCUUGGGUCACAUCCUGCACAGGCCAGCUGCAGCUUCCUUCAGCUUUUGUGCCUCUGCUGCUUUAGACUUUCCUUUGCUGAUAAAGAUCAGGUUUGAAUGGGAGGCCUGCCUGGGCUAAAUGUAUGCAAACUAAAUCAAUUUGCAGAUAAUAAUUUACUUUGCUUCGUUUUACUCUUUAGAGACUUUCGGGGGUUUUUUAAACUGUGGUUUUUCCCCUUUACUUUUGCUGGGGGAUGGAGGGGAAAGUGUGCUCUGUGGUUGGAAGAGAUAAGAGCGGUUGGGAGCCAAAAGUACAUGGAGGGAUUAGCUUGGCUGUCUUUGUUCCAUGUUCAUAUGGGCAGAUUCAGAAUCUUGAGUGCCUACGAUUGUGUUGUGGGUACGCACACCAGAAGCUUCUGUUGCUGCUCAUGUGGCUUUCUCGCAAACCCCACCAGCCCCACACUCCCCUUGCCAACCCACAGCCUUCCCUUUACACCUCACCCAGACCCCCUAGCCUCACAGCUCCUCUGUGCCCCUCCAUCCCUGCUUUAGUCAAAGCUGCCUUCUCCUCAUGCAAAUCCAGGACUGUGACGCUGGGAUGAGGCAGAUCAGUUCCUCCAACGGGGACUGCAUGUUGACUGCCUUACAGACAGAUAGGUGGAUAGAUAAUUAGAAAACGAAACGUUGCUGGCUCUCCAGAAUGCAAAGUGAAAUCCUAGAAGUGGGGGGGGGGGGCCUAAGCAGUUCUCUCUUCAGAGUAUGUCUUUUGGGCUUUGCACCUCACCGUUCACCUCCUUCCCCUCCUUGGAGGAGCAGAUGCAGCCAUGCAGAAUUAGCAGAUCUGCGCAGGUGACAUGAUUUACUCAGCUUGCAGAAUCCUAGAAACCAGAGCUUGGCAGAGAAUGUUAGAUACUUCCUCACACAAAUAAAGAUGCAGCCUUGACGAUAGCUGGGAUAGCCUUCUGGAAGAGGAUAUGCAGCUGGUUAGAUAUGCUGCAGGGCUUCAAAAUGAGAACUCUUGGUUUCAUGAACUCUCCAGACCACACAUUUUUCUCAAGUUUUCCCCAUAAUCCAUGAGAACUAGGAACUUCCUUUAAGAGAGACUGAGAAAUUACCGUAAGGUCGAAUUCCAUGCCUUGCUUGGGGAAAAUGCUGGUGUAAGGAAUCUACAGCUGCCGGCCUUGGGUGCCAGCCCCUUCCCACUCUCGCCCUGCGACGUCUCCAGUCCAAAGCCUGGUCUUCCUUCAUUUUGCCAGCCAAUUAUGUGCCUUUGCUUUGCCUUCUGAUCCUCUUGUGUGGCUUUUCUUCUUAAUCUUGAAAUGUAAAGAUUCAGACGUAACAUCUACCACUCUCUCCUAUAUAAAUAAAGGCAUAGGGGCUCAUACUUGCAGAGCAAUCUUAGGCAUGUCUACUCGGAAGUAAGUCCCAUUGAGGUCCCUAGGACAAGCACAUGGGAUGGCAGCUUUUAAUGCCUUUGCAGAUCCACUUUGUCCCUCUCUCCCUCCCUCUCUCUCACUUGUCAUGGGCUGAGCUUUACAAUAGUCACAGCCCACCUUCGGCAGAGAAGAGCUCCUGAGGCAGCAUUUUUAAUGCAAAUGAGGCAGAAGAAGGGAGUUACUGGCCGUAUUAUGAAAAUCCACUAUUGGAGCAGGAAGGAUUUGGGGAGACCUCCCGUAUUGUAUACAUGAAGGAAAGUCGGGACCAUAGAAUGGUAGAGUUGAAAGGGACACCCAGGAGUCAUCUAGUCCAACCCCAUGCAAUGCAGGAAUCACUGGCAGAUGGCCCCCCAAACUCUGCUUAAAAACCUCCUAGGAAGAUGAUGGGAGCUGGUCUCCCUCCCAGUAGCAGAUGGAGGGCUGCCCCACAGUUGUAGCUGGGGCACAGGGGAGGAAAACUCAAGGAACAUCCAUUUUGGCAGGGUAGGGGUUGAGUGAUUCCCCCUGCUGCCGCCGCCCAAUGUUGUUGUGAAGGAGACAACCGAGCUUCUUUAAAUUAACAGACUUAGCGGAGGGGGGAGAGGACGCCCCCGCCCCCCGUAUUAUCUGUGGAGAAGCCCCCUCUUUUAAUCAGCAGUGUCUGUGUCUCUUUAAGAUCACCAGGCUUUUAAAGAUCACACAAGGGGUUAGAGGAAAAUUACCCUUGACUCUUAACAUGCUAAUAUAAUCUUGAACCACAUCUUCAGAACGGCAGCUAAAAUUGCUUUUUAGAUUAACAUUUAAUUAUUAACAGCGCUCUCUCUCUCUCUCUCUCUCUCUCUCUCUCUCUCUGAGCUAGCAUGCUGCUCCCCCCCCCCUUGCCAAAUAUAUUAGGCGGGUCUGAUGGAGACAUUUUCAAGUGAAGAUGGGGGGGGGAGGGUGGCAGGGAGGAAGGUCAGCCAUGCCUCCCACAGGCCCCCGCGUGCUUUAUUGCAAGCCGUUGGCAAGGUGCUAGUGAACUUUCCCUUUUGGGUUUUUUAUUUUAUAUUUCCCAUAAUUUACAGAGGGGUGACCUUUCCCCAGAUUAACCCAUUCCACCACCCAAACUGUCAGCUUUGCUAAUUGAGUCGCCACUCAUUUUCCUUUUCAAGGUUGAGCAUAAAUUACACCGCAGUUUCCAGCGUAGCAACCUGGGGGGAGGGACACACACACAAACACGCACAGUAAUUCAGCAGUGACUAGCCUUGGAACAUGUGAGGAAGGAACAGAGGGUCCUUCUGAACAUGUGCAGAGUGCAUUGCUAUCCUUUCCCAGUGUUGCAGCUUGGAGUGGGCUCGGGUGGAGUUGCCCCAUGUGGUCUUGAAUCCUCGAGCCUCUUGGGACGUUGUUGGGGUUUUUGAAGAGGACGUGAGGAGCUGAACAGUUGGUGCCCUUAGGAUCAUCAAAAUGUAGAGCUGUAAGGGACCCCAGCGGUCAUCUAAUCCAACACCCUGCUUAGGAAGGCCAGAACAGCCUGGCUUAGGAAAGUUGUUACAGGUUGGGUUUAAGAAUUGGGUGAGGAUCCUCCAAACUACUUUUUUGUGCUGGCAUUUGUUUCCUUGCAAAUGGCUCUUGAGCAGUUUUCCUGAUCAAGCCAAAAAGAACAUUUUGAGAAGACAGGGCAGAUCCCUAGAAUUUGGGUCAUGUCGAGUUUGGUGAGUUGCUGAGCCUGCCAGAUGGGAUUCCACCGAAUGUGAAGCUUUAACACUUGGCUGAUGGUAAAAGCUAGAUCUGUUGAGGCUUAAAACAGACCAGAACUAUUUUCUGUGUUGAGGUUUUACCCUCCAAAUGACAUCCUCACAAGAACCCUGCUGGGUAGGAUAAGCUCUGAGGGGGGGGGGGGCUGUCCCCCAGCAAGCUCCGUGGUGGAGCGGAGAUUUGAACCCAGGAGUUCCCUGCCCUACUCCAGAUUGCGACACCACACUGGCUCUUGUCUGGGGUCCAGAUUCAGCCCUUGACCGUUCAGCUUACCAGGUGACGUGGAGCCAGUCUACCUCACAGGGUUGCUGGGGACUAACAUGAACUUGUGAAAUAACCAUUGUGGGAAAUAGUAUUAAUGUUCCUGGCUGCUAUAUGUAAUGACCUGUCUGUGCACCAACACUGUGCUAGUGCUGUACAGACAAGGGAACUUUGGGUCCAGGUCAGGGGAGGUAAUAGUCCUUCUCUCUUCUGCCUCGGUCAGAGCCCUCCUGGAUUCCUGUGUCCACUUCUGGGCUCCCCACUUGGAAGAAGGAUGUGGACCAGCUGGAAGGUGUGCAGAGGAAGGCAACCAGGGGGAUCAGUUAUCUGGAAACUGAGCCUUACGAGGAACGGUUGAGGGAGUUGGAGAUAUUUAGCCCAGAGGAGAGAAGACUGAACGGUGACAGGAUCACCAUCUUCAAAUACCUGAAGGGUUGUCACAUGGAAGAUGGAGCAAGCUCCAGGACCCAAACCAGUGGAUUGAAAUAGCAAGAAAGAGAUUAUGACUAAACAUUAGGAAGAAAUUUGUGACAGUGGGACAGACUCCCUCGGGUGGUGGUGGACUCUCAUUCUUUGGAGGUUUAUAAAUAGAACUUAGAUGGCCAUCUGUCGGGUAUGCUUCAGCUGUGAUUUCUGCAUUGCAGGGGGUUGGACUGGAUGACCCUUUGCGGUCCCUUCCAGCUCUACAAUUAUGUGAUUCCGUGGAAGUUUAUGGACCUUCUGCCAGAUGGAUUUAAAAUUAUGACUAAGAAUAAAAAUAAAAAACCAGGCAGGGGAAAUGUUGUGUAUCGGUGGAGAUGUUUGAAUGCUCUGAGGACCGAUUUUGGUAACGAAGAAGGUCCUGCGGAGGGAGAAGGCAUCAUUCCAAAAAGGGACAGAGCUUGGAGAAAAGAGAGCUGCCUCCCUGUCAGGUAAACAGAGGCAGCCAGAAUGGCAUGGCUUUGAGGCUGCCAUGGAUUGUGCCAGAGCAGGAUGCCUAGCUUUUGACCUGCUGGGAGAACCUUUUGGGAUUUUCUCCUGCGCCAGCCCUGCCAGGAGAUGUGCAAGGGGAUAGAAGUGCGGAAGGUUGUGCAGGAGAACAUCCCAAAGAGGGGAUUUGGCUCCCGUGUCAGUGAAUGCUCUGGUACUACCAUUUUCCUUUUCGUUUGCCAAGUUCUGUUGUAGCCCUGAGUGAAACUUGGUGCUGUCUGUAUUGGGCACCUCUGCUUUUGAUGGGGUUUGGGGAACUCCUGAGCAUAUCGGUAGGGGGAGGGCACCAAAUUUGGAAGAUUUGCCCAUGAUGCACAUCUUGGAUUGAGAAGAUGAAUUGGGAGCCCUGCCUUUUUCCUUUGAAGUCUUAAACCACCUGUCCUCGUGUGACUGGCAGGCGGAUAGCCCUGCUCACUUGCCCAGGGGCCCGUGGGUGUCCUGAACGCGUCUCCUUCCGCAGCCCUGAUUUUGAUCCCUUCAUCCCUAGAAGUCCAGUGUGCUCACUAUCCAUUGUGCCAUGGAGCCACCUGUUUGGCCUGUUGAGAUUGUGGCAGUUCCCAAAUCUUCAGAAAUCGUCUUUGGGUUGGUUAGCGUUUCUCCAGCAGCCUCUCUGGAUCUGAAUGUGUCUCUCUCCUCCGCUCUGGCCUCCACCCCCUUUCCCUUUUAUCUCAGCCUCGCCGGGCAAGGGGGGAGAGAAGGGCAUCGACAGCUGUGCGGCGCCUUAUCUUGCCACGGGGACCUUCAGCGCUGGAGAUAAGGCCCAUCUUAUCGCCUGCGGAUGUCAGAAAAAGUGCCAAAGAGUUCUAUCAUUGGCGCAUUAGAUGUCGGCUGGGUUUUUUUCUUUUAUUAAAAAAGUCACAAAGACCUUGGACUUAUAAAUAGCCUCAAUUUUAACGAUAGGCUUUCAAAAUUAGCAGGCGUUAAGAGAAAAGGCUGUGAAAUGGGAGCUGAAAAAAACAGUUGGUUGCCAUAGGGUAACUUUUAGAAAGGCAGCUAUUUUUAAAAACCGGAGAGUGGCGGAUAUUGAAUGCAUUGUGUUGUACCGUUGCUUUACGGGAAGCCUAAAGGCAAAAAAGUGCAGCUGAUCUGUUUUGAGUUGGCAGGUGCGAUUCAGACCCUCCACCAUUGAUGGUCGACAGAAAAUGCUGUCUUAUUCAACAUCUUUAUCAACGACUUGGAUGAUGGACUCAAGGGCAUCCUGAUCAAAUUUGCAGAUGACACCAAACUGGGAGGGGUGGCGAACACCCCAGAGGACAGGAUCACACUUCAAAACGACCUUGACAGAUUAGAGAACUGGGCCAAAACAAACAAGAUGAAUUUUAACAGGGAGAAAUGUAAAGUAUUGCACUUGGGCAAAAAAAAUGAGAGGCACAAAUACAAGAUGGGGGACACCUGGCUUGAGAGCAGUACGUGUGAAAAGGAUCUAGGAGUCGUGGUUGACCACAAACUUGACAUGAGCCAACCGUGUGACGCGGCAGCUAAAAAAGCCAAUGCAAUUCUGGGCCUCAUCAAUAGGAGUAUAGCAUCUAGAUCAAGGGAAGUAAUAGUGCCACUGUAUUCUGCUCUGGUCAGACCUCACCUGGAGUACUGUGUCCAGUUCUGGGCACCACAGUUCAAGAAGGACACUGACAAACUGGAACGUGUCCAGAGGAGGGCAACCAAAAUGGUCAAAGGCCUGGAAAUGAUGCCUUAUGAGGAACGGCUAAGGGAGCUGGGCAUGUUUAGCCUGGAGAAGAGGAGGUUAAGGGGUGAUAUGAUGUUGUUGUUGUUGUUUAGUCGUUUAGUCGUGUCCGACUCUUCGUGACCCCAUGGACCAGAGCACGCCAGGCACCUCUGUCUUCCACUGUCUCCCGCAGUUUGGUCAGACUCAUGUUUGUAGCUUUGAGAACACUGUCCAACCAUCUCAUCCUCUGUCGUCCCCUUCUUCUUGUGCCCUCCAUCUUUCCCAACAUCAGGGUCUUUUCCAGAGAGUCUUCUCUUCUCAUGAGGUGGCCAAAGUAUUGGAGCCUCAGCUUCACGAUCUGUCCUUCCAGUGAGCACUCAGGGCUGAUUUCCUUAAGAAUGGAUGCGUUUGAUCUUCUUGCAGUCCAUGGGACUCUCAAGAGUCUCCUCCAGCACCAUAAUUCAAAAGCAUCCAUUCUUCGGCGAUCAGCCUUCUUUAUGGUCCAUAAAGUGAUAUGAUAGCCAUGUUCAAAUAUAUAAAAGGAUGUCACAUAGAGGAGGGAGAAAGGUUGUUUUUUGCUGCUCCAGAGAAGCGGACACGGAGCAAUGGAUCCAAACUACAAGAAAGAAGAUUCCACCUAAACAUUAGGAAGAACUUCCUGACAGUAAGAGCUGUUCGACAGUGGAAUUUGCUGCCAAGGAGUGUGGUGGAGUCUCCUUCUUUGGAGGUCUUUAAGCAGAGGCUUGACAACCAUAUGUCAGGAGUGCUCUGAUGGUGUUUCCUGCUUGGCAGGGGGUUGGACUCGAUGGCCCUUGUGGUCUCUUCCAACUCUAUGAUUCUAUGAAAUGCCUCUUCUUGUCCAGAGAACCUGGGGUGGAACUCCCCCUCCCUCCCUUUCUGCCUCCUUGGAUCCUUGGCCCCUUGCCCACAUCCCAUAAUAAGUUUAUGGAAUGCAGUGCCACAAGCUGCUUGGUGACAGCCACUUGCCCAGAGAGCUGUAAAGCACACAGAUCUCUGGAAGAGGAGGGGGAAAUGUCUGUCCGCAGGGACUUGCCAUGUACAAGUGUCGUCCCCCCCCCCUUAUGUGGGGGUUGCAUUCUGGGCCCCUGCGCACAUAAGUGAAAUUGCAUAAUAGGGAGGGCGUGUGGGGAGGACAUAGAGAGAGACUCACCCUGGAAAUCAGUCAGGCUGCUGCCUCCCUACCGGGGGGGGGGGGGCUGAGCAAGUGGCGGCAGCGGCCAUGGAGGGCGAGGGCCUAGAAAGGGGCCCAGCAGGGCCUUUGGUCUAGCGUCCUUUCGUGGAACCUCCAUGUUCAGAAUCGGUGUGCCUGUGAGUAUGAGCUCCUGGGGAUGAACCACAGAGGAGCCCUGUUUCCCGUGUGGCCUGUUUCCCGUAGGGGCACUUAGCUGAUGACUGCGGAAGGGGGCAGGACCUGGCCUGAUCCAGCCCUCCUGCAAUGCACAGUUUUCCUUGCCCUUGAGUCCUGGGAGGGAGUCUUUCUCUCCCCAACCCAUUUCUGUAGGUGACCUGCUAUAUUCAGCGCAGAUUCAGCACUUCCGAUAUAUUUCAGGAAGCUGUUUGUUUGCCUGUUCUCUGUGCAUUUGGACAGCUCUUAAGAUACCAUAAACAAAUUUGGCAUGGUGGUUCCUGAGAUCAAGGGGCAGGUUUUAAUUUGUGCUCGGAUAAGAUUGGACACCAUUUUGAAUCAAGGCUGAACCUUUGAAAACAAUAUGGAUUUUAACAAUUGAUGUCAAAACUGCAUUAUUUGUUCCUGAGCCAUGGCUGCUGGUUCAUUGCAAGAGGGGUCCUCCUCAGCCUUUUCUGAGCUGCAGCUUGCAGGACAGAGGGCCCCCCAUUUCUCAAUAUGCCUGCCUCCCCCCUUCUCUCUCCCUCUGUAAAACAAAACCAGAAGGAGCUGUGGGCAUUGGUGCUGACGGGCAGCGUGCCUUAAUGUGGCCCAGUGGUGGCUCUGGCCUCACCAGGGUGCUGGCCAGGUGCAACGGAGAUCUUGUACCUGUAGAACUGCCUCUUCUUGAGGUGGGCAGAAGAUGCUCUAGGAGACAAGGGGGGCAAAGCAUCUCUCCAGGUUCAGGUGGUUUGAGGUUUUGUGGCUAAUUAAGAGUGAUGUGACCUUUUCUAGGAGAACCUGUCAGCGGAACUUAUGGGGGGGGGGGCAUGAGAAGGAUGUUGGCGCCCGCGGCACCCUUUGCCUCUUUGCCUUGCCACGUGAGUUUAGUGACCCAGAGAAGGAAAUGGGGAUCCACAAAUACAGUUGCUAACAAACGGUGAUGGCUAGAAAUUUAAUUUUGUUCUGGAAAACCUGCUGGGAAGACUCUCAGAAAGGCAGUGUCUUGUGCUAGGAUCAGCGUCAUGUAGGUUGGAUGCUUUUGAAAAACACCUGGUGCACUUAAACUUUGCCUGUGUGGAGCAGAAAGCUCAAAAAGGCCGUCUCUUUUUCUGACUAGUGAAAGCAUACAGUGGCUUCCCAAUGCAGCCGUAAUUUGUGGGUCCUUGGAGAGAAGCCUCCCUCCCUCCCUGGAAGACCUGGCCUUGUGGGAUCAUGAGGAUCCCCAGGCUGCUGCGAGGACGCAGGCCGUAUUUCUGCGCGUAGAGAGCACCUCCAUCACAUUCGCUGCAUCUCUGCUUUCAGAGUUUCAUCAGAGGCAAUAAAUGCUUCUGAGUAGCCAUUGCAGGAACUUCAGGGAAGGAGAGUUGCUCUUCUGCUGGGGUCCUGCUUGCAGGUUUCCCAUAAUGAGCAUGUGGCCGACCAUGGUGAGAACAGGAUGCUGGAGUCUUGUCAGCCUUGUCCUGCAGGCUCUCUUCCUUCCUAUCCAUUGCAAGGGUGACCCUCUGCUGUUGUGCAGUUCUUUAUUUCAGGUGAAACAGAAGGCCAGCAGUCCUUUUCCAUCUGAGCCGAAUACCCCAAAUAGACCCAACUGGAGCCUGGUGCAAAGAGUUGUGGGAGCUGGGGGGGGGGCUCCAGAGCAUUCCCCUUGUGGCUAGUGGCCAUCAGUAGCCUUAUUCUUUAAAAAUCUGUUCAGUCCUCUUCUUAAUCCAUCCACACUUUGUGGCCAUCCCGGCCUCCUGCUGCAGGGAGUUCCAUAGUUUAACUAUGUGCCGUGUAAAUAAGUCUUUUUUUCUGUUCCAAAUCCUCCAGCCUUUCGCUCUCUUGGGCUGUUUUGCGUCCCAGUGGCCUGCUGGAUGAGGGAACUGGUGGGAAGUGGAGUCAGCAGCAGCUGGAGGGGCUGCAAAUGGGUCUCCAGCCUCCAUCUCCACUUUCAGUGUCCAUAUUAUAAAGCCCAGACAGCAAACUCUGGCUAAAGUGCGCAGGAAGAGAACUGUGUGCUGAGCAUGGUCUCUUUGCCAGAGCCAGCUUGGAACUCAAUCUGGGGUGGUUGGGAAUUAGUUCAAAUGCAGAUGAAGCUAACUAAGCUAAUGUUAAGCAUUUGAACAGAUCAGCCUCAAAGUCUCAUUAGCUGAUUCAGGGCCUUGCACGGUGCCCCCUUCCCUUUCGAACAGUCCUCCUCAGAUGACAGUCAAUCAGGACAGCUGGCUUCUGUGCCCCAUCUCACCCCUCCCAUGUGCAGACCACGAUAGGUUGACGUUGGGGGGGGUGUUUCUCAUGCUGGAUCUCCUGUAGGAAUUAGGGAUGCAGAAGGUUACAGUUUUGUAGGAUUACUGUUUGUGCAUUUGGGGUGGGAUCCUAGAAGGGUCCCCAAGGGACAUCUUGUCCUACCUCCAGAAAAGGAGGAAUCUCAGCUAAAGCACAGGUGACAGGUGGCUGUUCAACCUCUGCUUAAAAAUCCACCGCCUUCUGAGGGAGUCCAUUCCACUGCCAAACACUUCUUACCCUCGGAAAGUUCUUCCUGGUGUUUAGCUGGAAUCGCCUUUCUUGUAACUUGUCUCCAUUGCUUCGCGUCUUCCCCUCCAGAGUGGCAGAAAACACAGCCCUUCAGAUAUUUGAAGAUGUGUUUUUAGAUUUCUGGAUUUUGUCUGUGUUGCUUUAACUGAUGUAAGCAACCUUGAGUCCUGGUUGGGGGGAAGACAUGGAGUAUAAAUAAAUGUUCUAAUAAUAACUCACCUGCAGCUUAAACUCCAUGUUGGGAGAUCCCAUCUCUGCCCCAUUUUGAGACACACAACCCCCACGGUUGGCCCAGUGCAUUUUCCUGCAAAAUCCAAGCAGCUUUUCAAUUUUGAGGCAGUAGGGUAGGUCUGAAAGUGAGAGCAUUUGCUGCCAGUCAGGGUUGACAGUACUGAGCUGAAUAGACCAAUGGCCUGACUCUGUACAAAGCUUAGCCUGUUCCUAGUAGGUUUGCUCCUUCCAUAGGUUUCAUGGCAGCUCAUGUCUGGCAGUGUACCUUGAGCUCAUGCCGCAGAAGCUGCAGUGGACCCCUGGCAGGGGUGGGGGGAACAUAGCAGAUGGAGUAAACCAAAUGCACAAGGUGCCCCGUUAAAGAUGUGGUAGAUCAGCCUGGCUAGUUGGUCUCCCACCAUUCUCUGGUCCACAGCCUCCAAAGCUCCCUCAGGCAUUUCAUCCUCUGCCUCAUACCAAGCCAGACCUUCAUGACCUAGACCACCAGAAGAGCCCCUCUGGCUCGGGACAGCAGGGUCCCCUUCAGCACAGCCUCCUGUUCUCACGGUGGUCAGCCAGGUCCCUGUUGUGGGGAAGAGCCUCUGGCCUCCUUGGGCAUCCAGCAACUGGCAUUCAGAAGCGUUGCUGCCGUGCAAAGCUAAAAUUUGCAUUUGUUGCUUUGCCCCCCUUUUUCUCUGGCAUGGGGCUCCUGGAAGGCUGCCCAUACGUGCCCUUGGUCUGCAAUAGGGUCCCUCCAGGCAGAACUGCAUGGAAAGAGACCCUGAUGCUUCCUUGCACUCGCAUGGUUGCUGAGCAGUUUUGGGUCUGUCUGUGCGUGCUCCAUGACAUCACAGCAGAUGAGCCAAUCCGAUGGGGAGCCUGGCAGGCCCCCGUGCAAACCACCUUGACCUUGUUACCAUACGGAUAUAAGAGGCAACUGGUUUUGCGUUAACCUGCGACCUGUCUUCAGUUCCAGGAGUGGAUCACCUCUCAGGUUUGUGGUCUGUCAUAAUGUACGUCACUCUUUGUGUGAUGAGGAAAAUAGGAAGCUGCAGUUCUAAGAGUUUUCGCUUCCCAGAGUUUCUCCCCCAGCCGCCUUUGCUCCGGCUUCUCCAGGUGGCAGCGUUGGUCUCCGGGGAGAGGAGGGCUGCCUGUGGAUUUGCCAGGAGGAUUAACACAAAGCGCCAGGCGGGCAGGGAGGGCCAGCAGCAGCACCCUCCUGCCAGAGACCCAGAUGGCGAGUACCUGUUGGCUGGUCAUCAAGAGCUGGAGGAGACGGCAGGUGGGAUGAGGCUUAGGACAAGGAGGGCAGGCGAGGGAUUGGAGCAGCGCCAUGGCUGUGCAGGAGAAGCGCUGCGGAAAGGGGACGGGCGGACGCCUUUAUUUCAGGGAGCAUCUCAGCUCUGCAAAUAAAGAACGCUGUAUCUGUCUAUUCCAGGGCUAUUGUUAUUGCUGUUUAUUUACAUUCUGCCUUUUCCCCAGACCGGGACUCCAGGCAGCUUAUGGAUAAAAAUGCAAAAACGGACAGAAAACUGGGAAAGCUAAAAACAUAGAAAGGAUAAUAAUUUUAAAAAGCAAUUACAACAAUAAUUUAAAAAUGUUUUAUUUUUACACACACACACACACCAGAACAAUUGGACAAAGCAGCAGUGGCCUGACCCAGUCUUGAUACUUAAAAUUAUUAUUAUGGUCACUUUCCCUCCCCCCUAUGGUCCCCGGGCUGGGUGCAACCUUAAAAGACAGUAAUAAAAGCAAGUUUAAAGCUGCUUACAGUCACAGAAAUAGGGUGGAUUGUGAAAAUCUGUAUCUCCAAAUGUCCAGUGCCAGGGUAAAGAGGCACAUCUUCUGCAUUUGCCAGGAACUGCAUAAUGACAAUGCACCUCUGGGGGCAGAAGUUCUUCAGCUGAGGGGCCACCACAGAGAAGGCCCUCCACUCGCAGGCCACCACUCCCUGCCACUUCUCAGGGUGGAGGAAGCACUAGGAGGUCCCCCUCUGCUGAUGGCAGCACCCAAGUGGGUCUGUAGGGAAGGAGGGGGUCUUUCAGAUAUUGGAGGCCUGAGUUGUUUAGGGCUUUGGACGUUAACGUGAGCACCUUGAAUUGGGCCCAGAAAUGAACUGGCAACCAGUGCAGCUCGUUUAAAUCGGGUGUUAUGUGGAUCUAAACAACACCGGCUGGUAAUCUGACAGCUGCAUUUUGGACCCAUGAAAGUUUCUGAGUUGUCCGCAAGGAUAGCCCACAUAGAGCGCAUUGGCCUCCCCACCCUUUGGGAGCGACCAGGGAUUGGCCCUAGGACCUUGGAAAUGCUUUGGUGGAGCACUGGCUUCUCAUUCUGCUGGGAGGGCUGGCUGUGUUCAGGACACAGGAACCACCCGAGAAUUGGAAACCGUGGACCUAGUCCAGGUGCAGCCCCAUGGCACAGCCCCACUGUGGCUCACCCAUGCCUGGCGAGUGGCAGCAGGAGCCACAAGGAGCCUUGUGUGGCCUCGGUCUUCUCUCUGGGAACUCACUUGUGGGCCUAGUGUGACGUGCAAACUGGGAGUGUCAGGAUACCUUAAGUGAGAGGAACAUAGGUCCCUUCCUGCAAAAUCUGCAGCACAUGCAUCCCUCUGGCUGGUUUUUUGCACCUUGCAUGAAUUGCAUCUGAUUGCGCCCUAAAAACCCCGCCUCCUGCCUUCCUUGUGGCUUUUGUUGUUGUGGAGUUUAGCUGCUUCCCAGCGCUCUAGCGGCUUGCUGGCUCCCUGUAUGACCAGGCCAAGGUUGUAAUCCUGGCAUUGUGGAGGUGAGCAGCUGGCUGGCUUAUCAGUCAAGUGUAUUCAAUUCCCAAAUAAGCCCUGCUCUGUUCUCGGAUGUGUGCGCAUAUAUGUAUUUUCUUCUCUCCAACUACAUAAUUUCUGACUGAUUGUGAUAUCAUACUUUAAAAUUACCAGAAAUCAAAGCCGGGAAAUGGAUAUCGCUGCUUUUUACCACGAGCUGCAUUAACGAGGGACAUAUAACGAAUGCUCCUUUCUCUGUGUCUCGCUCCUUUUCUUAAAGACAGUAAUAGGAGAAAAUUGGUUUUGAAACAGAAUAAAAGUCCCUUUCAGAGGAAAAUCACUUCUUUCAAGGUACCUUUGCAGAAAGUAAAAUAGUCAGUGAUGAAAGGUGGUUGUGUGAUUGUCUUCUGCUUUUAGAGAGAGUCUGCUACAGAUGGGGAAAUACAAGAUUGGGAUAAUUACAUGGUAACGAACUCUUGUUGUGAAAUUAGCAUCUUAAGAAAAAUAGUGGAAAAGGCUUUUAUUCAUGAAUACUUCAUUACUAGGAGGAAAGUGGACCAAUUUGGCAACUUCAGGCACCUGUUCAGGAUUAAAUAACUUUUCUCUCGGCGCACCUUUCCCUCGCAAGUGUAGCAUGUUUUUGCCGAACUUUUUGAAGGAGAAAUGGAUCCUUUGAGGUGGUCCGGAAAGGGACAGCGGAAGCAGCCUCUUCAGCCCAACUGGCCCUGUGGGAAUGGCUUCAGAAAGGUGCAAACACUUCUGUGGUUUUUGAAAAAUACCAGAAAUCAAGUCAGGUUUCCCUACGCACAAGGAAGAGUUGUUCAAACUUUGGCACACCACAUGUGCUGUGUGCCUUGAUUGCUUACAAGAACGGGCAGGGGGGGGAAUGUAUACUUGUAAAAACUGUUUAGGAAUAAAAAAAAAUGUACAUUUUGGAACUGGUUUGAUUUCUCCUUUUUGUGAGUGUUUUGCUUUUCAAUAUUUUUAAAUUUGGUUUUCUACAUCCUGCUGUUUCUCCACUAGCUCAGUUUUUAGCUACUCAUUCUUUUUUACUUUUUCAAUGAAAUCUGAUAGAAUAUGCACACAUUUAUAAGUGGCACCAGUGUGACCUGGUUUUGAUGCAGGGACUUGAACCUCCCUCCCCACAGGACAAGAACCCACAAGCAGGAUUUGUGUUGAGAAACAAAAGAUUGCCUCUGUUGUUCUUAUAAUAAACCGCAAAGUGUCUAAGUGCGUACUGCUGUGCAGCAACUGAGUUUUAAAAAACUAUUUUAAAGCCUGCAUAUAUACAGUCAUUUAAAAAUAAAUACUUUUAUCAUUCUUAUUAUUUUUAAACUCACUAGCUACCUUUUUUGCCAUUGCAAUCCAAAGCAGCUCGCAACAAUAUGUAGAUAACAUACAUUAAAACCAUCACAAAACAAAAGCGUAGAAAAAUAGAAAACACAUUCAUGGUUUUAAAAGGCAGGAUUAAAAUAUCCUUCCCAUCCAAGGGGCCACAGGUAGUUAAAAUACCAAAGCUCUGGUGAAAAUGAAACGUUUUUGCCUGGUGCCAAAAGAUGCGUAAUGAUGGCGCCAGGAGGGCCUCUCUAGGGAGAGCAUUCCACAAGUGGGGAGCCAUCACGGAGAAGGCCCCAUUCUCGUGUUUCUAGCUCUGGACCUCCCAUAGAGGAAUGCGGGAGGGACAAAGGGCAGAAUAAACAGCAAGAAGCAGCAAAGGUUGCAGGCAGCAUAAAAACCUGUCUGAGCCCAGGCCUCUGCUGAGCUGGCUACAGCAGCAAGCCAGAGACACGAAGUGCUGCCUCCGAACAUGUGUGCAGAGACCCCUUCAGUUGUUGUUUCAUUCCAUUGUGAGAUCUGGGUGGGUGGGGUGCUUUGAAAAUGUAUUUUUCUUCCUUUCUUGGUUUUAAAUGUACCCGUCUGGUUUUCUGCUUGCUUGCUUGCUUGCAAGUUGCCUUAGAACUGUAGAGGUGGAAGGGGCCCUGAGGGUCACUCAGUCCAACCCCCUGCAAUGCCUUGAGUUGCCAUUGGUAAGAAAAGGUGGCCCAUAAAUUUACUGUGUGAUAGCAGCCCUUGUUAAGGGAAGGUGUCUCUUGGGGUAGGCGGCCUCUCUGGCUCAUGGCUGCCCUGCCUGCCUGCCCCCUGUUUGAAGGCCAGAGUUCCCUCCUGAGGUUGCCUUUUCUCUCUUGGGGGACGAGUCACGAGGCAGCAAAGGACACAAGUCUGUUUGGAAGGGAGGAGGACGAUCCGCAGGGAGGCUGAGAGCGAGCAAUUCCUUGCUGUCCAUGCUAAUUUAUCAGCCUGGAGAGGAGACGGCCAGCCAUUUCCGCUCACGCCUGUCGGCUGCGUUCAGGGGGAAGGACGUUGGGCUAAAUCGUGCUGACAUAACCAUUAACCAGUUCACUCCAGUCAGAGGGGACGGACGGUGUGCAGUCUCCCACUUCAUGGGCCGUGAUGAGGAAAUGUCCCCCGGGGGGAAUCGUGCCAGGGGCAAAACGCCAGAGCAGGAGGGAACUUCCCUGCCUUUCCCCAGCACCCUUCCUUGCGCUUCUGGGCGGGACGAGGGCCGGCCGUGGCCCCUUCUGGGCUCCCACCCGCAGAAACAUCCCAGGAGGGGUGACCUUGAGCCUGGCCGGCCAGCCAGCAGCCGCCCCACUUUGGCCAGGCACUUUCCUCGAGGACCGCUGGCCGUUUUGUUUGCUUUCCAUGCAAAUGGAGUUGGCGCAGCAUGGGAUUGCAACUGCUUUCCCUCAGCUUUAUUAAUUUGAAAUUUUGUCUGCACAACAAUCUUCUUUUAAAAGUAACCAGAAGUUUACUUACAUUCAGUUCACAGUAGGUUCCCUGAAGGCAGGCUUUAGCUUGUAGUUACAGAAGAGAGUGUGGGUUCAUCCCAUAUGGGGAUUGAGCCCAUGUGCUGCUGGCUGAGAGCCAGCAGUCAGCAAAGGGUAUCAGGAUGGAAUAAAGCGAAGAAGAAGAAGACGGGAAGAUGGAUGUGUGACCAGCCUUUUUAUGGGGUCUCCCAGGGUCACGCCCAUCUACUUGGUCACAUGUAGGAGGAGGAUGCUCCAGACAGGUGUGACAGAAAGUCCUCCUGGCUGGAGUAACAUCCCCCUGUGGGUCUACUCUGGACAAACAGGAAAUGUUGUAUUUGACUGCCUUCUGUGAUGUUACAUCCCACGCAAUUUAGGUUUUCUUUUUGUUUUCCUUACCACCACUCUGAGAUUUUAAGGGCCUGCCUUAGUUCCACCUGUGUAAUUUCUCCUGGGGACGUUUUGCUCGCAGCCUUGGGGAAAUGGUGCCUGCUUCCAUUUGGCAUAUCCGAAGGAGGAGAUUUGGUGCGGGGCAGAGGGAAAGGAGUAGCUGCAGGUCUUGCACCUGUUCUUCUGGCUUCGUCCCUGUUCCGCUCCGCCCAUCCCUCCAGCAUUUCUCAGGAGGUUGCUUCUAAUUAGCAGCCCAAAAAGGUUACCAUGAAUUGUUUGAAAGUCACCCGGAGCAGAGCAGGACACUGUUUUAUUCCAGUUCCCUCUGCAGUCAGAAUUGAUGGUGAGGAAAAGGGAUUUGCACACAAGCUGCUCCUGCGCCUGCCAUGCUGAGGGAGCUAGAAAGCCGCAGGGGUGGGAAUCCGGACUGAAGGAUCAGGAAGAAAGGGGUGGAGAUCCGCUGCAGGGUUUAAUCUGAGCCCAGGACAAAGAGCUGAUCUUUACAUGGACAGCAGUCACGUAGGACCCUGAUAUUUGGGACUUCACUGCUUGCAGAUUAACAGGCUGCAUUUUUUAAAAAAUGGCCCCCUUUGGGGAAGGUGGUACAACUAGGGCAGGGGUAGGCAACCUAAGGCCCGGGGGCCGGAUGCAGCCCAGUCGCCUUCUCAAUCCAGCCCACGGACGGUCCAGGAAUCAGCAUGUUUUUACAUGAGUAGAAUGUGUCAUUUUAUUUAAAAUGCCUCUCUGGGUUAUUUGUGGGGCCUGCCUAGUGUUUUUACAUGAGUAGAACGUGUGCUUUUAUUUAAAAUGCAUCUCUGGGUUAUUUGUGGGGAAUAGGAAUUCGUUCAUUCCCCCCCCCAAAAUAUAUAUAUAUAUAUAUAGUCCGGCCCACCACAUGGUCUGAGGGAUGGUGGACCGACCCAGGCUGAAAAAGGUUGCUGACACCUGAACUAGGGGGUUAACAUUAAAGGGCAAAGAGCAGCAACCAUUUAGUUAUCUGUGUGUGUAUGGGGGGCACCAUUUAUUUUGUCUUUUUACCUUGGGCACUAAAAUGUUUUGAGCUGUCUUGUGUUCUUGGUGGUUAAAGAAAACAUACACGGAGAGAAACAGCAUCCCUGCAUUUAGAAAUGAGCAGCUAAGGGAGGAAGGCUGUAGCUCCAACUUUAACCAUUACCCGCUAAUUUUCUAAGUGUAAGGAUUAUUUUAUUGUUAAAAAAAAUGAGAGGGAAUCUAAACAUGCAAUUCCCCACCUACAAUCAUGGUAGUAAAGUUCCAAGAAAUAGUGCACAGUUGUUCUAAAGAGAGGAAAAUCUGCUCCAAACCUAUUUAUGAUGCCUGGGCUUAGACCAGGAAUAUGUUAGGGAAGAUCACAUAGCUAUCUAUCUAGAUCAAAGGCCAAUUAAAAAAACAAAACCUCAUAUUUCAAAAAUGCCCAUCCUAUGAAGUAUCCCUUAGGAACAACUUUUAAAAAUGCAAUCUGAAUAUGAUACAGUCCAAACAUUUUCAGUCAUAAUAUCUUAAAAUAAAAUCCAUGAAUUUUUAUCUAAGAUAUCUAGAUAAAAGUCCGUUUUUCCAUUUAAAAGAAGUAGUGUGACCUUUUGAGGUUAACUGUACGUCAAUAUUUCGUAUGUUUGUUGCACUGGUUAAUAUUUAGACCAAGAUGGGGGAACCUGUGACACCCCUCCAUCUCCCACCCCCCUGAGCCGACAUGCCAAAUGGUCAGAAAUGGUGGGAGGUGCAUCCAGCAGCGUCUAGAAAGUCACAGGUUUCUCACCCCUAAUUUAGCCCCCAGAGGGAAAUCCGGCUCUGGCUGCUCCUGAGUUCCAGUGAGGCUUUCUGGAGCAACAAACCAGACAUCUUAAUUCUUGCAUCAGGCAACAAGUAGGCACGCCUCUUGGGUGAUUUGCAUGAAUCCGGAUGUUGGAAGGCUAAUUUUAAGUCAGUCCACCUGGAAACAAGUGGAGGCAGUAGGGAAAGAGGGAGACUUGUGCCUUUCCUUAGGGACAGCCAGGCUCCGGCACUCCUGAGACCAAGAAGCAGCCUUCCUGAUCAGAGAACCUGUCCUUCCAGGCAUAUGCUGAGUUCUUGCAAGCUGCCUGAUGGUUUAAGCCGACCUCCCCUUCUUUCUUCUCCCCACAUUUGCUUGUUGCUCCCUGGGUAGGCCAGUCUUUCCUCCAGCAGCCAGAGAUCUGUGUGUGAUGUGAUAUAUGCAUCCUGACAAGCAGCUGUCAGUGGAUUUCAGCAUGGAAGCAUAAUGGAACAGAAACCUCCUCUCGGAAGGACACUGUCUGCUCCUUGUACAUUGCCAGCCGACCUUUUCCCUGCGCCUGGUUGCAGUGGCAAGGCCAUUCCAGACGUCACUCAGGGUGGAGAGGAACGAAGCAUAAUUUAUGCCAUGCGCUGCACUUCCCAAAGGAUAGUGCUGUGUGCUGAGCUCCAAAGGAGCAAAUCGGUGGCUUUGGCCUCUUUCCCCUCGCCUUGACUUUGAUCAUCGGGAUUUCGAGGGCAGCCUGAGAUGGGGCAGCUGAAAGCUCCUGAGCCCGCAUUCCCCUUUUGCCAGAGGGAGGGUGGAGCGAAUGCUGCAUGCUGGGGGAAGCAUGUGCUACUUUUCGGGUGGAGGGGGGACAUCCAGUGCCAGUUGAGUGUUUUCUAAAACUUGGGGGAAGUUUUGUGUUUUGUUUGUUCCCAUCAGGUCUUGCUGCUAAAACUUGCCCUGUUGGGAGGACUGUCCUCUCAAACAAAUACAAGGAUUAUUUGGUUGUGAUUUCUGCAUUGCAAGGGGUUGGACUCUGGGGUCCCUUCCAAGUAGACAGUUUUAGGAUUCUGUCAUCUGCUGGGAAAAGAGCCCACCUUUGUGCCACUUCAGCUUUUAUUGAUGCUUCUGGGGUUAUUGAGGGGGGGGGCUUGGUGUUCCUACCCACCCAGAAGGAAGUGAUAGAAAACCACUUUUGGAAAACUUCCAUAGUUGACUUUCUGUCGUGUCCUUGGAUCAGCCUGCUGAGUCCUCCAUGGUGCACACAUUUAAAUUGUAAUGCUCAGACCAUUCUGGAAGUCACUCAGGGCUAGGACAGAAGGCAGUGGGGUGGGGGCGGGGUGAUUAAGCAUAAGUAAUUUAAAUAAUGUUGCCAAGACUGUCCAGAUUCUGCACCAAGAAAAACAAUAAUAAAGCUGGAUUCAGCAAACUGUGUGCAUUAUGCAAAUUAGGCAACUAUGCACAAUAUGUCUUAUUUGGUGUAAUUUAUUUUCCUCUCCGCCAUUCUGCAUACAUUAUUCUGGCUUUGUUAGUCAUGGGUAGGGCCUCAGAAAUUCCCUAGAAAUAUCAUUCAGCAACUUCUGUUGUUUUGAGGCUUCUGGCAGUAUCUCCCUCGUCCUUUCAAGCACAUCUCCACCACCAUAAGGCCUAUGUCCUUCGUUUGUCUUGAAUUCAGCUGUCUGGUGCUGCACUCUGAGCUGUUCUGUUUAGCAAUCUUCUUAUUGACUCAGUUUGCAAGGUCCUCUGAAGUGGGAGAAUCACACAACUUAGUCUGCAUUCACACAGCAGUUUAUUCCACAAUAUUUCCCUCUUAAUUUCUGCAUUAUAUUUGAACUUUCAUGCAACUUAAAAGCCACUUCCAUAAAUUUAGCAGAAUAUAGUGCAAGUUUAGUGCUCAUUUCAGUGUUAUUUCCAACAGAUUUUUUUACUGGAAACAAAUUACAUGGGAAUGAGUGCUAAACUUUCACUAUAUUACGCUAUAUUUCUGAAAGUAGCUUUUACAUUGUUUGGAAGCUCAAAUAUCUCGUGAAAGGUAAUAGCUAGGGAAACAUGAAAGUGGAAAUAAACUGUUGUGCGGAUGCAAUCUGCAUUUUUCCUAGGCUGUCUGUGAUGUCUGUUAUUACUGACUAGUGAGGUUCUAGGGGUCUUAGUAGACCACAAGCUGAACAUGAGGCAACAGUGUGAUGCAGCAGCAAAAAAAGCUAAUACUAUUCUAGCCUGCAUCAACAAAAGUCUAGUGUCCGGAUCAAGGGAAGUAAUAGUCCCACUCUCUUCUGCCUUGGUCAAAGCACACCUGGAAUACGUUGUCCAAUUCUGGAUGUCACAAUUUAAGAAGGAUGUUGACAAGCUGGAACGUGUGCAGAGGAGGGCAACCAGAAUGAUCAAGGGUCUGGAAACCAAGCCUUAGGAAGAAUGGUUGUGGGAGCUGGGUAUGUUUAGCCUGGAAAGACAGGGGAGAUGUCUAAAGGGUUGUCCCAUGGAAGAUGGAGCAAGCUUGUUUUCUCCUUCUCUGGAGGGCAGGACCAGAACCAAUGACUUCAAGUUACAAGAAAGGAGAUUCAGAAUCAACAUCAGGAAAAACUUUCUGAGGGUAGGAGCCGUUCAACAGUGGAAUGGGCUUCCUCGGGGGGGGGGGGUGGCCUCUCCUUCCUUGGAGGUUGGAUGGCCAUCUGUCAGGGAUGCUUUAGUUGAGAGUCCCGCAUGGCAAGGGGGUUGGACUAGAUAAUUCCAUGAUGCUAUGACUCCCUCCAGUUUUGCUGACUGACGCUCUUCCGUCUUUUUGGGUCCCCUGCAGCGCACUCUGGAUUGACGCCACUGGAGCCUUUUCCCUGCCACCAGUCAUGUUGGCCUGCCUGCAGAGGACACAGAACCCGCCCAGCCAGCACCUCACCUGCCCAAACAAGGCCCUGGAGCCACGCAAGUGUGAGUAGACCCCCUCGCUGGUUCUUCUGCGGACUCGACUCACAACUGCCUUCACACAAACCAAAGCUGGUGUUAGUCGUAACGAUUCCCAUUGUGGGACACUUUCCAAGGUGUGCCUCUGUGGCCACAUCUGCACCAUGUGGGUUAAAUCGCUAUGGAACCAUUUCAAAUAGCUGCAGCUUCCCCCCAAGAGUUUUGGAGCUGCGGUGUGUUGGGGGUGCCAAGAGUUGUUGGGAAUGCGCACCCCCCCACACACACACACUUAACAGAGAUUGAUUGUGAAGCCACCCUGGGAAUUGUAGUUCUGGGAGGGAAAUUGCUGGGACAGUUAUCCCCUAACAACUCCCAGCACCCUUAACAAACUACACCUUCCAGAAUUCUUUGGGGGAAGCUUAAAGUGGCGUUGUAAUGUUUCAGGUGUAUGGUUUGAAGGGAGCUCAGCCCGUGUGGCCAAGGAAUGGCCAGGGAUAAAGGGGGAGAUCUAGGUCCCUAGAGCGGAGGAGAGAGUGGAAAGUGGGUGGGUGCUCAGGGGUAGCCUGCAGUCUGGGGGCCAUGACAAUCAGCCUAGUUUCCUCCCCCAGCAAAAGUGCAGCCAUUGGGGGCAUGGGAGCGGUGCUCUCUCCAUCCCACGAGGGUUCUGGGCUGUUGCUAUUUUGGCUCAGCAUCCCUUUUCUGGUUGGUGGGGGCUGGGAGCAGGGAGCCGUUUGACUGGAGUAGGUGGGGUGGGGGUCGCGCUCUUCUGAGUCAUGUCACAUGGAGAAACACUGCCCCCUGAGUGAGCUUGACCAGGGUUUGGCGUGGAGAAGGAUCCCUGGGCUGAGAGCAAAUGCGAGGGUGGCAGUCAGAAGGGGAGAGAGCGAGAGAGCGAGCGCCUGUGCUUUCUCUGAGCAGGGAGAACGGCUGGCCCUUCCUGCUUCCCCUUGAUGCUGUCUGGCCAUAUUGAAAAGUAUAUUUAUUUAGCAAAUAAGAAGAAGAGGAAGGGCAGGUGGGAAGUGGAGACGGGAGCUGGGCUUGGAUGGGUGGGUGGGGGAAGUGGGUUCCCAUGGCUGGGCAGUGCCCCGUGGCUGGGGUGGGGAGCACCCUUUGCUGCCGUGCUGCGACUUGGGUGCUCGCCAGCCAGGGCCCCAUGCAGCCAACACCCCGAAGGAAUUGCUUCCUGCCUCCCCUUCCUUUUUAUUUCCUUCUCAGGCCCCUGUAAUUAUUUCUCUGGGUUUUGCUGUGAUUCUGCGGCUCCUGAUGAGUUGGCCUUUCAGAUAAGCCGUAAACUAGUUACAUUAAAAUAGGUUCCGAAAGGUCACUCAUCAAAGCACCUGUUCCUUGCGGUCUUUGUCUCUCCAUCCAAAGCUGUGAUUAAAUGUCUAUUUAAUGAGCCCGGCUGAGGCAGGCUGCGGUGACCUCUCUGGCUGCAAAGGCGCAUUAAGAGUCUCAAGUGAUGAAUGUGUGUUUUUAAACCGGAGGGCUGGGUGUUGGGGGUUCCCCCCUCCCCUGUCUUGCAUCAGGAGCCCUCUCUCCUCUUCUCCCUUCAAGUGUUUGCCGUGUUCCAGGCCUGGAGAUGAACAUUUCUGCUGCUUUGAUCACUGAGACCCAGCAUGGGUUUCUCAAAAACAAAUCAUGCCAGACAAAUCUCAUUUCUUUUUUUGACAGAGUUACAACCUUGGUGGAUCAGGGGAAUGAUGUGACGUCAUGUAUCUUGACUUCACUGAGGCUUUUGACAAAGUCCCCCAGGACAUUCUUGCAGAGAAGGGGAUCGAAUGGUGGCCUGCACAGCAUUUGAGGAACUGGACUUGCAGUCCUUCCUCCCCGUCCUCUGAUGAACGGUUGUUGGGGUAAUCGGAAAAGAUGGCUUUUCUUAGAACUAGGCACGAUUUAGAAGCGACUCUGAUUACUUAAUUUGCUCCUGAGUAUCUCGGCAAUUAUCUUUAUGGGCCUUAUUUCUUGUCCUCUGGCGUCGUUUCCGUCGAUAUUAAAUGAGCCCACCUCGCAGCGUGGCAGCGGCUGGCCUGCCACCACCACAGAAUCCUAUUAUCCUGCCUGUGCUGCUGAAUAAUUUUUGUAUUAAUUUCACAUCAAAGGUGAGCCUGUUAAUGUUGGCCUCCCGCCUGUGCUGGAAGGCACAGGGGAUGUUGGCAUUUCUGAGGCUCUUCCUCUGCCUUUCUCCUCCUGCUGUGGACACGCUGGCUGGCUGGCUGCCCUGGGGGGCUGUCAACAAGCACCCCUCUCUCUUCCCAGUUUUCCUUCUCCCGUUUCUCCUGGGCUUCCUUCGUCUCGCAUAGUGGUGCAUUGCAGCAGGAACGGUGAGCUUGUUGCCCUCCAUAAGUUAUCGUUAUUGUUUAUUAAAUUUGUAUAGCAUCCUUCACCUGUAGAUCUCUUCAGAGGGUCUCCUGUCUGUGCCCCACAUGUGCCCCAAUGCAACCAGUGCUAUGCCCCUGGUGGGUCUGGAAGCUUGGCAGUGAGGUCCUGCUCACUGUUGUGGCUUCUGUGGUCCCUGCCACAAGGCGAGGGGGCAGCCUCAAGGAGGUAGUGAGGGCCAAGGAGUCAGGGCUGGUUGUGAGCCUCAGUUGUCCAUUUGAGACUUGUGGGUAUAGAGCAAUAUAUAAAUUCUAAUAACAACAAUGAUGGUGGUGGUGGUGAAGAUGUUUCGCUCAGAGCCAAUUCUCCAGCUGCAGACUCCUGGUUUAUUUUUAAAGAGGUAACUGACCUUGCACCCGUCUCUCCUCCCCCUGUCCCCCCCCCAUGGAUGCAUCCUCCAUGGAGCUGGAUCCUCCUCUCUCUGCUCCCACCUGCAGGAGGACAAGCCUUGGGGCCGCCUUUCUUCUUCAGCUAGGCACCCCCUGAGUGCUGUGCCGCUAAAAAUCGGGGCAGAAAUCAGCCUGCCCUUUCCGUCUCUGGGGGGAAAGCGCUUCUCUCUCUCUUGCUGAUUAAUUUAGUAAUGGAUUUCUCCCUUCCCCUUUAAUAUAUGAUUUUAUAUAUUUUUCAUACCAGGCAGCAUUAGUGUGCAAAGCAGUGGAGUUUUAGAAGCAAUCAAUAUCCCUGAGCUAUGGAGCAUGUGGAGCAUUAUUUCCAACUCUGAUUUGGGGACUAGCUGGUCCUGCAAAAGGAAGUUUUUAUAUAUCUCCCUUUAAAAGGAGUAAAGGGAAACCAAUAGUGGGUGAGUCCAACGGUCAAGAAAGCGGUUUCUGCCCCUGCCAUAGAGGGAAGUGAGGGGCAGAUGGGGCUCGUCCGCCUGGGAAAGGAGCCCAUCUAGGAGAAGGAAAACUCUGAUCCUAAACCUUCACUGCCUGGCAGGAUAUCUUCAGGAGAAGAAAAGGCUCAAGAGGAAGCCCUCCACAAAUCCAGAGCGGAGACAGUUGGAUGGCGCCUUGUCCGCCUCCUUAUAGCAACUCCUGCAGCCAAGCUGGUGCCAAACGUCUGGCUCUGCUUUCUUUUGGACCGCAACAGCGUGGCUGAGAGCGGGUCUUGUGUUUGGGCUGCCCAGGACCUCUGUACACACUGCCUAGGCUUGUGCCCAGGGGAGGGGGGUUCAUUUCAGUGCUGCUGACACAAUGGCUUGACUUCACCCCCAGACGUGCACUCCAUUGUCUCUCAAGACAGAUUGAUGCCAACAAGUUAUAUCCCACCUUUUUCUCUAAGGAGCUCAAGGCGGCGUAUGUGGUUCUCUGCCUCCUCCUUUAAUCUCCACAACAACCCUGUGAGGUGAGUUAGGCAGAGAGGCAGGGACUGGCUCAAGGUCACCCAGUGAACUCCAUGGCGGAGUGGGGAUUUGAACCCUGGUCUCUCCCAGGUCCUAGUCUGACACUCUGACUUCUGUACCACUUUGGCUGCCAGCUGCCCAGCCUUGUUUGACACAGCCUGGAUUUAUAGCAUGGGAAUGUUCUCUUGAAACAGAGUAACUCGGCCCAGCCUGCCUUGCCACUGUCUGUCAGCAAAGCAAGGUGGACCACAAAAGGGGUCGUGACCAGACUGAAUCUGUGCCCUCUCUUUAGCUGUGCCAGGUGAUGGUCUUUUUAUCUUCAAUUUCUCUUCCACCCCCCACUUCUGUGUUUAUAGGAGCAUGGGGCUUUACUUUAAAUUAUAAACUGACUAAUGUGGGGGAGGGAGACAGUGCUCCUGAAGGUAGGAGUCUAUCAAUUGAUGAAGAUGAUCAUCCAAAUGUCAUAGACCAAAUGGAGCAAACGGCACGCAGACCUAGUGGUGGAAGGAAAGAAUCCUUAAAUAAGAGGCACGGGGGAAUGAUUAAUGGACUUCAAUGUCUGUACACUAAUGCGCAAAGCAUGGGAAAUAAACAAGAUGAGCUUGAGCUCUUGGUACAGCAAACUAAAUAUGACAUAAUAGGCAUCACUGAAACCUGGUGGGAUAAGUCCCACGAUUGGAAUGUAAUAAUGGGGGGAUACAAUCUAUUUCAGAGAAACAGACCAGACAAGAAAGGAGGAGGAGGAGUGGCGUUAUAUGUCAGGGAUGUGUAUACCUGUGAAGAGAUCCAAGAUUUAGAACCUCAAAGCCAAAGUGAGAGCAUUUGGGUCAAAAUUAAGGGAGAGAAGAAUAACAGUGACCUCAUUGUGGGAGUUUACUAUAGAUCCCCAAGCCAAACGGAGGACAUAGAUGAUGCCUUCCUGGAACAGAUGGCCAAGCAUGCAAAAGGAAGGGAGAUAGUAGUAAUGGGGGACUUCAAUUACCCGGAUAUUUGUUGGAUGUCAAACUCAGCCAAGAGCAUAAGGUCAAACAGAUUCCUCACUGGCCUUGCAGACAACUUCAUUGUCCAGAAAGUGGGAGAAGCAACAAGAGGAACAGCCAUUUUAGAUCUGGUCCUAACCAAUGUUGAUGACCUGGUUAGUGGGGUAGAAGUGGAAGGAUCAUUAGGCGCGAGUGAUCAUGCUCUUCUGAAGUUUACUAUACAGCGGAAAGGAGCAGCCAAGCAUACUAGGACUCAAUUUCUUGACUUUAAGAAAGCUGACUUCAUAAAACUUAGGGAAGUGCUGGGUGAGAUCCCAUGGACAGUAAUACUAAAAGGAAAGGGAGUUCAUGAUGGCUGGGAGUUUGUUAAGAGGGAGAUAGUAAAAGCACAACUUCAGGCAAUACCAAUGAGACGGAAACAUGGAAGGUGCCUAAAGAAGCCAGGGUGGCUAUCUAAAGAACUUUUAACUGAGUUAAGAUUAAAAAGGAUGUGUACAAAAAUGGAAAAGGGGAAAACCACCAAAGAGGAAUUCAAACAAAUAGCCAGCACGUGUAGACACAAAGUCAGAAAAGCUAAAGCACAGAAUGAACUCAGGCUUGCUAGAGAGGUUAAAAGCAACAAAAAGGCUUUUAUGGGUAUGUUUGUAGCAAAAGGAAGAACAAAGAAACAGUGGGGUCACUCAGAGGAGAGGAUGGUGAAAUGCAAACAGGGGACACAGAAAGGGCUGAACUCCUCAAUGCCUUCUUUGCCUCAGUCUUCUCCGAUAAAGAAAACAAUGCCCGACCUGAAGAAUUUGGAGCAAAUGAUUCAGCAGAGGAAACACAGCCCAGAAUAACUAAGGAGAUAGUACAAGAAUACUUGGCUAGUUUAGAUGUAUUCAAGUCUCCAGGGCCAGAUGAACUGCAUCCAAGAGUAUUAAAAGAACUGGCAGAUGUGAUCUCAGAACCACUGGCAGUCAUCUUUGAGAGUUCCUGGAGAACAGGCGAAGUCCCGGCAGACUGGAGGAGGGCAAAUGUUGUCCCUAUUUUCAAAAAGGGGAAAAGAGAGGACCCAAAUAAUUACCGCCCAGUCAGUCUGACAUCAAUACCAGGGAAGAUUCUGGAGCAGACCAUGAAGCAAACAGUCUGUGAGCACCUAGAAAGGAAUGCUGUGAUCACCAAUAGUCAGCAUGGAUUUCUGAAAAAUAAGUCAUGUCAGACUAACCUGAUCUCGUUUUUUUGACAGAAUUACAAGCCUGGUAGAUGAAGGGAACGCAGUGGAUGUAGCCUACCUUGAUUUCAGCAAGGCAUUUGACAAGGUGCCCCAUGAUAUUCUUGUAAAGAAGCUGGUAAAAUGCAGUCUUGACUAUGCUACCACUCAGUGGAUUUGUAACUGGCUGACUGACCGAACCCAAAGGGUCUCAUCAAUGGUUCCUCUUCAUCCUGGAGAAGAGUGACUAGUGGGGUGCCACAGGGUUCUGUCUUGGGCCCGGUCUUAUUCAACAUCUUUAUCAACGACUUGGAUGAUGGACUCAAGGGCAUCCUGAUCAAAUUUGCAGAUGACACCAAACUGGGAGGGGUGGCGAACACCCCAGAGGACAGGAUCACACUUCAAAACGACCUUGACAGAUUAGAGAACUGGGCCAAAACAAACAAGAUGAAUUUUAACAGGGAGAAAUGUAAAGUAUUGCACUUGGGCAAAAAAAUGAGAGGCACAAAUACAAGAUGGGUGACACCUGGCUUGAGAGCAGUACAUGUGAAAAGGAUCUAGGAGUCUUGGUUGAUCACAAACUUGACAUGAGCCAACCGUGUGACGCGGCAGCUAAAAAAGCCAAUGCAAUUCUGGGCCUCGUCAAUAGGAGUAUAGCAUCUAGAUCAAGGGAAGUAAUAGUGCCACUGUAUUCUGCUCUGGUCAGACCUCACCUGGAGUACUGUGUCCAGUUCUGGGCACCACAGUUCAAGAAGGACACUGACAAACUGGAACGUGUCCAGAGGAGGGCAACCAGAAUGGUCAAAGGCCUGGAAACGAUGCCUUAUGAGGAACGGCUAAGGGAGCUGGGCAUGUUUAGCCUGGAGAAGAGGAGGUUAAGGGGUGAUAUGAUAGCCACGUUCAAAUAUAUAAAAAGGAUGUCACCUAGAGGAGGGAGAAAUGUUGUUUUCUGCUGCUCCAGAGAAGCGGACAUGGAGCAAUGGAUCCAAACUACAAGAACGAAGAUUCCACCUAAACAUUAGGAAGAACUUCCUGACAGUAAGAGCUGUUCGACAGUGGAAUUUGCUGCCAAGGAGUGUGGUGGAGUCUCCUUCUUUGGAGGUCUUUAAGCAGAGGCUUGACAACCAUAUGUCAGGAGUGCUCUGAUGGUGUUUCCUGCUUGGCAGGGGGUUGGACUCGAUGGCCCUUGUGGUCUCUUCCAACUCUAUGAUUCUAAAUCAAACACCCCCUCCUCUGCUCAGCUGCCCUCUCACUCCUCUGCUGUCUCCCUGCAGCUGCAGAGCCCUGGCUCAUAUUUUAAUUAAAUGUCACUUUCCGCAUGCCUCUGCCUUUGCACUUUGUCUGUGCCUGUAUCUGCUCCUGGAACCCCGGCUGCUGUUUCUACUACAAACGCAGGAAGUCUGUGCUGCCGCUGUAACGGCUGGAGAUCAAUAUUCUUCUCCUGAGCUGGCUGGUGUCUUCUUCCACAAGCAAUUAAAAAAUACCUCUUGGAGGGGUCUCAAUGGAGCCGAUCAGUGGGGCAUCUUGAGUCUGAGACAUGCAUCUCCUGUCCCAGGUCCUGGUGCCUCUCCUUGAGCUUGCGAUCUCUGCCUUCCACUGCUCACAAAACGUUAGGCACCCCGGCCGGCACCACUCUUGGACGAGGCUCCCUGCUCCCUUCUUUGGCAGGGCUCAACUUUCCUUUUUCUUGGAACGAAACUGUGGAACAAAGUUGGUGGCCCUUGUUGCCCUUCUGGCCAAAGUUGCCCCCUCCAACGCACCAUCUUUAGGGGUCAUUAGUUUCAGAGAUGGCCCGCUCCAGAGCCGGGGGAGGCUGGCAGGGUCGGCCCCCGGCAGUUGUGCUGGGCUUUGCAGCAAAUGGCAGGAGCCCAGGAAGCUUUCUUGUCCCGUUGGUCCAUCUAGCUCAGUAUGGCCUACACUGAAUGUUGGAAGCUCUUCUGAGCUGCAGCCGGGAGACCUUCCUAGCCCUACCUGGAGAUGCCAGGUUUUAAACCUGGGAGCUUCUGCAUGCAAAGGAGAGGUCCUGGCACUCAGACCCAGCCUAGGCUCAUGAGAGGUGGAGGGAAGAGGGGGUUUAGGCCAUCAGACUUUUAAAAAUGAGCAUGCGCUUGCGGAGGUGGCUGUGCUGCUCAAGUGAUCCACCAGAUGUGAUCCGUUGGCUUCCUAUCAGGGACUCCCUGCUGUUGAUCACCCUGGUGAGCUCCUUCCGGAAGAUAAAAAUCUACUUGUCAAUAAUAACAACAGCAACAGUUUUAAUACAACAAUCAUCAGCUGUGUACAAAUGCUGCUGGGUAUUCCAAGAAUACCACUGUGCAGAUUUCAAUAUUUUAUUUAAUAUCCUUUUCCCUUGAUGAUAGGAGCUAAUAAUCCCCCCACACCCCAUAAUUACUAUGUUUUUCAAACCUUUUUUGCUCCCACAACAUUAAGGCUUUGAAGAUGCUUCCGUGUUCCUUGACAGUGCCUCAUGGAUUCGUUGACCAGAUCCCUUUUUGGCUGAUCAGAUUCCCAGCCCUUAAGUGGUGGAUCAUUUUUGCAGGUAUCAGAAGAGACUUGCUGGAUCUAACCAAAGGUCCAUCUCAGUCAGACCCUGUUUUUCAACAACCCCCCCAAAACAUCCCACUGGAGAAGGCUGGGGGUGUCCACAGUAGCUUUGGGGUGCUGGGUGACUGUCUCUCUCCUGGGGGGAAAUGAAGCCCAAUGGGGUGGGGAAUGGGUCUAGACUGGGCCUGCAGUACAGCUUAUGUGUUUGUGGGCAGCUUGCUGGUCCCAUGGGUCCAUUGGUGCCCCUUCAUCUGCACCUCAGCACCUUCAGUUUUAUGCCUUCCCAGCCAUACUGGGGGUGGUGGGGCUUGACGGGACUCAUUCCUGCCGUGUGUUGCUGUCCCCUCCCCUUAAUUAGUAAGAACACAAAAAGAGCCUCCUGGAUCAGGCCAGUGGCCCAUCUAGUCCAGCACCCUGUUCUCACAGGGGCCAACCAGAUGCCCGGGAUGGGAAAUCUGCAACCCCCAACACAGAUGUUGGGUCACCCCCAGCCCCCCAAAUAGAAUCAGAGAGUGUUAUCUUGCGCAGUCUUCUCUGUUUCCGUCUCUUUGCCCGCCCCCUUGGAUGGAGGCUGAUCCUGGCCUGCCUUCUCCCCCAUGGAUACAGAGAAGGAUGAAAGGAGGUGGAGGAGGAGGAGGAGGAGAAAAAGAAAGACAAGAGGAACAGCAGCAAGAAUACUCAUCGCAAAGUAUUGGAAGACACAAGAACUUCCCACGCUGGAGGAAUGGCAGAUGAAACUUAUGGACUAUAUGGAAUUGGCGGAAAUGACUGGCAGAAUCCAUGACCAGGGAGAAGAGUCGAUGGAGGAAGACUGGAAGAAAUUCAAAGACUAUCUUCAGAAACACUGCAAAAUUAAGGAAUGUUAGAGUGAUGUUGGAUUGAAAAUAAGUGGUUUCCAGCUGUACAGGUUAAAGAUAAGGAUAGAUUAAGAUUAAAGAUUAAGAUUAAAGAUGUUUAAAGAAAUGGAAAUUUGAUAAUAAAAGGGAAAAAUUUAAAGCUAUAUGACAUUAAGAGUAAGGAUUAGGUUUAAAAAGUUGAAGUUAUAUAUUUUAACAUUUUAUUAAAUUAAAGAUUGGGAUUAAAAAGUGGAAAAGAAACUGCUGGAUAAAUAAUGUGGAUUGGAAUACAAAAGAGGGAGGUAUGAGGAAGUCCAGAAAAUAAGUAAUUUAAAAUUGGAAAUGGAAAAGAGAGUUUGUUUUUAAUUGUUAUGUUUUGUGUUUUUAUUGUUGAGUUUUGUAUUGUUUUUUGUGUGUGUUGUUUUUCUUUUUUCUUUGUUUAAAACCUUAUUAAAAAUUAUUUAAAAAAAAGAAAAAGAAAAAGAAAGACAAGAGGGAAAGAAAAGUAGCGUGAGCGUUGACAAGACUUUUCAGAAGUCCUCUUCCAAGGCCCCAUUACACAGUGUCCUUUUGUGUUCCCUGAAAGUAUUUUGGCAGCUUAUCUGCCAAAGGUUUUCAGCCUCUGAAAUGCUCAAGUGGGAGGUUCAGGGAUGCUUUUGAGGCAUCUGCUGCUGCUGCUGCUGCCGACUCUGAGUGGGAUAGCCUUUGGGUACUUUGAGAUCCUGCUUUCAAAGUCUAGAACUUAAGUGCCCCUGCCUGUAUGCGCCAAAGACCAACGAAAGCUCUUAUGGGCAUUCAGAGGCACACUAAUGCGUUGCGCAUGCAUGAAUGGCGCCCUUUUCUGAAUUGGGGGUGUGUUCUGCAUUCUUCCCCAGGGCACACACAAAGCUUCCUUGGGCAUAAGGGGGUCCAAGAGACUUCUUACAGAACGCCAUUGUGCAAAUGUCGCCUCGGUUGAACCACGUCAUGUGACUGAGUCCAAUCUCAAUCUCAAAGUGCCGGAGACUUUUCAGUUCAGUGAAAAGUCAAGUAAGAGGUGGCAGGAUAGGAUCAUAGAAUCAUAGAGUUGGAAGGGACUGAAAGGGUCCUCUAGUCCAGCCCCCUGCAAUGCAGGAACCUCUGCUAACUUGCACCCCCUUCGCUUAAAUCCUAUGCAGAAAAACUCAGAAUCCUGCCAAAUGUAUAAAAUUAGGUGGGGCCUGGAGAAAGAGGAAAGAGAAAAGUUUUUCUUGCUCUCUCAUAACCCUGGAACUUGUGGACAUCGAGUGAAGCCAGGUGUUGGAAGAUUCAGGAGUUUACCUCUAUUUAUUUUCAGUUAUCAUUCAUGCCAUACUGGCUGCUCUUAGGGGGAGGGGGAGCUAACAAGUCAAAUUAAUUAGAGCAGGGGUUCCCAGUUAGCUAGGUACUGCAGACCUUAUUUUUCCAAAGCCAAACCAUGGACCCUCUACUUUGGAAAAUGUUGAUAUCUCCAUGGUAGGUUUUGUUAUGCGAAUGGUGCCACAGAUCCCCUGGGUGGAUCACGUGGACCCCCUGGGUUCCGUGGACCACCAGCUGGGAGCCACUGCAUUAGAGCAACAAAGGAAGUAUCUAGGGGCUGCUAAAAAGGUCCGGAAGAGGAGGCAGUGCCUUGGUGGGCCAGUUGUGGCCUGUUAGAUGUGGCAAGUCCUCGUAUCUUCACAAACUCUUUCCUGGUGCCUCUGGUGGCAGCAAACCUCUUGCUUUCUUUGUGUGCUUCCAGUGCGCUGCUGCCCUGGUGUUUCCUCCCAUCGCAGGUGUGUCUCUGAAAGGGGAGAUAACAAGAGCUGCUUGUUUACCAGAGCCUGCCAAUGAACAAAAGGGCUUUGACGCUGCGCUUCAAAUGCCACCUCUUGCAGUGAAAACACUGCUUUUGAGCAUGAUUGGAUUUCGUGCCCAACCAGAAAUAGGAAUAUUUUCCUAAAUGUGGCAAGCACUGCACUCGCCGGUCUCCCAUGUUCCCUUCCCAAGAGUCCCCUCCUUUGCAGGGCAAAAAGAGAGAGGGAGGUUCAGGUAUUCAUUAAUCAUAGAUAGUUGUGUUAAAAAUAUAAAGGGAACAAAAUCAACAAAUCAGGCUUCUGUACAAAAAUCUGGGCUAUUGCAUGUAAACGAUACUGUUAGCCUAAUCUGCAGAAACCUUUUUGUGUGUGUUGUGGAUACGGGGCAGUGGGGGGCUGCUGCUUGGUGUGGUCUAUUUCCCUGUGGCACACCCCGCCAGAAAAGUUUGCCUGGCCAAUUCUUGGGCUCAGCCAGAAAUGCCCCCGGCCCACAUGCCCUUGGUGGGCAGGAGCCAAAGGAACAAAGUAAGCGGAGCCACCAGUUCUGUUCUUACUCUUGUACAGCUGUGCAAAAGAGCAGAAGUUUCUCCAUGCCCCCCCCAUCUGUCCACCCUCUAGCCGAGAAAGUGGAAUGGGCACAACUCAGUGGCAUUUGCUUGGAGCAGGGGGAGGGAACCUGGGCAGAGUCUGGCGGGCCAGAUGGAUGGAGAAUGGGGACCUCAGCCUGAGGACCCCCACCCCUAGGCAAGUUGGAGGAGGCUGGAUUGCAGGGGGUUGGCCAGGGUUCCCCUCUGUGAUUCUAUGGUGAAGCUGCCUUGGCCCUCUGGAUUUUAACAGCUGCAUGCAAAUAAUCCUGCCCUGUUGUUAGAUUGUAGGAUAUUUUCAAUUCUUUCUGUUGGGUUUUGUUUAAAGCUCCGCUGUGCCAGAGGUGGAAAAUAAGAUGAUAAACUCCCACCUUCCCACCCUUCAAGAGCUCUGCUGUUUUCCACUCUGCUUCCAGGUGUGAUACAAAACACCCAGCGAAUCUGAGACACAGGCUCUGCAGAACCCCACAUUCUAAAGCAAGUGCUCUCUCUCUCUCCCAUCGUGACCUGCAAAAUGGUGCUUUUGCAAAAGGUAGUGCAGUCCUGUGUCUCCCAGGGGAUCCAUGGCCGGGGGGGGGGGGCGGACAGGGAGAUCCCCUUGGCUGGAAAAUGUUGUGCCCACUAGGCCUCUCCCAACAAUUGCUUGAGGGGGGCUUCCCUCCAAUCCCCUAAUAGGCAAUUAAUUCUCCUUCAAGCCCAUUUCGUCUUGGGGCAAAGUGGCAGCCUGUGGAAUUCAUGAGGCAGCCUGUGGAAUUUGCGGCAUUGCAUUUUCUGUGCUACCUUCGCAUGUGAUUUUACACAUGCAAGCCUGUUUACCAAAUCCAUGUCAAGUUCACCUCCAUGCCUUUUGCAUCUGAUUUUGCCCCAAAUUGUCCACCUGUAGCAGACCAGCCAGGUCCUCUCACCCUUUUUAGAAACUCUGUAAUGUUUCUUUCUGCAUAAAAUUGCAGGCAGCUUUGGAUUCUUAAUCUCUCUUUCUAGGAAACAGUCUUAAGUUUGUUGCAUAGCAGUGGAGCCUGGCUUUUAUGGUCCAUCUGCGGAGGCAGCGUGAGGGCGUUGCACUUGUGGAAAUUCCCUCUGUUGAGUGAUAAAAACUGUUUUAAUUGCAUCUGCAUUUUUUAAACAACAACAACACCACCUCUUUUAAUAGCUUCCUAAUUAAUAUAUUAUACUAAUUUUUUAUUAUAAUAAUUUUUAUUGGUUUUUACAUAUACUUUUUUACAUAACAUCAUAUUGAUCCAUAUUUUUAACAAGCAUUUUUGUUUUCUUUUUAUUUAAUUUAAAACCUGCUACCUGUCCACAUUGUUCAAUUCUUUCCAGUGCUUCCAUUGCACUGGUUGAUGGGUCCUCUACUGUUAUAACUAAAUCGUCUGCAAAGGCUUUCAAUUUAUAUUCUUUUCGACCGACACCAAUUCCUUUAAUCUUGUCAGUUUUUCUCAUAUUUCUUAGAAGGACUUUCAGGACUGUUAUAAAUAAUAAUGGCGGUAAUGGGCAACCUUGUCUGGCAAUCUAGCUUUUUCUGUUCUCAUCCUGAAGCAAAGUUCUUAACCUGAAACAAUAUUUAUGGGUUAACGGAGUCUGUAACCUGAAGCGAAUGUAACCCGAGGUACCACUGUAAUUCCAAUUUUUUAUUAUAAAUUCCCAAUAAAUAUUAUUAAAGGCCUUCUCAGCGUCUAUAAAUAAUACAUUAUACUAAUACCCAUGGUAUUUUGACAAAGUUGCAGGAGGAAAGUUUUUCUCUUGUGCGCACCCAUAAAAUAUCACCUUAAUUUCCACAUGGGUUUACACAGGAGCCGAGACAAGAUUCCCAAACCCUCCCUCGACUCUGCCCUGUUCAGCUGCAUUCCCAGGUGUCCCUGGCAGCUGCUCCCAUGUUAGGACCAUGGAAAUAAAUUCUCUGCCGUAGUUGAAGACAGAAAGUUGGGUGGCCUGGAGCUGACCCCCAGUACUCUUCCAUCUUGCCAGGACUUUGCUGGCUGACCCCCAGGUUUUGACUCAGCAGAAAGCGUUUGGAGUCUCCAUGUUCUUUCUUGGUUAUCAUUGCAUGGGGUGUCAUUGGUCCCUGGUAGCUCCAGGUAGGACUGAGAAUGUCCCUUGGCUGAAACACUGGAGACCCACGCACCAACUCUGCAUAGAGCAGUUUCCCAGUAUUGUAUUCAUUCCUCUUAAGUGCAUUUUAUUGUUGGUUUGCAUAAUCUUAAUUUAUGGCCCAAAUGCUUGUCAGCCUGCACCUUUAUCUUAGUCUUAUCGUGGUCCCCUCUGAUGGGCAUUGCUGUUUUUCAGCGAGAGGGACGGGGCUUUGUCUGUGGUGGCACCCCACUUGUGGAACUCCUUGCACCUUUGGAGGUGCAGCCGCCAUCCUCAUACUUGAGUUUUGACCAUCAGCUUUAUCCACCCUGGCUUUUCAGAUAAGCUGGUGUUUGUGCGGUUGUAUGUGUUGUUCUAUCUGCUUCCUCACUAAUAUAAAGACUCGUGCAUUGUCUGGGGUUUGAUUUAUUUAGGCAUUUUCUCUCUCUUAGGUUAGUUCGGCUUUUGUUGUAUUUUAUGUUGGAAACUUUCAAUAAAAAACGAUUAAAAAUAUAUAGGCAUUUUGAUGAUUGUUGUUGAUCUGGUUUAUUGUUGUGAACCAACCUACAAUCUCAAUUCAUUUUAUUUUAAUUUUUAUUUAAAAGCAUUUCCUUUGCUUUAGAUUUUGAAAUUCGUAAUUGAUGCAAAUCAAAUAAACAAAUGCAUAGGUCAUUCUCGCCCUCUCUCUUCCUAAUCUCCCUUUCCUGCAGCUUGGCUUGCUUUGGCUUGCAAAUUCUGGCCCCUUUCUCUCUGCUUGCAGCCCUGUAGUAGUUGUGUUGCACAUGCCGGGAACAGGUGGGUAGAUGGACCUUCUCCACUAUUGCAUGGCAGGUAGUGACAGAGAUGCUGUUUUUGGGUUUCCUUAUUCUCCAUUUUACCAAGCUUAGUGGGGGGCGGGCUGGGGGCGGGGGCAGUACCCACUGCACUCGCAGCCAAAGCCACAAGCGGGGGGGGGGGGGGAGUAAGCUUGUAAAAAACAAGACUGUGCAUUUUUACUGGUCUGUUUUGCAAUGUGCCUGCCCUCUUUUGCUGCCCUGUUUUAUAUGCCCAUAUCCCUGGCCAUAAAAGGUAAAGGUCCAGUUGUGGCCGACUCUGGGGUUGCGACGCUCUUCUCGCUUUAAUGGCUGAGGGAGCUGGCGUACAGCUUCCGGGUCAUGUGGCCAGCAUAACUAAUCCGCUUCUGACGAACCAGAGCAGCGCACGGAAAUGCUGUUUGCCUUCCCGCCGGAGUGGUACCUAUUUAUCUACUUGCACUUUGACGUGCUUUUGAACUGCUAGGUUGGCAGGAGCAGGGACCAAGCAACAGGAGCUCACCCCGUCGUGGGGAUUUGAACCGCCGACCUUCUGAUCGGCAAGUCCUAGGCUCUGUGGUUUAACCCACAGCGCCACCCACGUCCCAUCCUUGGCCAUAAAACAUGUUGAAUUUCCCUGCCCCCCUUUCUCUCCCCCUUAGUUUCACGAGCUGACCUUGGGCCAGUCACCCUCUCUCAGCCUGACCUACCUCGUGGGGUUGUUGUGGGGAUUAAGUGAGGAGGGGGAGAACCCUGUUUGCCACCCCUGAGCUCUUUGGAGAAAGAGGGGGGAGUCUAAAUGCAGUGAGAACAUUUUUGCACUGGAGGCUCUGCUCUUGGUACGGCCCCUUGCCAGUGAAAGGAGCCUCCAGUUAAAAGCUUCAGGCGCCGCUGCUGCAGCCCUUUGUGCCGGAGUGUCGAGCGUCUUCCGAGAGUUCCCUCCGCCGCGCCUGACCAGUGGGGUCCGUCAGCGCAAAAGAGGCCCCUUCCCUUCCCGCGAAUCAAAUAUUAAUCUGCAGCCAUUCAAGGAGGAUGUUGCUUAAAUGGCAGAACAGAGAGGCUGGGAAGCGCCUCCGGCAUCCUGCAGGGCCCUUCAGUUGCGUUUAUGCGCGUCCUCUGCGCAGCCUCUCCUGUCGUCCUGACAUCUGCCCGCCCCUCAUCUCUGCGCCUGCUGCUUGCUUCCCCCGACUGGGUGGCAGAGAAGGCCAGCAGUUUCACGAAGGCAAAGCGUUGCUGCUUCUGCAGCUGCAGGUGCCUCCCUCCUCAGAUCCCUAAGCCCUUCCACAAAAGAGCUGCCUCUUUGUGCAAAGUUCUGUGGGGAUUAGAGCAGCAUGACCUGGGAGGAAGGGCAUUUCCAGAGACUCCCUGGUUCAGAUCUCACAGAGGCAGCAGUGCUUCUGAGUACCAGUUGGUGGAAACCACAGGAGGGAAGAGUUGCUCUGGUGCAAGGAUCCUGUUUGUGGGUUUUCCAAAAGAGGCCUCUGGUUGGUGGGAUAGAUGGGCCCCCAUUGGGCUGAUGCAGCAUCCAGGCUCUUCCUGGGUUCUCAGGUUGCACCUCUGCCACGGACUGCAAGGCGCUUGGGCGGGUGUCUCUCUCUCUGUCGCAGUGCCUUAGCUGAACCACGGACUGCUGGGCGGCCUCACAGGACUGCUAGAGAGAAUGGAGUAACAAUCAACGUGUUUGCAUCUCUUUUGCAUACAGAGAUUUGCUUCUUCCUUUUAUAGAUUUAGAGGGAUUUCAUGCACAAGUGCUGGUCUUUAAAGCAGAGGACUGAAGGUCCAAAGUAACUUUUGUCCCAUGCAAAGUCUGUGGAGAGAUGUCCUCAGAUAGCCUGCAGUCGCUGCAGCCCCCGUGCCAGGGCUUGGGGAAGAGCAUCUCUCUCUUGCAAGCAGGAUCCCCUGUGGCAUCUCCAGAAAGGGCUGGCAGAGGCUCUUGCCUGAAACCUUAGAGAGCUGCUGCCAGUCAGUGUAGACGAGACUGAGCUAGAUGGACCAAUGGUGGCAUAAGGCAGCUUCCAACGUUUUCUGCCCCCACCCACCCAGCUUCUUCUCCCCAGUUCAACCCUUCAACUCUUAAACUAACUGAAGAGGCAGGGCACUUCCAGAGGGCUGUUUGUUGCAGGAUCUUCAGAGGAUCUAGGCAUAGAUGUCCAGCCCAUAUGUCCAUCUCCCCCCUCCCAGUGUUUAAUCCAGAUUUACCUUUGGGGGAUGGGGGACCCAGUAAGUUGUCAACAACCCACUUGCAACCUGCCUGAACAACCUGCCUCCCAAGAGCAGCCCAGAGAAUAUAGCCAGUGUCUCCAUUGCUAUGGAGGGGUCAGUUCCUUGCAUCCUGCUCUCCUGCCAGGUGGGACUCAGAGAAAUUCUUCCCUCCCUGUUUGUGGGCGUGCACACACACACACACACACACACACACACACACCCCCGCAGGAGCCACAUAAGGAGCUAUUGACAAGACCAGCUGGUGCAGCCAGGGCGGUGAUCUGUUUGUGGCUGGCACAGCACCCUCCAGCUCCUGAGCUCAAGCGAUCCUCCAGGAGAAGCUGAGUUGCAGCUUCUUGGGGCUGGUUUCGCUCUUCCCCUGAGAUUUAGGUUCCCAGAGGUUAUGCAGAAUAAACUGGUGCAGACAACUCUUAAUCUAUGCUGGUUUGCUCCAGUUUACAGCCUCUGGGCUUGCAGUUGCCUGAUUUUGUCCUAAUGGGGCCUGCCAAUCUGUGCCCUGCUAGAUUACUGAGCCCAAGAGGGUUCCCUCCAUCCCUACUCCAGGAAGCCCUCCCCCCCCCCAACAUCUUUCAAGACCUGAUGGAGACACCCAGCUGGAGGUUGUUUUAAGGCGACAAGGCUGCCCAGGAGGAAAACACUCCUGUCUCUCUUAUUCUGAACCCCCCAGACACACAAACACACAGAGUUUGUUUUCGUGCUGACCCUAAGUGGCACAGUGUGUGGCAUCAACAGCACCAAUUCCUCACGAGGAGACAAAUUCAACAUGACACACGUGUGUAGCAGUAUCUGCGGUGACACUUUGGCGGCAGAUAAUAAAGAGCUUGCCCUGAGGUGAACAGAUCUGGCAAUGGCGUCUUGAAAAGCCUCUCUGUUAACGGACGGGCUGGUUGGGGUGGCAGCAGUGGAGUCGCCUCAUCUGUUCCCUUGUGUCUCGUUACGCAGGAAAGUUGGGAGGGUGUAGCAGCAGGGCCUUGUUUUCUGGGCUCUGCAAGGCUCCCUCAGAUUUGGAGAAAAUUGGGAGGACAAUCCUGAGAAAGCUUCUGGGAUCUCUUGGCUAGAGGGGGGGGCACUUAGAAUCAUAGAAUCACAUAAUUGGAAGGGACAUCUAGCCUAACCCUUUGCAGUGCAGGAGCCCCAGCUAAAUAACCCCUGAUGGAUGGCCACCGGGCCUCUGCUCAACAAGCGCCCAGGAAGGAGAGCCCACCACCUUCCAAGGUCUUCUGUCCGCAAGGAGCGCUUUGUCCUUUCAGCCGUCCCAGCAUGGGCGCUUCCUUACCCGGGGUCCGUCCUGUAGCUCCUCGGUCUCAGUCUGCCCCACAGGAACAAGCAGCAGUGGCUCUCUGGGGUUUGGCAGGGCAUCUUCCCUAGCCUUGCUUGGAGAUGCCACUGGGGACUGAAUCUGGAACCAGCAGGGGAUCAGCUGCUGUGCGCCAAGGAGGCUUAUGCAAAGUCAGAUCUUUGCUCUGUCUUAACCCACUGUUGUACGUUCUGGUCAACAGCAGCUCUCCAGAAAUUCAGGGAAAGGGAAAGACUUUCCUAGUCUUAAGAUCUGGGUUUGUUUUGUUUUUUUAAGGCAAUAUUGGUCAGCCAUCGAACAAACCUGAAACUUCCUUUGUGACAAUCACUUCCUCAGCUAUAGAGCUGUGGCCCCACCCAUUAGAGCACAGUGGAUAAGAUGGGCCUUAAGCCCCCCCCCGCCCACCCCCGUAACUUCAGCCUGUGCGGCCGUUGCAAAUGAUUUCUCAGCCUGCAUCCAGAGCACUUUCCUCUUUCACCAAGGCAAGUUGUGUUUUGGUCUUUGUUGCUGUAGCUGCUGCUGCUUUCGGAAGUGAGCAGUGAUGAGACCCUUAUGGAAGGACCCUGGCAGCGCAGUCAGCUGGCUGUGCACUUGGCAUCUCUUUGCUGCAGACCAGCAAGAAUAGUCCCCAGGCCUGCCCUGCUGCUGCCUUCUGGGGUGGGGCAGUGGGGAGAGCCAGCCGGUUUGUACUUGGCUCUGGUGCCCCCCCUCUCCUGCUGCUUCAGUGCCCAUCCGGCAUCACCCUUUGCCAUCAUCAUUCUGGCUACACACACACUCUUCCUCUCCCCUGCUGAGGCAGCUUCCCAUGCUGAGAGAUUGGACCUUGAAGCUCUGUUUGCCUUAAUUUGUAAUAUUUCCAGCCUGGGGGAGAAUGCAGGGAGCAUCGAUUGCAUUUCAGCAGGCAGCCUCACCCAAAGGCCCAGUGGCCUGACCAGCUCCAGUUGACUUAAUUGGAACCUCUGCUCUCUCCCCCUCCCCCUGGCAUUUAGCACCAGGACCUGUCUUCUGUUUCAGGCGAGCAACGCACAAAGUCAUCAGAAAAAUGUGGAGGGAGCAUUCUGGGGGGGUGGGUCUCCUGUGCACUCUGCCCUGCUGAGCUUUACGCUGCAAGUACACCUUUGCGAUUACAGGGGCUAUGCAGCUUGUAUGGGUUAGGGGUCAGCAGCUGGCCAGCCUGAGGGCUAAAGCUGACCACCCACAACCGGAACUGGAUGCAGCCCCUUGGGCCUCCGUCUGCACUCUCCCAGACUUCCAUGCCCAGCUCCACACCCCGGAGAGGUUUAACCGUCGGUCCCUCUGCAUACGGAACUCUGGGAAUUGCAGAUCUGUGAGAGGAAGAGGAUGCCUCCCAAAAGCUCUCAACCCCCUGAGCCACUUCCCAGGAUUCUUCAGGGGACACCGAGGCUCUUUAAAGGGGUGUCAAUAGUGCUUUAAAGCAACAGCGAGCCUUGUGCUUCCCCUUGUUCAGUGUGAGGCCAUAAGAUACUUCUCCACACACAGGCCUUCUGCGUCAGAGGCAUCGCUGCUGUUUUUGGCCUCCGUGAAGGUGUUGGAUGGAUUAUUAUUUUAAAACAUCAAUCAAAGAUCAGCGUUUGAUUUUAUCCCCCAUGCUGUUUGACAUCUACAUGAAACCGCUGAGUUUUGGAGUAUGUUGUCAGCAGUAUGCUGAUGACACUCAGCUCCAUUUCUCCUUUACUUCUUCAGGUGAGGCAGUGGAAGUGCUGGACCGAUGUCUUGCCUCAGUCAUGGACUGGAUGAGAGCCAACAAAGUGAAGCUCAAUCCAGAUAAGACAGAGGCACUGUUAGUGGGUGGUUCCCUAGACCAGAUGGGUGGGAGAUCGCUUGCUCUUGAUGGGGUUACACUUACUCUGAAGGAGCAGGUUCAUAGCUUGGGGGUCCUCCUGGAUCCUUGAGACUCAGGUGGCCUCAGUGGCCCGGAGUGCCUUCCAUCAGCUUUGGCUGGUGGCCCAGCUACGCCCCUAUCUGGACAGGGACAGCCUAACUACUGUUGUCUAUGUUCUGGUAACCUCUAGGUUAGAUUACUGAAAUGCGUUAUAAGUAGGGCUUCCUCUGAAGAUGGUUCGGAAACUUCAGGUGGUGCAUAAAUUUGGUGGCCAGGUUGCUCACCAGAGCAAGACGGUUUGAGCAUCUUACACUGAUCCUGGUCCAACUGCACUGGCUACCAAUUAGUUUCCGGGCCCAAUUCAAAGUGCUGGUUUUUUGUUUUUUUUAUUAAAGAUUUCCUUGAUUUACAAAAGUGUGUGCAAUGUCUCUCUCUCGUAUAUUUUUCCCCCAUGUAACACUUUUACAAAUCAGUUUCAUUUGUUGAGACACUGGGAAGAAAAGGGGGAGAUGGGUGGGGUCGGGUGGCAAUGUUUCUAUUUUACUUACUAUAUGUAGGGUUUGGUGUCAGCGUUGCUCUUGCAGGUUCUUUGCUGUUCACUUGUGUUCCUUUGGUGGUGAGAGGUUGGGGUUGGCCUAGGGUGUGGUUGUUCAUUUGUGGUUGGCUGUGGUGGUCUUUGUUUUCAUGUGUGAGUGGGGUAGGUGUGUGUUUUGGAUCAGGUUAGCCAUAUUGAUUUGUAUGCCGUUGGUGGAUUUUUGUCAUUGUCUUGUUGGGCUGUGUAUGUGAUAAAGGGGAGCCAUACCGGGGUGAAGGUGUCUUUUUCUAUUUGUCUCCAUGUCAGUUUAAGUUUAUUGGUUAAUUUUUCUAGUAGGGCUGUUUCCCAUACUAUUUGGUACCAUUGGUCCAUGCUUACUCCUGACAGGUCUCUCCAGUGUCUGGUUAUGAUGCUUCUGGCUGCUGAGAGUAGGUGGGUUAUGAGUUCUUUGUGGUGCAAGUGGGCAUUAUUGUCUUGGAAGAUGUUUAGUAAGGCCAAUUCUGGGGUGAUUUCUAAUAUUUGUUUGGUUAUUUUACUUAUUUCUCGUAUGGUUGUUGUCCAGAGUAGUUGGGUUUUGGGGCACUCCCACCACAUGUGGAGGUAUGUGCCUGUGGAGGUGCACCCUCUCCAGCAUUUUGGUGAGGUUUCUGGGUGUAUUAGCACUAGUUUUCUUGGUAUUAGGUACCACCUGUAGGUGAGUUUCAGAGUGAGUUCAAAGUGCUGGUUUUGACCUAUAAAGCCUCAGGACCGCAAAAGCUCAAGGACCGUCUCUCCCCAUAGAAACCAACCCGGGCUCUGCAACCAUCAUCUGAGGCCCUUCUUUGUGUGCCGCCUCCAUGAAAGGUCCGAAGGGUGGCAACAUGAGAACGGGCCUUUUCUGCAGUGGCUCCCCAUUGGUGGAAUGCUCUCCCCAGGGAAGUUCGCCUGGUGCCUUCCCUACACAGGCAUUAUUUUAGACAUUCAACUGAUUAACAUUCUAUGGUUUUUUAAAAUGUUUUUGUGGGAGGGGGAGUUGUUGGUGUGGUUUUGUUUUUGUUUUACUAUGUUUUAUCUGUUCUCAUUUGUGUUUUUUCUGUUGUGAACUGCCCUGGGAUCUUUGGAUAAAGGUGUAAUACAAAUUUAAUAUAACAACAGUAAAGAAAAAGAAGAAGACCAUAACUUUUUGGAAUUUAUUAACUGUCGUUUUGUAAGCUGCCCUGAGACCCUAACCAAGGAAGGACAGGGAACAGAUUGAACAGAUAAUCCAAAAGGCAGCCCCUUUCCCACUGCUCCAGUCAGCCAGGGGUGCCAGCUCAGCAGCCAGGUAUGUGAGGAGCAGUCAAGGAACAGAAACUGGUGCCCAGAGAAUGAAGGGAGCUCCUCUCUUGCCACCAUCUAGCCGCAGGUAGCUCAUGAGAACAAGCCCCCUGCUUCUAACAACGCCCGGCUCCUUUCACCCCCUGAGCCCCAAUGGGCAAGAUGCUUCUCUGUUUACUCUGGCAGCAGCCCAAUUGCUCUGGUCAUUGAGCACGCAGAUUCUCCCAGAGUUUUAAUUUCUGUCAAAGCAAGGUUGUCAGUGUGAGGCUGGGCUGAGAUGGAGCCGUGGGCAGGGCUUCCUUGCCCCUUGGUGUGUUCUCAGGAGGUUGGGAAGUUGUGUGUGUGAGAGUGAAGCAGCAGCCCUUCUUUGGAGGCCCCCCUGCCAGCUUGUGGCUCUGGCACCCGCUCUGGUCCUGCGAGGAGGAGGGAGGGAGGGAGGGUAAUUGCCACCUCCCUCUGUUUGCCUUGAGCCUAGCAGCUCUUAGCUGUCAGCAUCCGGAUGAGCCCUUGCUCCUUGCUCCUUCGCUGUAGCUUGAGCUCCUUGGGAGCCAAAUCGCAAGACAGGCUGACAGCUGAGCAGUGGGGGGAACAGACCCCUUCCCUCCCCCUCCACAAGGGCCUCUGCAAUCGAAGGGGCUCCACGAUUAACCCUGCCUUGUUCUCCACUUUGUAACUGAUUUUUGGCACAUUUUUUUAAAAAAAGUAUACGGUUAAAAACCAGGGUUAAUUAGGCGCCCUGGCAGCUGGGCCUUGGCGGAGGCCAUUGUGUGCCUGAAUUUAACCGGAACUGGUUUCACAGCGUAGUCUGCUUUAAUUGGUAACUGUUGUGAGUUUGGGCAGGCCGACUGCCGCCUCACGCAGGCCUAGCCAGCCUCCCAAUUAGGGGCUUCCCCCUCCUCUCCCCACAGUAAGAAUGCUUCUGUUGAACCCCUGUGGGAUGCCUUCCCUCCAGCCCUCUGCCGGUUAAUCUGAUAUAUACAAUGGGCUGAAAUUGGUGCGUCUCCUGGGAGCCGUCCUCAUUAGUCCUGACUCCUGUGAUGUCACGGCAUGUUCACGGCUGUUGGCGAAGGUUUCCUGGCUGCAGAAUGUUACUCAGAGGCAAGGGCUCUGGAGGGAGGCGCAGAGAUGGAGGGUUUUGGAGGAGGGUGCGGGGAGCCUCUGCAUUUUGCAUCUUGAGUCCAAGUAAUGUGCGUCUUGGCUGCUGGUCUGUGUAGUGUUAACCUUUUAUUACGUAGCCCAAAUAUACUCCUCUUUCUGUUUUGGGCCAAGUGCUUUCUCUGCAUAAAUGGUCGCUCCUGAUAGAUGCUUUCCCUGCAAGAAUUUUGUUUCCCCUCAGUUCCACUCAAUGCCAUCAUCUCCCACAGCAGCUGCUUUUCCCCUGAAUGGAGCUCCUUUUCUCCUUCACGUGGGUGAAGCCCACCAAACAGUCAUAACGAUAAAUAGCUGGCCGUAUUUGUCCACGUCACUGAGGACAGAUGUAGUCAACUCAGCGACACUUUCUGAAUCACUUCCAAAGCAAUCGCUGAAACGUUUUUUGGUUGGGAGAAUACUUUUCGACAUUGCUGAAAACGUUCCUGGAAAGUAGUGAGUCCUUGUUAGCUCAGCCCUUGCUAUUGCUGCAAACCUCCUGGGCUGGGUCUUUGCAAGGGAGCUCCCAGGCAUCCCUCUGGCGCCUGAGCAUUCACCCCAGGGGAAGGAGGCUGCUGUGGGCAUCUCUCUUCUGUGACAGUGCAUGUGCUCGUCAACCUGUCCAGGAUACAUUGCAAGUUGUCUGUGCAAUCUGUGGCCGACUUCACUUGUGAUGGUUGGGCCACAGUCCUCAACAGGAGUCCUGGGGGCGCAGCAAUGCUUUUGAAUGCCAGUUGACGGAACCCAUAGUGGAGGAGACGGCUCUUGUGCCCAGGUCUUGCUUGCGGGUUUCCCACAGAAGAAACCAUUGUGGCCAUUGUGAGAAGAGGGUGCUGGGCAAGAUGGGCCCCCUUGGGCCUCAUCCACCAGACUCUUCUCAUGUUCUCCGUAUUGCUGCUGCGUUGCUACUUGUGCUGUACAAUGUGAGAGUGUUCCAGAUUUUGUGGGGCAGGGGCCUUGCUUUUUAUAUUUUGCCCCUCCAUUCCAAAGAAUGUAGAGUUGCUUGGCUGGAUCCAAAGAGAGAUCUAGUGUACAGACCAGCAUUUGGCCUCCACGGAGAGCCAGCCAGGUGAGGGGGCUGUGACAGCCACAGGCCUCUCCCAUUGCUGGGUCUCCAUUUCCUAGAGUUACCAGAAUGGUGUGAGAUGCAGUCACACACUUGUGUGAAUGUAAAGUUGGCCUUGGUGCACUUUGGGUGUGUGCAUGGGGCUUGGCCUUCCCCCGCAUUUAACCUUGACUUUGCCACCCUUCCUACAGCCCAGGGUGCCAAAUGAUGGUUGCACUCGAUGACAUCAAAUAAACUCACAGUCCAUGCCGUGUGUAGUUCAGACUAGAUGUACCAAAUUAGACGUUGACGGUCCAUGGGCUGGCUUGGCAUCCAUCAGCUCUUCCCACCCCCAGAACUUCCUUCACACACCCCAAUCAAGUCCUAAGAUUUAUUUCCCAUUGCAAUAUUCCCAGAUCUGGGCCUAAAUCUGCCUCCGAGCCAGCCUGUUGGCCAAUUUGCAGGGAGCAAAACACUCACCUUGCUGCAGGCAUAAUCUCAUAAGCCUCUGCUGCCAUCCUAAUGGCUUCUCCUGCCUGCCUGCAAACCGCUCUCCCUCCAGUAUAGAUUCGCAGAGUAAUAUAAAAAGCCAUCGGAUUAUUACUGCAGGCGAUAGGUUUUCCAUUUACAGUAAUAAAAUACUGAGGAAACAAAACAAUUUAAAAUUCUAAUAAAAUUCAAAGCAAAUCUUCAGCAGCUGGGAUGAUUCAAUUAUUUAGCUGUUAUUGAAUGCAAAGAUGGGGGAUAGGGAACAGGUUGUGGGGUUGGGAGACGGGAGGGAGGACUGCUGGUUUGGGGUUUGUUGUCCUGGGCAGUGUCUUCUGUAACAAAUAAAAAGCAAGGUCACGCCAGGGAGCCAGCAGCCAGUCGUGAGAGGUGAGCAUCAUGGGAGGCUGGGGCAGAGGCCACAAAGGUGUGCCAUUGGCUUUUCUGCAAGGAAAGGUCAAAGUAUUUUGAGGCUUUAACCUCUUCUGGAGAAACAAAAGAACAGCUUUCCCCAACAAUGGCACCCUUCUACUCUUUGGCACUACAUCUCCCGUCGGUUGUGCUGUCUGCGGCUGAUGAGAGUUUCAGUGCACAAGAGCUGCAGGCCUCUAAACCCAGUUUCCUUUAUCCAUAGAUUCAUUCAUUCAUUCACUGCAUUUCUGCCCCACCUUUUUCUCCGAGGAGCUCGAGGUGCGUGCAUGGUUCUCUUCCUCCCAUUUAAUCCCCACAACAACCCUGUGAGGUAGGUUGGGCUAAGAGAGAUAGUGAGUGGCCAGGUUCGCCCAGUGAGCUUCAGAGCUGAGUGGGGAUUUGGACCCAGGCCCUAGUCUGACAAUCACGCCACCCCUGGCUCUCAAACCAGUGCCAGUGGGUAGUGAGAGAAGUUUUGCCCACCUGCAGAAUGUUAGAAUUCAGAGCCACCCAGUGAAACUGAUUGGCCCUGGCUCAGGACAGACGACAGGAAGGACUCCUUUGUGGGGCUCACAUAACAUUGCAGGGGGUUGGUCUAGACGACCCUUUGGGUCCCUUCUGACUCUCCAGUUCCAACUCUACAAAACAUAGGACCCGUGGGGUGCAGCAGUUGAGGGUGCUGGGCCAGGGAGCCCCCCACUCAGCCAUGGAACUCCCUGAGCCACCUUGGGCCGGUCACUGCCUCUCCGAUUAACUCACCUCACAGGAUUGUUUUGAGAAUAAAAUAAGGAAGGAAAAGACCCAGGUAUGCCACCUUGAGCUCCUUGGAAGAAAAGACGGAAUAUAAAUGUCUUGCUGAAUAAAGCUGCAGCCACACGUUGUGGUGGCUGUUAGUGUUGGGUGUGUUCACAGUGAAGUUGUAUGUGGCUUGGGGGCCAUUUCACAGUGCUCCCCCACUUUUCCUCACAUCAGCAGGGCUUCAUUGGUGUCAGAUUCACCACACCAGGAGGCAUUGACAGGCCAGGGCUGACUCUGCCCCAGGCCUGCUUGUCGCCAUCAGAAACACAUGAUGCCCAAAUGCACCUUCGCCUCUCCCCAAACAUCCAAGAGAUCUCUCGAUGCCUCCUACUUCCAGGCUGGGGGGAGUGUGAGGUUGUUGAGUGGCUCAAGGGAGAGACGAGGCCAAGUUCCCUGAAAGAAGGGCUGCAAGAAGGGGGGGGGCUCCCAUUAUGCACACACUCAGGUAGGAGCACACAGCCCAAACCCUCAGCCCCACAGAAGGUUUCCACAAAGGUCUUUGCAACUUGGCUGGUGACCCUGUCCAGCACCUGAGUUUUAUAAAAAAAAGAACAGGAUUUGCGUGCAUGUCGGACAAAGUCGUUUGAACUCAGAUUAAGAGCCCUGCCCUGGAAACGCAGCGGGUGCCCAGUAAACGGCUGGGGGAGCACAGCCUUGGGUGGCUUCAGAAGAGAAGUUCAGUGACUGUUUAACAAAUGGCACCAGCAAAAUGACUUUUCUGCCUAAAUUUGGCUGCUGAAACGAAGAAGGCAAACCAGGUGCAGGUUUUUGUAUGAAAGGGCUCCGAUCUCAGUUCAGUUCCAGUGUUGCAAACCCUUUGCUCAGAGGCAGCCUUUUCUUUCCUUCUCACUGGUCUGUGAUCAGGAGGUUUUGGGAUCUGGCAAGACAGAAGUGGGCUCAGCCCUGGCCUGCCCAAUCCAGAUUUCUCCCCCCAGGGUCCAGCGUUUUCCAGGCCAUAAGACUGUAGAGUUGGAAGGGACCCCAGAGUCAUCUAGCCCACCCCCCUGUCAUGGCGUUUCUGAAGCCCCUCUGCCCGGACGCUCCGUGCCCCGGCUUUGGCUUUAGUCAGCGCUCAGCCGGAGCAGAUGGCAGCAGCCUCCUCAGAGGAGCACCUGGUGCCUGGGCCAGAGAAGGGCUUGGCUGUGCAGCCGCUGACAGCUCCGCUUGCAAGAGGAGAAGGGGUGAGGGAAAGGGCAGGCCGUUGGUGCUGGCAACCGCGGCUGCGUGUCAAGGCGAGGCCGCCUUUGCAUGACGGGUGACGGGGUGAUUGGGGAGAGUAAUUACGGCCCGUUAGAAAGCAGUAAUUACUGCAGGGAGGGAGAGGCGCUUGCCAGCGGAGUGCAGGAGUGCGCCAGGAACCCUCUCGGAAAUUGGUAGCUCUAUAAUUUUCCCAGUGGGGGUUCGCUGCGUCACCCUGAGAUGUGACAACACAUGGAAUUUGCAGCUUGUCACAGCGAGCCCAACUGGUGUUCAGGCAGUGACACAGCCUCUCUCCCUGACCCCCCCCCCCUUGAUCUGGGAGUGAUCUUCCAGGGGCUGCUUGGUGCGUUUCCUGUGCUUGACUCGCGGUGGCAGAAGGCUGGCACCCAGUCUGGCUUGUGCCAGGGCAGGUGGGCACUGCAGCCCAUGCACAAAAGGGCAUCAGUUGCUGCAUUGGGUGCAGGAGAGGAGCUUCAUGGGAAUCUGUGCCUGUAGUUUAAGGAAUCAGGAGCAGGUGGAGCCCCUUGUGCAUGUGUGGGGAGAGCUUUGGUGGCCCCUCGGGAGCAACUGACGGUCAGAGGGGCAGCCCUUCAGUGCCCUUCUCAGUACUGUAUCCCUCCCUCCUGAAGGCUAGGGAAAAGCAAGCUAAAUUAUGCAAGUCAGUAAAGAACUAUGGAAUAAAUUAUGCAAAAUCAGAGGAAUUAAAGACAAAAUUUAUUCAGGGUCAUGGGGUUCAGCUCUUUUUGGCCCAGGAUUUGGAUAGCCUGGGAGUAGAAUGUUAAUAGCUUUUAGCCUGGGCGACUCACGACCCCAGCUUGAAAUCCCAUUGAAGUCAACGGGGAUUUGAAAAGAGGGAAUAAGUGCACAGAAGAAUUUGCAUUGUUCACAGAUUCCUAAGAGCUGGAAGAGGGGGGGAACCAUCUAGUCUGAUCUGAAACAGACACAGAAUAAUCUUCACAAUCCAGGCCCCAAACAGGGAGCCAGGCACCCCAGUGAAUGAUGCCUGCAGAGCAAAUGAACCCAAGCUGCUUGUUUGGGGAGGCCAGGCACCUCCGUUGUUCAGGUGUGGCUCUGCGGCUGUUGCUCACCAGCAUUGUAACACAGAGCAGGAGAGCGGUUUGUGCAGUUCCUGCCUCUGCAAUGGGCAGGUCGCAGUGGCCGCAGCCGGUCUCUCCUCCUCCGUGCUGGGGAGGCCUACCUGCCCUCCUCUGGCUGUGGGGCUCAGAAGCGCUGGAACAGCACAGCUGGAUCCUGCAGGGCACCACGGAGCUUGACCUUGCGGGCACUCGCCCCCCUGCCCCCACCUCCAGACGGGAACCUUUCCCGCCAGCCCUCUCACUGGGAGCCAUUUUCAUUAGGGAUUCUGCGAGUGUCACCAGUUAAUUAGCGUCAUGUUAAUUGAGUAUUUGCCAUGCUUCCUCCUCCAAGGACAGCCGUGCUAGCAUGGAGGGGAAUGCAGAUGUGUCGUCCGGAGGGUGGUUGGGGUGGCAGCCGACCUUGUCCUCCUCUAGCCCUGGGUCCCGGCAGCAGCCAGACCACAGGGCAGACCCCCAUCCGAGCACUGCCCUUGGGUAGUCCACAGGGUGGCAGGGCAUUCCUGCAGGGUGAGCUCUUGGGAGAGAUCAUACUGAGAGCUUGGCUCCUCUGGAAGAUGUUUAGGGCUCCUGGGGCUCUAGGCAAUGUCUCUUUUGUGUUGUUUGCUCUGCCCAACAGAGCAGGGAUACUGAGGCAUAACAACUUCUUCACACGGCACAUCAUUAGACUAUGGAACUCCCUCCCACAGGAAGUGGGGAUGGCCACCAACUUGGUUGGCUUUGAAAGAGGAUUAGGCAAAAAUCACGGAGGAGGAGAGGGCUCUGGAAGGCUAUUAGCCAGGGUGGUCAUGGUUAGCUUCCAGGGUCCAAGGCAGUUGCUGGAAGCCAUGGGAGGCGAGAGUGUUGCUCCUGCUUGCAGGAUUCCCAUAGAGGAUGGGCUGCUGGCCUCAUCCAGCAGGUGCUCUUCUGAUGUUCAGGCCAGGGGCCCACCAACUCCAGCGUCCUGUUCUCACAGGUGCCUGAGGGAAGCCUGCAAAGAGGACCCGGGCACAAGAGCGCUCUCCCCUCCGGCACUGCUGCCUCUGACGAUGGAGGCAGAACAUAGCCAUUGUGGCCAGUAGCCCAGAAUCCAAACAAGCACCGAGUGCAUGUCGGGAAAGUGCAGAAUGCAAUUGCCUGAGAAUCUCCACUUGCCUUACCUGAAGACAACACAGUUCUUGCCCUUUUAGGGGUUGGGAAGGUUUGCUUGGAUGCCUGUGGGCAAUGCCUGCUGAGAAGGAAGGGAGGCAGCAGUCAAGGGGUGGGACUUCACUGCCAUGCUUUCCUCCUCCCAUGGGAUGGCGGCAGCGGCAUCCUGCUACUGCUAAUUGUUGCUUGUAAUUAUCUUUGUACCCUUAAUGUGCAUUGUGACAAGAAGAUCUCAAGGAGGUUACUGUGUUUGGAUUUUGACAUUGGAAAAGCAGUCGAGAGAUGGGAGGAGACGAGGUCAGGAGGAGGGUUCGAGUUCAGCACAGUGGUGCAUGCUGAAGAUUAUUUGCAAAUAAGGGAUGCAAGAUGGCAACCUUCUCCAGCCAGGUGCCCCCCAGAUGUCGGCCCCAGCCAAUCUGACCAUGCUCCCACCCAUCUGUUGUGCAGAUAAAAUAGGGGGGGGGGGACCAUGUACCUAGAGCACCCUGAGCUUCUUGGAAGCAAUUAAGAAGCAAGUAUUUCUUUGGCCUGCCUCUGUGGGGCUCCUCUGGGAGGCCUCCCUUCCCCAUCGGCCUGUGUUGUGUCUGCAGCCGCAGAACCUGCCCAGCCUAGACAGACAGACAGACAGGCUAUUUUCCUCCCUAAGUGAUAGACUUAGCUGGGCCUUUGGGGUAGACUAUUGACGAGAUAUUGGCAGCCAAGGAUCAAGUGGCAGCUGGAUGUCCUGGGCUAUAUUUGUCUUGCUGGCUCGUGAUGCGGCCGUAAUCCUCACAGAGAGCGGUCAGGGUGAAGACACCAAGACGUGUCUUGCCUUGGAGGCCUCCAGAGGCUCCGAGGGUCACUGGCUCCGUCCCUAAAGGCAGGUGCUGCUGGGCGGGCCAAGGGGCAGGCGUCGGCUCCCGGCUUUGGAGGGGCCCUUGAGCAAAAUGCUCAGCCUCCUCUGCAGCAGAUGCCUGGCCAUGCCAGCCCUUGGCGCCAGCCCUGCAAGGUGGGCCCCUCAGCAGCUGUCCAGGUGCUGCAAGCGGCUCUCCCACAAAAUCAUAUAAUCAUAGACCGGUGGAGUUGGAAGAGACCCCACCAGUCAUCUGCUCCAACUAUUUGCCUUGAGCAUAAGGCACUGAUAAUGAGGAAGGCCGUCUCUGAAUAUGGGCGACGUGUUCACUUAUCACGGUUAAUAACAGACCCCUCCUCCAAGAAAGAGGUCUGCCUCUCCUCUUUUGAGAGGGGCCACUGGAUGCCUCUGCUCACAAGCAAGUCGUAGGGUCAUCAAACAUUCCUUGCUAUUGCCUCCCAGAACCUGGUGCUCUUAUUUAUCUAUCUAUUUCGGAAGAUUAAUGCACUUAAAGCCAUUUCCAAAGAGAAUAAAACAAGAAAAUUAGCAGUAAAAACUAAACAUUUGAAAGAUAGAAUCAGCAAUAAACUAAAAAUAGAUUAAAAGAUACAUCAGCAUUCUACACGUCUGGGUGGGUUUAUCUAAACAAGGAUGUUAUUUAGCAGGCUCCGAAAAGAGCUCAGCAAAGGCAGGGAGUUCCAAAGUGUGUGGCUGCUGCCACACUAGAAGAUUGAUUUCUAACAAAUUGGGAACGUGUGUUAUGUGGCACCUCAGAUCAAAGUGGGCAUAUUCGGGGUAAGGCAGUCUUGCAGGUAAACUGAUCCCCAGUUGUUAAGGGCUUCACAUUUUAAUAGUAGCCCCUUGCACUGGGCCCAGGGGCACGUUGGCAACCAGUUCAGCGCUCUGAGUGCAGGUGUUGUACACAGACCGGAUUUAGCUUGUCAUUCCAUGCUAAGAGCUGCCAAGAGACAGAGGAAGUUGCUGGUUCUGAGUCAGACCCUCAGUUGUUCUGUUCUGUUGUGUUGUAUUGGGUGUUUAUUCUUCUUCUAAUAUAUGUUUAUUGAUUUUUUUCAAAAUGGCAACAAACAAUAACAAAGAGGACAAGGACUGUGUGGAGCACAUUAUUGAAGUGGGAAUAAAAUGAACAGAAGGUUCAGGACACUUGUGCAGACGUCAUAAUAAAAUAGAUUCUGCUAAGGGACAUUGGGCUGCCCUGCAUGAUGACAUUUGCUGAGAGAAAGACAGUGGAAAUGUGUCCCUGUUAAUUCUCUUCAACCUCCAAGCGGUUUUCAGUACAGUCAACCAUGGUAUCCUUCUGCAGCGGCUCUCCAAACUAGGGGUGGCUGGCAUCGCUUUGCGGUGGUUCCAGUCCUACUUGGGUGGUUGUUCCCAGAGGGUGUGACUUGGGGAGUGCUUUUCAGCCCCGUGGAACCUUCAAUUUAGGGUUCCGCAGGGCUCAAUCCUAUCCCCCAUGUUGUUUAACUUCUACAUGAAACCGCUGGGUGGGGUUAUCUGGAGGAUUGGAGUACGUUGUCAGCAAUAUGCUGAUGACACUCAGCUCUGUUUCUCCUUUACAUCUGCAGGUGAGGCAGUGGAAGUGCUGGACCCAAUGUCUUGCCUCCAGUAAUGGACUGGAUGAGAGCCAACAAAGUGAAGCUCAAUCCAGAUAAGACAGAGGCACUGUUAGUGGGUGGUUCCCUAGACCAGAUGGGUGGGAGAUCGCUUGCUCUUGAUGGGGUUACACUUACUCUGAAGGAGCAGGUUCAUAGCUUGGGGGUCCUCCUGGAUCCUUGAGACUCAGGUGGCCUCAGUGGCCCAGAGUGCCUUCCAUCAGCUUUGGCUGGUGGCCCAGCUACGCCCCUAUCUGGACAGGGACAGCCUAACUACUGUUGUCUAUGUUCUGGUAACCUCUAGGUUAGAUUACUGAAAUGCGUUAUAAGUAGGGCUUCCUCUGAAGAUGGUUCGGAAACUUCAGGUGGUGCAUAAAUUUGGUGGCCAGGUUGCUCACCAGAGCAAGACGGUUUGAGCACAUUACACCAAUCCUGGUCCAACUGCACUGGCUACCAAUUAGUUUCCGGGUCCAAUUCAAAGUGCUGGUUUUGACCUAUAAAGCCUUGAGCGGCUCAGGACUGCAAGACCUCAAGGACAGUCUCUCUCCAUAUAACUGACCUGGACCCUGAGAUCUUCCUCCUCCUCAAGAGGUCCAGAGGGUGGCAACACGAGAACAGGACCUUUUCUGCAGUGGCUCCCCGUCUGUGGAAUGCUCUCCCCAGGGAGACUCUGGCGCCUUCAUUAUACACCUUUAGGCGCCAGGCAAAAACGUUCCUCUUUAACCAGGCCUUUGGCUGAUUGGCACCCGAUGCCCUUUUAAAUGUGUUAUGGGAGCGGGGGUUAUUGGGUUGUUGUUGUUGUUCUUAUUUAUAUUACGUAUUUUGUGGGUUUUUUAUCUUGUAACUUUAUGGCUGGACAGUUUUAUCCUAACGUAUCUCCUUAUAUGUUUUGUUAACUCUGUUGUGUUCUAAUCCAUGUAUACAGUGCAAUUUUUCUAUGCCAAUAAAGGAGAUUGAUAGAUAAUUUUAUGUUGUGAACUGCUCUGAGAUCUACGGGUGAAGGGGUGGUGUGGAAAUUUAAUAAAUGUAAUAAUUAAAAUCAUAAACAGAACAUUAAAAACAAGCAAACUCACCAUAGCACCUUGAAUUGGCUACUCGUAUUAAGUUGACACCACAGUUGACAAUCUGGGGCUCUUCUGUUUUUUGUGGUUUUUUUUUAAUAAUAAUAUUUAUUCAAAGUUUAAAGUUACAAAAAGAAAAGAGAACAAUACAAAAUACAAAAAAGAAUAUAACAAUAACAGAGAGAGAGAAAAAAAAAAGGUAUAAAAAUACAUUCAAUUGAAAUAGAGCAAGAACAGCUUGAACCUUUACAUAACUUUUUUCCUUUACUUAUUUCCUUGACCUCCUCACACUUUUGUAUUCUAGUUCAGAUCGUUUUUUUCAGCAAAUCCUUCCAACCUUAUUUUCAUUUACAUAGUUUAAUUUAAAGUAUUAUAAUUUAACAUCCUCUCUUUCAUCAAUUUCAUCAACUCAUUUUUGCUUAAUCCUUUAUAUCAUAUCUACCAAAACUACCUAAUUUUCUUUUUCCAACAUCUUUCUAACAGUCUUUAAUAUUACAAUAUUUUUGAAGAUAUACUUUAAAUUUUUUCCAAUCUUCUUCCACCGACUCUUCUCCUUGGUCCCGGAUUCUGCCAGUCAUCUCAGCCAAUUCCAUAUAGUCCAUCACUUUCGUCUGCCAUUCUUCUCGGGUGGGUAAUUCUUGUGUCUUCCAAUACUUUCCGAUGAGUAUUCUUGCUGCUGUUGUAGCGUACAUAAAAAAGGUUCUGUCCUCCCUUCGCACCAAUUGGCCGACCAUGCCCAGGAGAAAGGCCUCUGGUUUCUUCAAGAAGGUAUAUUUAAGUACCUUUUUCAUUUCAUUAUAGAUCAUCUCCCAGAAAGUCUGGGGCUCUUCUGGAGGGUCCUGGACCUGUGUCCUAAAUUUGUGUUUUACAAAUUUAAUAAACAAUGGUGAAAAUAGCCAUAAUUUUGGAAAUCCGAGUCUCAGGUGCCCCAUAGAGGUGGGUGCUGUUGGGGGCCUGUGCAGCACCUUCCUUUUACCUACAAAGUACAGGAACGUCAACCCUACAACGUCAAGAGGGCCUCGUUUAAGAGUAACCUCUUUAAAUCCUCCUUGUCUUUGUUGCUUGCUCAGACAAGGCAGUAUUCCACCUCCUCUCAAUUCAAACCCCCCCCCCCCAGUGGAGGCUUCUGUGCAUGGCAGUGCAGCCCUAGCAGCUUCUUGCGAACAAGGAUGGGGUAUUAUUGUUAUCUUAUUUUAUUUAUUUAUAUCCUGCCUUGUUCCCAACAGACUCAAGGCGGCUUACAGAUAAAAUCAAAACAGCUGGAAAAAACCACACAGGAAUAGAAUUAAAACUAUAUACAGACGAUCUAUUAAAACACUACAAAUCAUAACAAUAGAAACAUUGCAGCACCAAUCCUUUCCUUAAAAACAGCCUAAUCCUGAAAGUCUGUUGAAAUAAGAAAGUCUUAUUCCACAAGGAGGGAGCCAGUCAAACCUCUCCAAGGAGGGAGCGCCAAAGUCAGGGAGCAGCCACCACCGAGAAGGCCCUCUCCUGUUUCAGUCACUUUCAGUGGCCAGGGCAGUUAAUCCUGGGCCCAGGGCCAGAGAUGGGUUUCUUAGUACAGAAGGCUCCCCAGGGUUUUAUGCAGGGGCCUUUGAUACUCAGGGGAUGCAAAACGGAUGUGCAGAGCACUGAGCUGCCCCCCUUUUCCAGGGACACCAGGAAUUUAUGUCAUGCUUUAGAGCAGCUUCCCCCCUCCCUGGUGCUUUACAGAUAUGUUUGUCUCCUGUCAACACUUCCCUGCUGACUGGGGCUGAGGAGAUGUUGGUGCAAACCAUCUUCGAGGCGUGGCAUUUGAGAAAGCCACUUAAAGUCCAUUCUUCUGAGAUGUUGCCAGCCAGAGCUUGAAGGCAGCAACUUUCCCCUGCUUUGAUAUCCCUGGCACCUGGUUUUUCUGAGGUAGGCUGCCUCGGAAGCAGAAGGCUUUAUCCUUCGUUAUCACAACUCAUAGCUCUUGAGAGACCAAGAAGGCUGAUCCUUCCCAAAGGAUCCUGGGACAGUUGGCUGUGUAGAUCAGUGGUGCCCAAAGAGGGUGGUGGGAUUACCGGGGGGGGGGUGCUAAGAGGCAAGAGGGUGGCAGGGGGCACUGGAGGUGUAAAUGGCUGUCAGGCUUGGAAAAGUUGCCAUCACUGGAUCAAGUUCAUCAGUUUUCUUGAUUUAGUUUCCAUUGGAUUUUCAGCAAAUCCUUAGCGGGUUGUGCAGGCCACUGUUCUGAACAGGGGCUUUUUGUAGGAUAGGGGCUGCUGGGGAGGAGUUUAUGGAACCAGAAGCACGGGGGGGGCUGGGGGGGAAGGGAACCCCUGGUUCAAAUGCAGCCGUGGAUCUAGCUCAUUCUUAGCUCUCCAGGUUAAAAUGGGUGAGCAUUUGGGACCCCCCCCCCCUAUUUGGGCUUCCUGGUUUUCCUGGCUGUGGCAGCAGGACACAGCUAGGGCGGAUCUGCCGUCCUCAGAACAACAGCAGGACGUGGCAUCACCCUGCGUGCAAAAUGUGUGCUUGUCCACGUGCGCUUCACUUGAGCAGCUGCCCCUCCCCCAGUCCAUUAAUCGCAGGCUUCCAUUAAAACCCACCGCAGCAGGUCGUUUGAGAAGCGAGGCAAAUGGGUUCACUGGCCAUUUCCCCAUUACAUUAAUGUUAUGGGCUUUUUACAGGUGUCUUAAAUAGACAUUGUUAUUAACGAGUCUAUUAAGUCAAUUAAAACCCAGUCCUUUGAGCUGGAUUUAAUGUAGCCACUGGGAGAGAUUGGGGGGAGGGGGCUAGAGGUAUUUUUGGUUUCCUGCCAUGGUAUAAGGAGCAGCCGGCCAUUGCAGUUUCUUUCUGCUCCUCUGCUGCCUGCCUGCCUUCCUUCCUUCCUUCCUUCCUUCCUUUCUUUCUUUCUUUCUUUCUUUCUUUCUUUCUUUCUUGUGUCGUGUCUCACAUCCAUCUUUGGAGAUAUGCCUCUCCAUUCCUGGGAACCAACUUUUCAUUUUCAUUAUUAUUAUUACUGUUAUAUAUUGCAUAUCUAUCGCACCUUUUUCCCCAAGGAGCUCAGGGUGGCCGGCAUAGCACUCCCCUCCUCCAUCCCCAUGAAAACCCUGUGAGGCUGGUUAGGCGAAGAGGCCAAGCAAGGAUUGGAACACAUGGAUCAUGGAAUACAAGCCUGCUUUUAAAACCCUCCGGCCUCUUGUGCCCGCGGGAGGGAGCCGGGAGCCGGGGGCCGAGGCAGAGCAGCAGCACAGGCCAGGAGGCCGGUGUGUCCCUCAGGUCUGCCUGCCUCCCUUGGCGAGCAGGAGACGGUCGAAGCCCCGAGAAAGACUUGGCAUGUUGUUUUUAAAUGACUUGGUAGCAGCUCUCCCCUUUUUUCCGCCCUCUCUCAGAGGCAGCCUUUUCAAACACCUAAUUUAUUCCAUCUAUUAGAUAGAUUUUGUAGAUUUAAUCAUUUUCACAGUUGGUGGCUCAUUGGAUACUCAAGAUAAACUCCAAAUGAAAGUAUAAUGGGAACGACAAAUGAGUUUUUGCACCAGAAAUAGCAGAAACUUGCUCAAGAAGGGAGUUUGAGAGGAGCAAAAUAUAUAUAAUUUCUCCUUCCGCCCCCCCCCCCCGCCCCUUCUUGGCGCUGCCUUUUGCUGACUACAGUAGGUUACCACAGUUAAUUUCGCCAGUUUUGUUCAUCUGUAAAAUUGCAUAAAAGUGACAUUUUUGUGCUCGUUAUAAGAAGUGCUGAUUUAUAGCUGGUAAAUGGAAUCCCCCUCCCUUUUGUGUGUGUGUGGAGCUCUCAUAGCAGCGUAAAGCACCCAUGAAAUUGCUUGUAUAAUGUAGUUUAAAUCCAAUCUCCAAGAGAGAUUCCCUCCCUCCCCCCUCCUUGGCUAAGGAGAUGUUUCCUCUCCCCACACCAAGUUUAUUUAGGCUGCUUGGAGAAUGAAGGGGGGGGGCGGGUCGUGUGUUUCUUUUGGUUGCUGUGGUCCAUUUCAGAAGAGUGAGCCAGCUGCUCAUAGAAAUGUGGAAUUGGAAGGGACCCUGGAGGGGCAUCUCCUCCACCCCCUGGACCACCGGCCAGGCUGACGGGGGCUGGCGUGGUCUUCAGAAGGACGGAUCUGCCGUAUAUGUAAUACAAAAAGGGCAAAGCACAUUAAAAGUAUCUGGAGGUUUCAGUCCUUCCUGAAGUCACAAAUUAGGCGCAAUCUUCUCCAUUAUCCCAGAGUGAGGGGCACCAAGCAUCCAGCGUAAGAUUUUGGGCUGUUUCCAGCUGAGUUGCAAUAACUGUUUGAUUCUUCUGACAAUAUGUUGACAUUGGUAUCAUCCGAAAAUAUUUGGCAACAUUAAUUUUUGACAAGCAAUAGUUGGUUUAUGGAGAGAAUAAACCAAUUUUGAAGGUGUUUUUUUAAAAAGCAGUUUAUUCGCGAAAUAAAUAGGUGAAUGCCCGCUUAACGCUGCUGCCUGCCUUUUUGUGUCCUAGGUGAAGUCAUGGCUCCCCUGCAUUCCCCGCGAUACCCCAGCCCAGCUGAACUGGACGCCUACGCGCAGAAAGUGGCCAACAGCCCCCUCACCAUCAAGAUCUUCCCCGCCAACAUCAGGGUCCCACAGCACAAGCACCUUAACCGGACAGUGAACGGGUACGACACAACGGGGCAGCGCUACAGCCCCUACCCUGUGCACGCCAGCGGCUACCAGGGACUGCUGGCCAUCGUGAAGGCUUCCUCCUCCUCCUCCUCCAGCAAAGGCGUGGUGAAGAGCACGGAGGGCAAGCGGACUAAGAUGUCCCCUGCCCACGUGGCCGUUGCCCCCUACCCUGUGACGAGCACUUUAGCCCCAGGCCCCUCCUGCGCAGCGCAGCUGGGCUACCACAGCAGCCAGAAGCAGAUGGAGGCCCCCGCGGCCCCCAACGUCACGGUAGCCACCUCAACGAUCCCGCACGCUGGCAGGAGCCUGGCGCUGCCCCAGUCCAACCUGCCCUCCAUCCAGAACAUCAUUUUCCAGAUCAAUCAGCAAUGCCAGGCGCAGGCCAGCCAGCCACUGUGCCAAGGGGUAGUGGUAGCCAACCCCAGCCCCGCCAAGCACGGCGCCGCCACCGCCGCCGGAUUUGCCACCAUGGCGACGGUGGGUGCAGCCGUGGCGUACGCGGGUGCCAUGCUGCCUGACUGCCGCAAGGGGGCUGAGCUGGUGGCAGGCUCCCACCCGGGUGGUGGGCACCUUGGUGCCAAGGCCAGCCUCUACCCCGACGGCAUGGACUACCUGCUCUGGCAGCAGCAGAAGCCACAGCAGCAGCAGCUACGCAUGUACAGUGCGGGCAGCGGGGGUGGGGGCGCCGUCAGCAAGUCCCCUGAGGUGUGCGCCGGGGUCCUGCGUGCCUAUCCCAUGACGGGCACGGCCGACAAGGUGAGCUCGUCCCCGUUGAACUGCGUGGGCAUGCACGGGAACUUCUCAGUGGGGCAGUACUUUGCUCCCCCCUGGAACAGCAUCCUGGUCACUCCCAACAGCGACUGCUACAACCCCCCGGAGCUGGCCAAUGGGCACCGCGAGCUGGGCGUCCAGCCCUCGGACGGGCUGCCCAGCUUGCCCAGCAAGACGCUCUGCAAUACCUCUGUCCUCAGCAGCAGCCUGCAGUCGCUGGAGUAUCUCAUCAACGACAUCCACCCUCCGUGCAUCAAGGAGCAGAUGCUGGGCAAGGGCUACGAGACGGUCUCCGUGCCGCGGCUCCUGGACCACCAGCACGCCCACAUCCGCCUGCCCGUCUACAGAUAGGAGCCGCCGGCACUCUGCUCUGAACCCGGAGGGCAAACCGCUUCAGCUACGGACCCCCUUUCCCCCUGCUUUGCCCUCCCCAGCACCGCCAGGGCCCAGACGGCUGCGGCAAGCAGGGGCCCCGAGGAACGCAGGCAGAGGCAGGCAGCAGCAUCCAGAGACUCGCUGGGAUCACAGAGCUUCAGUUGUGCAACCGGCUGCCCUGGGAUGGAGGAAAUUGCUUGUCUAUAUAGCUCAGAAGUUUUUGUUUCUAUUUCUUCAGAAUGUGAACAGGGAGAUGCUGUCCAAUUUUGCUGCUAAUCCAGGGAGAGAAGGCUUCGCUCUGUGUGUGUGUGUGUGUGUGUGUGUGUGAGAGAGAGAGAGAGAGAGAGAGAGAGAGAGAGAGAGAGAGAGAAGGGGCGUGUGAGUAUGAGUCUGUGACCAGUUGGAUUUGCAUGUGGAGGGGUCCCUUUCCCCUCUCCCAGAAAGAAGUUUCUGUCCUGUGCUGAGUUCAAGUGGGAGCUUUACGUGGGGGUGGGCGGGAGUGGAUCGAGCCCCUUCCCCAGCCUGCUCCUAGGCAUCCAGGUGGCUUAGUUGUGUAGCUUUGCCUACUUUCUAGUUGAAGUCUGUAACUUGCACUGUUUCGAUUUAAAGCUAAUAAUUGGGGAAAGGUGUGAAGUCUAUUUAAGGAAGGAAGAAGAAAACACUUGAAAAAAACUUGAAGAGACUUUUUUGUUUUGUUUUAGUUGAAUCUACUGUACAUUUCUGCGUUUGGCUGCUACACAACGGAGGCCCUCUGCCCUAUGUCAGCAUAGCCCUAGGUGAUUUUUUAAAAUUAAAACCUUACAUUUUAUUGUUAUUGUUAUUAAUAUUAAUAUUAUUUUUAACGGCAAUAUUGCAUUGCCUGUUUUUGUCUGGGAAGCCAGCCUAUUCAGCCAGGAAGUUGUGCUAGAAAGAAUGAGAGGCCAUAUUGGAAGGAUUGUCCCCCCCAGCCCCCCGUUGGCCGUUCAUUUUGACGAUUUCUGUCUCUUUCAAGCCCACCUGUGUUGCACCUGCCUGCGGAUGCACAAUUUGAAAGGGCAGAGUGCGGGAAAGAAACUAAUUUACCUCUGAAAUGUCACAAGCAGAAGACUUGCUCCAUUUUUGUUUCUCCCAAAAAGUUAAUGGAAUCGGACUCACAAGGGCCCAUGUGACGUCAUGCAAUAGGUCCCCCUGCAGCUUGGCUUGUGGCGCGUGGUUUUUGCAUUAGGCUGGACCCAGGUCUAAAUCAGGUCAGAAGCGUGGCUGGGCGGCGGGACAAGUGGGGUUCGUAAAUGAUUUCAGAAGAAUUGGAGGUGAGCGUAGAUUUCUCCUCAGCCCAGCCAGUGUCGUGUCCGUUACACAACAACUCCUCGCCUCCACCUGCUCUGAUCAAGUUGCAGGAGCCUUAGGGGUUCUCAGGCAACACAUGCGGUUUCGUUGUUGGCAGUGUCUACUGUUAGAGAGGCAGGUUGCAGCUGAGAGGAGUAGGACUAAUCCCAUUGAAUGCAUCCAGUGUGUUGUGUUUAGUUUUUCUUUCCAGCAUAUUAUAAUUUGCUUACUUUAAUUUCCUUUUUUAAAAAAAAGAAUUCUCCAAAAAUAUUCCUUCUGCUCUUGUCAUUCAACCCAUGUAAUUUAUGUUUUAAUAAGUUUUAUUCAAGGGACCUGCUUUGCGGGAAUCACAGAGGAGUUUCCUCCCUCCCCUCCCCACUGUUUAAAAGAAGGAAAAAAUAAGAGUGGCCCAAAAGGGGUUGUGCUCUGAAUAUAGAGGUACUGUGUCCUUAACCACCUGUUCCAGCACUAAGUGCAUUUACAAAUCUCUUAGAAUGUGUUUUUAUAUGAAAAAGUGACCAUUAUAUUCUACUGUGAGAAGUGCAUUGUGCACUAUAUUGUUUUAAAAAUGAGAGAAAACAAAAAGUUGGAAAAAAAAACAGCAAACGAUGUCUCUGGAUGUUGUCUUUCUUUUUUCUCUACCCCCCCUACCCACCACCCCCACCACCACCAAAAAGAAAAUUAAACCUGGGCUUUCACUGGC